CCUGAGACCCGUGCUCCUCCCCUCACAUUGUGAACAAUAAGCGGCGGACUCAGCGCUCGGACAGCAGCGCGCACGGUACCGGCCGCCUCGCACCGGAGCUCUCAGUGCGGCCAGUGGAUGGUGGCAGUGUAAGGAUAUAGCUGUCACUGAGCGGGCUUUUAUUGGUUUUAAAAAAAAAAAGAGAGAAAAAAAAAAAAAGGCUUUAAUAUCAGGUGACCCCCCCCCACAACAGACAAAAGGCGCAUUGCUGUCACCCCAUUUCUAGCUAGCCACCCGCCGGGUGGAAGGAUACAGCCGCUAUGCCGGGACUCUGAACCCCCUGUUUUCGCUAAGUAGUGCGCGCGGAUGGGUACAUAACUGACUGCUUGGCGUUGUGUGGUGUGUCCGUGAGAAUAAGGUACCGCCGGCUGUGGUGGCGGAGAGCUUUCUAUCUCGCUCUCUCUCAGUAAAGAAGUAGUGCGCGGAGGGAUCAGCGCCUGGCUGGGCUCAGCUGAUCGGUGAGACGGCGGAGGAGAGCGGAGACACCCGGGGGCAGCGCGGCGGAGACAGAGGUACCCGGGGAGGGGGGCGAUGGGGGACUCUGUCCCGGGGUCUCUUUUACUCGGUGCGUCAUCGGCUGGGGCCCUGGCAGCCAUAGGCAGAGAGAGCCAGGACUCUGCUAAUAGACCUUACACAAUAUACCCUCAGCAAUGGCAGCCAGCCAGGGCCACCUACCGACACAGGGGCUAUGUACUAACCUGGGGGGCGAGAGCAGCGCUAUCUGUCCACAAUAUCCUCCGAAUAGACAGAUACACUGCUGGUAGUACAUAGCUAGGCCUACACUGUAUGUAUGGGGCCAUGGGGGAGGGGGUAAUACUCCAUAUCACUCUAUAUCAGCCCUCACAGGCACAACAAUGUAUCACUAUCAUCCUCCUCCUCCUUGUAUCACUAUCCUCCUCCUCCUCCUUGUAUCACUAUCCUCCUCCUCCUCCUUGUAUCACUAUCCUCCUCCUCCUCCUUGUAUCACUAUCCUCCUCCUCCUUGUAUCACUAUCCUCCUCCUCACUCCUUGUAUCACUAUCCUCCUCCUCCUCCUUUGUAUCCUAUCCUCCUCCCCUCAUCCUUGUAUCACUAUCCUCCUCCCUCCUUGUAUCACUAUCCUCCCCUCCUCCUCGUAUCACUAUCCUCCUCUCCUCCCCUUGUAUCACUAUCCUCCUCCUCCUCCUCCCUUGUAUCACUAUCCUCCUCCUCCUCCUUGUAUCACUAUCCUCCUCACUCCUUGUAUCACUAUCCUCCUCACCCUUGUAUACUAUCCUCCCCUCCUCCUUGUAUCACUAUCCUCCUCCUCCUUGUAUCACUAUCCUCCUCCUCAUCACUAUCCUCCUCCUCCUUGUAUCACUAUCCUCCUCCUCCUUGUAUCACUAUCCUCCUCCUCCUUGUAUCACUAUCCUCUCCUCCUUGUAUCACUAUCCUCCCCUCCUCCUUGUAUCACCAUCACUCCUCCUUGUAUCACUGUAUCCUCCCCUCCUCCCUUGUAUCACUAUCCUCUGCCUCCUCCUCCUCCUUGUAUCACUGUCUAUAGCUCACUGUUUUUUUUUUGUUUUUUUAAACAAGUUCUCCCAUAUUCAGUUUUCUAUUGAGAAACUCAGACUUUAUUUUAGUGUAAUACUAUUUAUAAUUUAUUCUUUGUAUUACAUAUGUCUUUUUGUGGCAUACAGUAAAUUACAUAUAGUGUGUGUGUGUGUGUGUGUGUGUGUGUGUCUAUAUCUAUAGUUGGCAAUAUAUGGUGGUUUGUGUUGAGGGUUGGUAUUGUGCUGUUUUUUGUGUUCGUAGUAUGAUGACCUGUAUAUAGGUACAUGGCUUUGUGUUUAUCUUGCCUUAUUGUUUAUUAGAGGGCUGCCAGUAUGUGUUUUCUUAGGAUUGUAGGGUUUACUGUGUUUAUUGUAUACAAUACACAGUAUUGUGAUAGUCUAUAUGUGCGAUUGGCUGACAUUUGGUGAUCCCACCUAUGACUGGGGUCAAUGGUGGGGUAAGGUGGUCUUUUUUAAUUUGGAUUUAUCAUAUAUAUUAUAUAUACACACACUCUUUGUGUGUGUGUGGCUGCUUUAGCCCUGCUGUAAAAUAUCUCAAAUUUUUUAUUUUUUUCCUCUCUAUUUUUGUUCUAUGGGGAAUCUCCAUUCAUAGAUUAAAUUAUGGGCCUCCGUUUCAGGUCUGUCACUGUAUUAAAUGCUAUACACUGACAUUUUUUAUUUUUAGCAUGCAAGCUGUAUUUUUGAUCUGCUCAGUGUUUUAAACCUUUUUUUUUUUAAACAAGGUUAUUGUUGUAAGUUCAGAGUGACCUGCAAUGAAAACAAUGUCAGCUUCCUGUCUCUCUGAUUUGGUCAGCCAUCUUCAUUUGUUUCGUCCACCAGAAUGCAACCUAUAUUUUGGGGUGAUGUAACCCAAUUAAUGUGUAACAAAUCACUUUUUAUAUAUCUUUAUUGGUGUCUUGUUAGCAAGGCCUUCUUUGUGUUUUCACAGCAGCUUCCUGUUAUUGUUCUUGCAGUGGGAUUUGGCCUAGUGACGUUGUGUGGUUAUUAAAGGGCUUAUCCUAUAUUUGUAACAACCAAUGCUUUUCCUGUAUGUGUUUGUAUGUUGUGUUUUUUUUCACUAUAUAUCAGGGCUUAUGGGCUGUCCCCUACAUAUUUGAGUGUUUCCGCUUAAUUACACUUUAGUUUUUUUGUUAUGCAUGCAUUAUAGUUUAGUCAUGCAUAAUUUAUUUGGGAGCAUUGCAAAAGGAUUUACCUGUUUGUUAUGGAAGUUACAUUUGGGCUUGUAUGUUGUCUUAUUUUAAAGGUCAUUGGGGUUUACAGUAAUAUUUAGGUUUGUAGAGUGCAGAGGGUGUCUAAUGGCAAUACAAAUAUGGCUGUAACAUGAAGGCAACUAUAUGUUGUGUUAGGGGCUUCAGUGAGGUUUGAUGGAAACAUUUAUGAUUCAUGGGGAUUGGCAACAUGUCGAACCUGCAUUAAUUGAUUGGUAUAAAUGGAUCAGGGCAGAGUGAAGUCCAUGUUUUGUUAAGUUACAUGUAUGAUUAUUUUAUAUGUGUGCAGCUGCAUUGUUUGUUAUUGGCUUUCAGGAGUGUGCAACAAUUCAGCUGCAUGUUGGUAUAUAGGGGAUUAUUAGUAUGGACGUGGCAUAAGGGGUGUAUUUUGGGCAGUACAUUUCUUGAGGUUUGUAUGAUAUAUUUCUUGUUUGUAAUUUGUUAUAUAUCCAUAUUUUUUAUUCCUCUAACUUAUUUUCUAUUUAUUUUUUAAUAUAACUUGGUGGCUUUUGUUUGGUAUGGGUAUACCUAUUAAAGUCAGUAUAAUGUUAAUUUUAUGUACAUAUCAUUAUAACCAGUGUUUUACAUUGGAACAGGGGUUUUUAACCUAAGGGCUUUGACCUAAACCUAGGUCCCUGUGCUAUUUGAGUGGGUCAGGCCUCAUGCAGCUGCCUGCAAUAAAUUGUUUUAAGUAGUGGCACUGCUUUCCCAGUGUAAGAGAACCAUUGAGGGUGAUGUGUAGGUGUAUGCAGAAUUUCGUUAUAUUGCAUUUAAAGCUUCUUUCUCUCUGGUUUCACACAGAUCAGACCCUUCAGCUGUUUUUACCUGAUAUGGCUGGCUUUUUCUAUGAAGAGACCUGAGGCCUGCUGUGUCACUAUUAAAGGGACAAUAUAGGUACUGAAACAAUUUUAGCCUAAUGAAGCAGUUUUGGUGUAUAUAUCAUGCCCCUGCAGUAUUUUUCAAUGCCAUUUAGGAGUUAAAUCACUUUAUUCAUCCCUAGUCAUACAUCCCUGCAUGUGACUUGAACAGCCAUCCUAAACAUGUUGUGUAAAGCGACAUAGAAUAUUUAAACUUCCUUUAUUUCACAUUGUUUGAUUUAGAAUGUAUUUCUUGCCCUGUUGAUAGCCUGCAGGAGCCGCUCGUGUAUAAUUCAAUUACAUUAUUAUUCAAUUGCAUACACUUCAAACGCAAGUUAACAUCUGAUUGAAAAUUAAACAACUUUUUUUUUUUUUUCUUCAAAUGCAGACUGUCAGUCACAGCCAGGGGAGAUGUGGCUAGGCCACAUAAACAAAAGCAAUUUAACUCUUAAAUUGCUGAUUGAGCAAUGACACUGGAGGGGCAUGCUGCUUCAUUAAUCUAACCUAAAAUUGUGUUGAUGUCUAUAGUAUCCUUUUAAAUGUGACCUCUUUAUUUUACUGAGAAGCACAAGUAACAUCUAGUAGUAGACCUUGACUAUAUGUAAAAAAGCAAAUGUGAUACACACUCUUAAACCACAUUUAGGCAAAUAAUACCAACUAGUUAUCCAUAUUGGAUUUACCUAUUUAUUGAUAUCCAAACCUUACUGGCUUUUGGCUUUAAGAAGUAUGCUCUUUAAAUUCUGCUUAAAACUUACAAGUUUUAUAUUAAGGGAUCACUAAAGUUACCCAGUCCACUUCAACUCAAUUAAGUGGUUUGGGUGCAGUGGUCCUGUCCUUUUAACCCUGCAGUGUUUGUUGCAGUGAUAAAUCUACCUUAUGCUGACAGCUACCUUAGUUGCUUCUGUUGCGCUGACAGAGUAAAACUUGGUCACGUGAAGCAAAGGCCCCUAUAGCAAAGCAUUGAAUCAGUGCUUUCCUAUUGGGAUGCUUGGAUGCGCACGUGGCGUUCACUGUGCAUGUGCAUCAGGUCCCCAAUGCUCCUCUAUUACGUUGCAGGAGGAGGAAUGGUAUGCAGCACAGAGGGAGCCUCUGCACUGGAAAAUGUAAGUAAAAGAUUUAUUUUUAAUAAUGUAUGUGAGUGGGGGGGAAAGGGAAGGGGAGGCACUUUUAACUAGGGACAGGAACACUAAAGCAUUAAGAAUAGUUUUGUACUCCUAAACACUAGUGUUUCUUCAAGUUCUCCAUCUUCAAAUUCACCAAAUUAAUCUGUGAUAUCUCUGUCUUCACUUCUUUUAAGAGAUGUCAAUAUUUUCCCAAAAACUAGUUGCUCGAAUGUGCAUAUACUGGCUACAUGAAGUGUUACAGGAACUGAUAGGGAAGACCCUGCUCAAAUAAACGUCAGUUAAGUGCUCUCACAGACAUGCAUGAGAACUAUAUAGGGGUCUGGAAACUCAUGCAAGUUUCUAGAUGAAGAUCUUGGCAAUACAGUAUUAUAGACCUCUUAUGUACAGCUCAAGAGAUACCGGUUAUAUAUAUUUUUUUUUUUUUUUUUGGACAAGGGGGAGGGGGGGGGAAACAACUUCUAACUCUACCUGUUGUGUCACACAUUACCAUUAAUUGGUAUUUACAUAAGACAGAGUACUCCUUAUGUUUGUCUUGUGUCUUCUAAUUGUAUUACAGUUCCUUAGGAUUUCAUAAAGAUCCUGCCUUAGUGAAAAAUGGACCGUGCUGCCUCACAAAUUAAUAAUAGUAUGUUUUGAGAUUCCUGCAAUGGACAUGGGUCUAGAUCAGUCUAAUUGGGACUGUACUGGGACGAUGUAAUUCAAACGACACAGCACUCCCAAGGUUAAAUCCCUUCUCAUUCAAAGGUGUCCAUGUAUCAUGGAACAUUCUGAUUAUUAACUAUUGUUAUAUAUUUACAAAGGGAACACUUUCAGAUUACUAGCUAUGAGUUAAGGGGACACUAUAGUCACCAGAACAACUACAGCUUAUUGAAUUUGUUCUGGUGAGUAGAAUCAUUACCUUUCUUACUUUUUCAGAGAAAAUGCAGUGUUUACAUUACAGCCUAGUGAUAACUUCACUGACCGCUUCUCAGAUAGCUAUUUAGAGAUCCUUCCUGGGUCAUGGCUGCCUAAAAUGCAUCCAAACAUUCAGUGUCUCCCUCUGCAUGCAGACACUGAACUUUCCUCAUAGAGAUUCAUUGAUUCAAUUCAUCUCUAUGAGGAGAUGCUGAUUGUCCAGGGCUGUGUUUGAAUCAUGCUGGCUCUGCCCCUGAUCUGCCUCUUUGUCAGUCUCAGCCAAUCCUAUGGGAAAGCAUUGUGAGUGGAUCAGGCUACCACUUCUGCUGAUGUCAGCAGGCAGUGGGCAGGUCAAAAGGAAACCGUGACAAAGCAAGCAGCUGCAGACUUGAAUACAAGUAAGAUUUUACUAUAUUUAUGGAGGCAUGAGGGGGGGGGGCAGGGGGUCUAGAUGGUGGUUUUAACACUAUAGGGUUAGGAAUACAUGUUUGUGUUAGUGAUCCUUUAAUUAUUUAAAUUUACUGUGACGUAUUGGGGAUAUAAAAAAAAACUACAUCCACUGUCAUUAUGGUAAUAAACACUUGAAGGGUUAUAUAUUUUUUUUUUUUUUUUUGUUUACUAUUUUUUUUGUAUUACAACUUUUAAAAAAUUGUUUUUUUUUAAAUGCAUACAGAUUUUGAAUUUUAUAUAAAAAGUGUGUGUGUGUGUGUGUCUUUGUCUUUUGUAGGUUUCCAUUCUCCUCUUUCCACUUCAACCAGGAAGUGGCUACGAUAUUGGCCAUUCACUGUUGUUGUAUUGACACAAGUGAAAGUAGCACUGCAGGUGUGUGCUGUCACAUGCAUUCAGUGAUCCCCUGCAGAAAUCAAUGGAAAUUGAUCACGCUUAUACUUCUCAUGUAGUGAGUGUUACACUCAAUGCAGUGUAUAGAAUUAUUUUUUUCUACUUUCACUUGUGUCAAUAGAACAACAGUGAAUGGCCAAUAUCGUAGCCACUUCCUGGUUGAAGUGGAAAGAGAAGAAUGGAUAUAUAUCUAUAUCUAUAUAUCUAUCUCUCUCCCCCCCUCUGAUGUGAUGUUACUACCGCAAAGGAUUCUGGGUGGGAUUAUGCAAAUUAGUUUAACAAAGAAUCCAAUUUUUGCCUCAAUACAAUUUAAACAUGGAUUCCUUAUGAGUUUGUUUGCUGUAUACAACAGCUUUGAAACACAACUUAGGAAAAAGAUGCAAAGCCGGUGAACCACUCACGGACAGCUGUUUCAUUGUUAAUGCAAAUCCUCAGCAUGAGGUUGAUUACUGGUUGGUUAUUGAGGCUUGGGAAGCAAAAACUAAAUUGGGGAAACUAUCCACAGACUUCAGGUGGAAGGUGUUCUCUCUGAGGAAGCUAUCAUAUAUUGCAUAUAUGUAUAAUAUAUUAUAAAAUGAUUUUAGAAUAUAAAGGAUAGAGAGAUAGAAUAAUAUAUAUAUUAUACUCCCUCUCCCAGAAUAUUACAUGCAAUCUAUAAAACAAGGAGUGUACAUAGAACAGUAUCAGACCUCUGAAAAGUAUAAGCAUGCAUAUGGACUCAGUACUUGGUUUGGGCCCCUUUUGCAGCAAUUUCUGCCUCAAUGCGGCGUGGCAUGGAAGCUAUCAGCCUCUGGCACUGCUGAGGUGUUAUGGAAGACCAGGUGCUUCAAUAGCGGCCUUCUGCAUUGUUCGGUCUCAUGUCUCAUCUUUCUCUUGGCAAUGCUUCAUAGACUCUCUAUGGGGUUCAGGUCAGGCGAGUUUGCUGGCCAAUCAAGCACCGUAAUCCCACGGUCAUUGAACCAGGGGUUGGUGCUUUUGGCAGUGUGGGCAGCUGCUGGAAAAUAAAGUCAGCAUCCCCGUAAAGCUCAUCUGCGGAAGGAAGCAUGAAGCGCUCCAAAAUCUCCUGGUAGACGACUGCGUUGACCCUUGACUUAAUAGAGCACAGUGGACCAACACCAGCAGUUGACGUGGCUCCACAAAUCAACACAGACUGUGGAAACUUAACACUGGACUUCAAGCAUCUUGCAGUGUGUGCCUCUCCAUUCUUCCUCCAGACUCUGGGUCCCUUGUUUUCCAAAUGAGAUGCAAAAGUUGCUCUCAUCAGAAAAGAGGACUUUGGACCACUGAGCAACAGACCAGAUCUGUUUUUUCUUUAGCCCAGGUAAGACGCUUCUGACGUUUGUUGUUCAGGAUCGGCUUGACAAGAGGAAUAUGACAUCUGAAGCCCAUGUCCAGGAUCCGUUUGUGUGUGGUGGCUCUUAAUGCACUGACUCCAGCCUCAGUCCACUUCUUGUGAAAGUCCCCAACUAGGGAUGCACUGAAAUGGAAAUUCUGGGCCGAAACUGUAAAUUCAGGAUGCCCUUGGCCGAAAACGGAAAAUGACUUUUCCCUAAAUGAUUUGUAAGGUGUGUGUUUUCUAUAAUUUUUUAUUAGACUUUUUAAUGAAUUGAAUUAAUCUAAUAUGAAAAACUUCCCUUCUCUUUUAGUGCCCUCCCACGCUUAAUGUUCCUCUCCACUCCCUCUUUUUUAGUGUUGUUUCCCCCUCCUCUCCAGUUCCAUAGUGUUCUUUUCUCCCUUCCCCUGUCCGUGUUUUUUUUUAUAGUGUUCCCCCUCCUCUCCUGUCCCAUAGUGUUCCCCCUCCUCUCCUGUCCCAUAGUGUUCCCCCUCCUCUCCUGUCCCAUAGUGUUCCCCUCCUCUCCUGUCCUGGUGUUCCCCCCUCCUCUUACAGGUGUUCCCCUCCUCUCCUGUCCCGUGUUCCCCUCCUCUCCUGUCCCACAGUGUUCCCCUCCUCUCUCCUGUCCCAGUGUUCCCCCUCUCUCCUGUCCCACAGUGUUCCCCCUCCUCUCCUGUCCCCAGUGUUUUCCCCUCUCUCCUGUCCCAGUGUUCCCCCUCCUCUCCUGUCUCCCUCCUGUCCCACAGUGUUCCCCCCUCCUCUCCUGUCCCAGUGUCCCACAGUGUUCCCCCCUCCUCUCCUGUCCCACAGUGUUCCCCCCCUCCUCCCACCCCCCCUCCUCUCCUGUCCCACAGUGUUCCCCUCCUCUCCUGUCCCACAGUGUUUCCCCCCCUCCUCUCCUGUCCCACAGUGUUCCCCCCUCCUCUCCUGUCCCACAGUGUUCCCCUCUCCCCUCUCCUGUCCCCACAGUGUUCCCCCCCCUCCUCUCCUGUCCCACAGUGUUCCCCCCCCCUCUCUGUCCCACAGUGUUUCCCCCCCCUCCUCUCUCCUGUCCCACAGUGUUCCCCCCUCCUCUCUCCUGUCCCACAGUGUUUCCCCCCCCCUCCCCCCCAUCUCUCCUGUCCCACAGUGUUCCCCAUCUCUCCUGUCCUCUCCUGUCCCACAGUGUUCCCCCCCUCCUCUCCUGUCCCUAGUGUUCCCCCCCUCCUCUCCUGUCCCACAGUGUCCCCCCCUCCCCUCCACUUCUCCACUUCUGUCCCACAGUGUUCUUCUUCACUCCCCCCAUUCCCCCAAAAAAAUCUCACAAUUUUUAUUUUUAUUUAUUUUUUUAUUUUUUAUUUGGCAAGUCUGACCCGUUUUCGGCUGAAACGGGAUAGGCCCGUUUUUGGCCAAAAAUGUUGGCAGCCAAAAUUUCGGUGCAUCCCCUAUCCUCAACACAUUUGAAUGGCUUUUUCCUGACAAUCCUCUUCAGGCUGCGGUCAUCCCUGCUGCUUGUGCACCUUUUUAUUCCACAUUUUUCUCUUCCACAUAACUUUCUAUUAAUGUGAUUUGAUGCAGCAUUUUGGGAACAUCCAACUUCCUUCGCAAUUACCUUUUUGAGGCUUUCCCUCCUGGAGGGUGUCAAUGAUGGGUUUUCUGCACAACUGUCAGGUCAGCAGUCUUCUCCAUGAUUAUGAUUCCAACUGAACCAGACUGAGAGACCAUUUAAAGGCUCAGAAACCCUUUGCAGGUGUUAUGGCUUACUUAGCUGGUUAGAGUGGAACACUGUGAGCCUAGAAUAUUCCACCUUUUCACAAUAUUCUAAUUUACUGAGAUUGUGGAUUUGGGGUUUUCAUGAGCUGUAAGCCAUAAUCAUCGCACUUAUGACAAAUCACUGCUUGAACUAUCUUGCUUUGCAUGUAAUGCGUCUAUCUCAUAUGUUUCCCGUUUUAUGUUGCAUUACUGAAGUAAAUUAACCUUGAUUAAUUAUAAUUUUGAGGGACCAGGCAGACAGUCCAGAGAAUUUAAUUGGCAAGCCCUAUAUUUAACCCCGUAACUUUAAAAAAAAAAAAACAUAAAACCUGUACAUGGAUGGUAUUGUUAUACUCGGGAGAUUUAGCUGAACACAAAUGAGUGUUUUAGAAAGUAAAACUUAUCAUGACGAUAUCACCAGUAAAAGUGCAGUUUUUGUUUAAAAUAAAAUAAAUGCAAAACAACAUAACACUAACUUUGGUCAGCGUUUGUGACUAAGUGGCUACUACGAAAGACAGCAAAUACCCCAUUUUGAAUUCCCUGGGUUGUCUACAUUUGAAAAUUGUAUGCUGUGAUGAGGUUAUUUCACAUUCCUGGGCUACCAGAUUUGUCUGCUGGGUCUAUGCAGACAAAUCUGGCAAACUGAAUUGGACCCAGCAGACAAAUCUGGCAAACUGAAUUUGGCAAGCCCUAUAUAUUGACCCUGUGACUUUCCAAAACACCAUAAAACCUGUACAUGGGGGUAUUUUUAUACUCUGGAGAUCUUGCUGAACACAAAAUAUGAGCGUUUUAAAAAGUAAACCUUAUCACGAUUAUGAAAUCUCCAGUAAAGUGCAGUUUUUGUGUAGAUUUUUAUAUAAAAUGCAAAAAACAAAUCUGAACGCUAACUUGGGCAAGCAUUUGUGGCUACUACAAAAGACUGGACAUAUCUUUUGAAUACCCUGGGUUGUCUAAUUUUUCAAAUGGUGUGUCAUGGUGGGGUUAAUUUUCAUUUCUGGGCUGCCAUACCGUCUCAGAGGCAACAUAGCCAAUCUGGCAAAUAGCAAUUACCAGAAAUUGACAAAUCUUAUGUUUGACCCUGUAACUUUCCAAAUCACCAUAACAUUUUCAGUACUUGAGGGGUACUGUUUAGGCAUGCACCAAAAUGAAAUAGAGAAAUCAGGAUGCCCUUUGCUGAAAACCGAAACCAAAAAGGCUUUUUAAUUUUUAUUUAUUUAUUAUUAUUUUUUUAAGUGUGUGUUUGUGUGUGUUUGUGUGUGUUUGUUAUAUAGUGUGUGUGGUGUGGGAUAGGGAUGUGGUUUAUGUUUGUAGGUUAUGUAGAAUGUGUAAGGCACGUAGUGUUGGGGGGGCUAGGGAUAACAGAGUGAGAGGGUGACAUAGCGUGGGGGGGGAUGGUGAAUGGUGGUAGAGUGGGAGGGAGUGGGCAACUGGUGACAGUGAAGUAGGGUGUUAGAAAUUUUUUUUUUUUUUGUGCCAGUGUUCUGGCUGCAGACUGUGCUGUAUGGUGGUCCGGUGGUGUCUCUACAGUCUGCAGCUCACACCGGGCAGAGCUGCAGAUUGGGCUGUAUCUUGCGAGCUCCAGAAGUCAGUGUUGCGGCGUUGUAGACUGUACUGGCAAACAGGGCAAGCUGCCGGACCCCCUCCCGAUGUCGGGUGACCUAUUUUCGGCAGAUGUGACCUUUUUCGGCUGAAAUGGGAUAGGCCUAUUUUCGGUCAAAAAAUAUCGGCGCAUCCCUAGUUACUGUUGUACUCGUGAGACAUUACUCUACACAGUGUUUUAGAGCAGUAAAAUGUAUUCUACUGAUAUCAUCGGUGAAAUGGCAGUUUGUGUGAAAAAUGCAAGAAAAAAAAUAAUCUAAAAGCUAAUUUUGGCCAGGGUUUGUGACUAAGUGGCUACUAAAUAAGACUGCACAUACCCCAUUUUGAAAACCGUGGGUUGUCUAUGUUUUACAAAUGGUAUGCCAUAAUGGGGUUAACUUUCAUUCCUGGGCUGUGAUACAGUCUCAAACAUAGGCCCAGCAAACCAAUCUGUCAAAUUUCAAUGUGCAAACAUAGAUAAAUGGAAAGCCCUACAUUUGACCCCUGUAAGUUUGCAAAAAAACAUAAAACCUGUACAUUGGGGGUACUGUUGUACUCGAGAUGUUGCUGAACACAUAUUGGGGUGUUCUUGGUCAGUAACACACAACAGGAAGUGAGAAUCCAUGCCUAAAGUACAAUGUGAGAGAAAAAUAACACAAAAAUGACUACCAAAAAGUUUGACAAAGACUGGUAGUAGAAUUAGUGCAUGGGAAGUGUUAAAAUACCACCAUUUGAAAUUCCUUAGGGCUGGGGGUAGGCAUCCUUCGGCACUCCAGAUAUUAUGGAUUACAUCCCCCUUAAUGCUCUUACACCCAUAGUGCUAGCAAAGCAUCGUGGGAGGUGUAGUCUAAAACAUCUGGAGUGCCGAAGGUCGCCUAUGCCUGCCCUUGGGUGUCUAAUUUUCAAAAAAUAUAUGGUUUGAUGGGGGUACAUUACAUUGGCCAGCUUCAGAAAUUUCCCAAAUACAACAUGAAAUGUGCACCCUCUAAAUAAGGUCUUUUAGCCCCCAGAGAACCGACACACCUAUACAUGGGGGGUAUCACUGUACUCAGAUGGUGGUGCUGAACACAUAUUGUGGUGUUCUUUGGCAGUAACCCUUAAUGUUCUCCGUACAUGUAUUCUUAAAUUGCUAUGUGUGUCAAAAAAAACUUACUUUUUUUUUUUUAACAUUUGGCAUAGAUUGGUAGUAAAAUGGUAGCAUGAAAAGAGUCAAAAUACCCCAAGUUUAAUACCUUAGGUUGUCUUUUUAAAAAAAAAAGUAUGUAUGUAUAGGGUUAUUCAUAGAUUCCUGACAGAUAUCAGUGUUACACUGUAACUUGCGUUAAUUUUGAAAGAAGGGUUUGGAAAUAGCAAAGUGCUGCUUGUGUAAAAAAUAAAUAAAAAAAAAAAAAGGCUAAGAAUCUGUUAACAUUGGGUAUUUCUAAACUCAGGACAAAAUUUAGAAACUUUUUGGCACGGGUGUUUUUUGGCGGUUGUAGAUGCGUAACAGAUUUUGGGAGUCUUUGUUAGAAAAGGUGUGGGUUUUUAUUUAAAUCAUAUUUUAUAAAAAAAAAAAAAAAAUUAUUGUAAAAUUGAUAUGGUGAAAAUAAUGGUAUCUUUAGAAAGACCAUUUAAUGGCGAGGAAAAACUCUAUAUAAUGUAAAUAAGUAAGAGGGAACAUUUCAGCUAAACACAAACACCGCAGAAAUGUAAAAAGAGCCCUGGUCCUCAGCAGUAAGAAAAUUGGGAAAACAGUCUGGUCACCAAGGGGUUAAAGGAUAAUGGACUUAGUGAGGAAUAUGUAUACAUUUAUACUUUCAACCCUUUUUAUUAUUCUACUGCCCACAUAUUAAUAGGCAAGGGGUUAAGAGAUACAAGGUUAGUAUGAUAAAUGCAUAAGGCAAAGAACUUACUUUCUCUGUAAUUAAAAGGCCCAGAUUUGUUAGUGGGAAGAUACUCUAACUUGUUCUAUGGACUUAAAGGACCACUAUAGUGCCAGGAAAACAUACUUGUUUUCCUGGCACUAUAGUGCCCUGAGGGUGCCCCCACCCUCAGGGACCCCCUCCCGCCCGGCUCUGGAAGGGGAAAGGGGUAAAAACUUACCUUUUUCCAGCGCUGGGCGGAGAGCUCUCCUCCUUCUCUCCUCCUCCAUUCCUCCUCCUGGGCUGAAUGCGCACGCGCGGCAAGAGCUGCGCGCGCAUUCAGCCCGUCGCAUAGGAAAGCAUUUACAGUGCUUUCCUAUGGACGCUUGCGUGCUCUCACUGUGAAAAUCACAGUGAGAAGCACGCAAGCGCCUCUAGUGGCUGUCAAUGAGACAGCCACUACAGGAUUAGGGGGAAGGCUUAACCCAUUCAUAAACAUAGCAGUUUCUCUGAAACUGCUAUGUUUAUAAAAAAAAUGGGUUAACCCUAGAAGGACCUGGCACCCAGACCACUUCAUUAAGCUGAAGUGGUCUGGGUGCCUAGAGUGGUCCUUUAAGUUUGUCUGCACACCACAGCCACUCCAUUAUAUGUAGCUUAUUUCUGUAAAGCAAAGAGUAGUAGUGCUUCCAACAAGCAUACUCUUAAGACUUGUGCCACCUUUUGUUAUAAUAGUUAGACUGCCAGUGGUACUUGUAACAAUAUACUAAACAGACAUGGAGUUGUUUAUCUGUAGCAAAUAACUUUGCUGUGGGACACAAAUCUAAUUAAUUUAUGUUGCCUCACAUAAGGAAUUAAUCUUCAUUAUAGGUUGUAAUUGCCAUAUUAUUCUGGUUGUAAAAUAACGAUUUACUCCUCCUCUUGUCAAAUUCCAUGAGUAUGGCAAAUGCCGCAGCACUGAACUAGAUCUGCAAACCUGUAUCUGGUUACAUAUCCACUAACCUAAUGGCAUCAUUCAUGGCUCUGGAUAUUACUACCCAAUAGUGGAAGAAAUAUGGUGGGUGUGUGUAUGCAAUUUCUUUUUUUUUUUUUUGUCUUUCAGUUGUGGUUGUCUGAGCUCCAAAUGCUGAAUGAUGUAGAAUUAGUAAAGGAAACUAAAGAUUUUGGUACAUGAUCUCUGACUGACGAGGUUAUGUAAUGUACUGUGUUCUGCUGAACAUUUCCUUUCACUAGCAAUGACCUUCAGUGAUUGUCCAAGAUUACUAGAAAAUGUUGAACUGCAUGCCACUCAAACAACCUUGGUCUAAAUUUGGGUAAUCUUUUUGCAUGCAAAUUUGCCUUAAAAUGUUUCUCUACGCUUUACCGGUAAAAAGAGAAGCUUUCUAGUUAAAGCAAUAUAACCUAUAGCUAAUUUUAUUUGAUAUUUUUUUUGGGUGGGAGGGGGGUUUAUUUUUAUAAAUAUUCUUUUAUUUUUUUUUACUUGUCACAUUUGCAUCUACUAGUUGAAAUUAAAAUUUAUAAAGGGACUAGUUUCCAUAGCAACUAUAAACAAUGGCUUAGAGUGCUCUGUCUAGAGGGAAUACAGUGAUAAUUUGCAGCUUACUAAACCCAAACAACCUCAUACACAUGCAUUCUGAAGUGAACAGAGGGAUCUUGUAGAAGUGAGUAAGGAAGCAGAAAAAAAAAAUGGAACUAGCAGGAUUGGUGUGCAGUAUGUGUUUAUUCAUUUUUUCUGAGUGUGUGUAUUUUAAGGGACUCUCUAGGCUCCCAGACAAUUUCUUACCAAUGAAUUGGUCUAGGUGCAAUGUCCCUUUAGUUGUAACAGAGUAAAACUUGGCUAUUUCAAUAUGAUUUUUCUUAAUGAGACAGUUUGAUUGGCACAUUACCUGCCUGUUUUGUUGCCAUGCACACUAGCUUUUAAAUUCUUUCCUAUGGGAAAGCAUUGGAUUGGCUGAGUUCAUCAAGAUUGUUACUGUUCCGAAGAAGGCAAGGCCAGCUGCAGGAAGAGCAGAGCUAGGGGGUGGGAAAAAGGUGUCUAAAUAUAAUUUAUUUUUCUUGCUUGGCGGUGGAGGGAUGUCACCUGUUCUGUGACAUCUGUAUUCCUAACCUCCCACACAUCUAGUGUUCUUUUAAUCCCUUUCUGUUAUGAUUAUCAGCUAAGUGAUGGACUAACUGGAAAUGUAGUAAUCUAGUCGUGUGCCGCUCUUUGUUACGUAGGGAAGCAUUGGGAGGGGCUAAUGCACAUGUGAAGCAAUCGUGAUCUCCUCCUAGGGAUGCAUGAUCUCUCACUCUCUCUGGAGAGCGUAUGUGGAUGCUCCUUAUUAGUUCAAUGUUAAAAAUGUGGGCUACAGGACAUGGGCAUUUAAAAUAAAAAUGUCAACUAUUGUUUGUUGAUUUUUGUGUAUCUGUAAACUGCAUAAAUUACAAAAUACUGUGUAGAUUACUACACCGAUUUGUUGUGUGAGAAAAUCUUAAUCCAAGGAUUGCUAAAUUUUAGACUGGUUUAAAUAUUGCCAGUUAACCAACCAAUUCUGUUAAUGGAAUGUCUAUAGGGUUUGAUGGUUUAAUUUUGGAUUCUGAAAGGAUUCACAUGGAUUACAUCCCACAGCUUCCAUGAGGUUUUUUUUUGUUUGUUUGUUUUUUUUGUUUUUCCUACCAUAGUGUGGCCUGUAAAUGGCUAUUGGUCUGAAAUGCCAACUUAUCCAUGUUAGAAUAGAUUGCCACAUAAACCGUGGAUGGUUAUCUGUAUACUAUGCUUUAAUGUUAAUCUCUAAAAAGACACAUGUACAUGCAAGUGGGGUGUUGCUGUAAUCUGUAAUGUAACUCUGUAGCUUUUUUUUUUUUUUUUUUUUUUGGGGUGGGGGGUGUAUCGGAUAUGUAUAUAGAUUACCAGGUUCCUUUUGUAUAAGGAAAAGGUGUGUGGAGAACCAUGAAAUUUAACUGCAAUCCAACACAGAUACUUCUCGCUGCAGCCAAACAUCCUAUCACAAGAUCAUCAUUCCUGGUAAUCUCUAUUCCAAUCAGAUGUUUUGCGUAGAGAAACAUUGAGGACCUGUGGCACAUAAGUUGAAAUCAUUGUGCCCUUUCAAUCCAAUGUUCUCUUCGAGAUGCAUUACCCAUCCUAUUUCCACAUCCUACGUGAUGAUGCUGAAUGUGAUGACAUUUGAAAAUGUAAAGGGUCUUAAAGAAAUAUUCCAAGUAAAAUAAACAUUAUAGUGUAGUGUCUAUGGUGCCUUCUCCUCCGUCAUAGAAAUCAAACCAUUUAAUUAAGUUUUGACUUCUUACCUCCAGUUGUAUGGAUUAAAAAAAAACAAAAAAACACAAAAAGUUUGCAAAUAAGUAAUAUCCUAAGCUCUGGAAGCUGUACAAAUCUUUUAAAAGAUUACUAAAUGUAAUAAACAAUCCUGACUGUAAAAAGUAGAGCUCAUUAUCACAUUAAGUAGGUGGUGGUGUUUUUUUGUUUUUUUUUGUUUUGUUUGUUUGUUUUGGGGCUUGUAUUGUGUCCUUGGACUGGUGGUGAAAUAACAGAAACCAGAUUACUAGAUGGGAGGGGGGUAUCCACUACAAAAUGAGUGCAGCCUCUCUAGCGAGCUCUAGUUAAAUCCACCUGCCAUAUCUCUAAGUUAUUUUAGUAUUUAAUUUAUUUGUAGAAGUAUAAAUUAGUCUAUAGAUUAACAGUUUUGCUAAAAGGGACACAAACGGUGACUUGGAUAGCCUAAGGGACAUGCUGUAUUCAUUAUGGUACAACCAGUCUCCUGGCGCAGGUCUUAUGUUAUCAUUAAAGUCAAACUUUGUACUAACUCAUUAAGAUCUAGUUCAUCCCUACUUGGAUGGGAUUAAUUGUCUGAGAGUAUCAGCUAUAGCUUUGUCUAUGAAUUUUGUCUAAACACAGAUGCAGUAAAUGUCACAAUUACAGAAGUAGGAACGUCUAUUUGAGAAACAUCUGUCAAGAGGACUGCAGAACUGUGCCAGUGUGCUGUUGUGCCAAUUCUGAUCUUUUUUUUUUUUACGCUCAUUUUGAAAGCGUGUGGUUUUUAUUUAUUUAGUUUUUAGUUUUUUUUUAAUUUUUUUUUUUAUAUAAUGUAUAGUAAUUUUCCGAGUGUUCCUAGAUUAAAGGAACACUAUAGUCACCCAGAUCAUUUUAGCUUUAUGAAGUGGUCUGGGUGCAGUGUCACUGUCCUCUUAACCCUGCACUGUAAAACAUUGCAGUUUUUGUGAAACGUAAAUUUUUACAUUCAAGGUUAAGUCCUCCUCUAAUGGCUGUCAUACGGACAGCCGCUAGAGGCGAUUCCGCUGCACUAACAGUGUGAAAUUGUCACAAUGAUGUGGAAACUGCAUAGGAAAGCAUUGAUUCAGUGCUUUCCUCUGGGAACGUUUGUGCGCGUGGUGGUCACUGCGCAGUGCCUCUUUCAUGACGUCAUAUUUAGUGUGUGUAAUAUUGUGCUUCACUGUCCCUUUAAUACUGCAGAGGCUAGGAGUGCUUGUGGCUAUCUGUUCUAUUUAUAACUGUGAGAUCUGUGUUUAAUAUUUAUGCUCCACGUGUGAACUUGCAUAAGGUCUGAUUUGAUGCAUUGGGCAAUUCAUUUUUUGCUAGACGGAGUUCCAGUAUGUUAACUCUUUCUACAUCCGAUAACCCUGAAAAAGCUUUGGAAGCUACGUGUAAUCAGGCCUUUAUCUGUAAGACAGUAAUUCUGUAUUGGGCAGCGGUGAUGGUCAACCAAUACACUCCAGAUAUAAAGAGGGGAACUGGAGCACAGUUACAGGGUUAAAAAUCUUAUUUACCCAUAGCAAGUACAAAUUUAGCCUUUGUGAAUGUCAUAAAUUUGAUCCUGAUGAAAGUCAUCUAUGCAGGACUGAAACGUUGAUCGUCUUUUAUAUUUUGAAUUAAUAGGUUUUGGACUUUUGAAUCCGUGAGUGCUGCUACCUAAUUGGAAAGAUGGAUACUACUAGCACCCGGUUAUUAAGGGAUUAAAGCGUGAGUGCAAGAGUACAUUUUAGGCUACAGUUCUUAUGUUUAGCAUUUGCCAGCCCUCCUCUUUAACACUGCUCAAAGUUUGACUGUCCAAUCACAAACUUCCCAAUGCAGCUCAAUGAGAAGUCUUUGCAAGGCAGGUACCCUGGGCAAUUGUCUGCCUCUUGAUUUUAGUUCCCCAGAGAUAAACUAGCAGGAAAUAACGGGACUGGUUGUCUGACAGCAAGUUGGCUAUAACAAGGUUAAUCUCUAUAAAAAAUUUUUUAAACUUUUUGUCAAAUGGGGGAGAGGUGGUUAACACACUCUCCACAUAAUACUAAGCACUGUGUGGAGUGUUCCUUUAAUGGCCGGUCAGAUCACCUGCCCCUAGGCAUCUUCUCAUGCAUUGAAUGCCUCUGUAAAUAGGUAUCUAGUCCUCAAAAUCUUCCAUAGUGCAUCAUUCUAUCUUAAACACACAAGAAUAGCAUGUGAACCUGCUCGGGGGUAUAGCGAGUUAGAUUGUACUGGUAAUAUUUAAGAAAAACAAACCACUAUUUCUGACCAUAUAGUGGUAAAACCAGCAUUUAGGAGACUUGCACAUAGAAAGGGUUAAAACGUACCUUAUUUCCAUCUCUCCAUGGGUCUGUAGGCGCGGCCCCUGUCCCUGAUUUGCCUCUUUGGCUGACAUUAUCAGAAAUUAUUUCAGCUAGUCCAAUGCCACAGGUAAAGCAUUGGAUUGGCUGAGAUUGCCAUGUAGGCAGGGAGGGAGCAGGGCCAAACACUAUCCUAACCAAUCAGCAUCUCCUUAGAUGUAUUGAAUCAAUGCACCUAUAUGAGGAAUGUUCAGCAUCUCCAGGCAGAGCUGUCCACUGUGCAGCACUGGCCCAGGAAGCCCCCGUAGUAGCCAUCUGAGUGGCCACUGAAGAUGUAUGUAAACACUGCAUUUUCUCUGGAAAGACAGGGUUUCUGGGGCUGACUAUACUCACCAGAACAACUAAAUUAAACUGUUUUUGUUCUGGUGACUAUGGUGUCUCUUUUAAAGACCUAACAGGAUUUCUGUUGAGUUUUUUUUAGAAUUAAUAUACUGACUGGUUAAAGCAAAGGGAAGAAACAUAAAUUAAUUUAUUUUGAAAUAUCUUUGUAUAGAAUAUGUGGAGAAUAUCAGUGUAGGUUAGCCCAGUCCACAUGGCCUAUCAUUGCUGUCUAGUUUGAACAGAAAUGAUAAUGCAGAACUGCAUUUUCUGCAUUGUUAAAACUGCUAAAGCUGGUAGAAGUCUCUGUAUGUCACAAUGUAUUUGGUGGCUUUUUUUUUUUCUCUCCUCUGUCUGCCAUUUUGUGGAUCCAAAUGGUAUGACACAAAAAAAAUGUGGUGCUUUUUUUAAUGGACUUUGUACCUCAAUCAGUACACAGUUUUUAGAAAUUAUGGAUUUACGAUCUUCUCUUCACAUGGUAACUGCUAAAACUUCUCCUAUCUCCUUAAAGAACCACUAAAGUCACCUAGAUUAUUUCAUCUCAAUUAAGUGGUCUGGGUGCCGUGGUCCUGACACUUUAAUCUUUUAUUGUAAAACCUUGCACUUUUGUGGGGUUACACACAUCUAGUGGCUUUCUGGAAAAAAGUAGAGGUACUUAUCCAUUAAAACUCAUGUUAGAGGGAAACUAGUGCCAGGAACACACACGUUUUCCUGGCAAUGUAGCUUCCCCUUCUGUCGAGGCACUCUCCCGCGGCUCAGCUCCACCCAUACUCCUCCCCCGCUGCUGGUGGGGGAGACGUAAUGCGCAUGAAUGGCAAAGGCUGCGCAUACAUUAGACCUCCCCAUAGAAAAGCAUUAUUCAAUGCUUCCUAAUCGGGAUUCCGGCGACGCUCAACAUACUCAUGCAGAGCGUGGGGACGUCAAACGUCAUUUAAAACACUUUUUUUCGUGUUCUAAGAACACGGAAGCACCAUCUAGCGUCUUGUCUGAGAGAAUUACCCCUGUAAUCAAAACAAUGAGGUUUCUCCAAAACCGCAGUGUUUUGACUAACAGGGCUAAGGGGAGUGGUCUGGAUGCGUACAGUGUCCCUUUAAGCGACCGCUUUUAGGAAAGCCUUGAAUUCAAUGCUUUCCUAUCAGUUCUUGCAUGUGCUCACUACGCAUGCACAUCAGGAUUGAACAGAACAUCAUUGAUCUCAUGCCAGAGAAGGCCAUGGGUCCUGAAUGGCGUUGCAGAGAUAUAAGAAGCGCCAAGGAUGCCUCGGCACUGGAAAAAGGUAAAACAAUCCAUUUUCUUAACUUGGGUAGGGGCUUUAAACCAGAUGGGGGCACAAAUAUUACAGGGUUAGGAAUACAGGUUUGCAUUCCAAAUGUUGGUGUUUUUUAAUUCUCUGCAAGAUUGUAAACUCUUGCUCCCACCCAUGCAGGCAGUAGAUUGGGACAUUAUUGUGGAAAAAGUAUUUUGUAAUGUUGUGGUAGGCCAAAUGAUUUACAAGGAAUGUAGCAGAUCACUUUGUAAGGAACACUAUAUAAUGUCAGGAAUACAAAAGUGUAUUCCUAUUACUACAGUGUUAAAAAUCCAUGUUAGGUUUUUUGGUUGUUUUUUUUUUUUUCCUAUUACCUUGAUGGCUCUGCCUCUUUGGCUGAGAUCAUCAAUCCUGAUCUCUGCUAAUCCAAUGCUUUCCCAUAGGAAAGCAUUGGGAGACUAAUAAGCACCAAUCAGCAUCUCCUCAUAGAGAUGCAUUGAAUCAAUGCAUCUCUAUGCGGAACGUUCAGCGCCUCAAUGCAAAGUAAAUUUAAAGGGAAAAUGUUUAUUUUUAUGUUGGCACUGAGACGGAGUUUGUCCUGCUGCUCUCUCCUCCCAUGAUGUCAUCCAGUGCUUGUCAUAGAGAAGUGCAUGUUACAAAUGGCAGUGUUUUACAUUGCAGGGCUAAAACGCCAGAGACACUACACACAGGAUGCUGAAUUCAGUUUAAUGGAGGAAGAAAAGCAAGUCAAUUUUUAAAUAUGUUUAACCCCUUCAGGACCGGACUGUUUUUGCGAUGUUUGUACGUUAAGGACCAGAGCUAUUUUAACACUUUUGUGGUGUUUGUGUUUAGCUGUAAUUUUCCGCUCUCAUUUACUGUUCCGAUACAAAUUAUAUAUAUAUAUAUUUAUUUUUUUAGGACAAAAAGGGCUUUCUUUACAUACUAUUAUUUUUAUCAUGUCAUAUAAUUUAGUUUUAAAAAAAAUAAUAAAAAUUAAAAAAAAACACGUUUUUUGACUACUUAAAUCUUUUACUGAUCUGCUAAAUAGAUUCAAAAUUUUGUUCUGCGUUUAAAAACACCCAACGUUUACGUAUUUUUUUGCUUUUAUUUGCAAGUUAUAGGGCUAUAAGUACAAGUAGGAAAUUGCUGUUUCAAAAUGUACAUUUUUCAAAUGUAUCGAUAGUGACAUUGUAACACUGUUAUGUCAUAAAUCUCCAAAAAACACCCCACAUGUGUAUAUAUUUUACUUAAACUAGAUAACCCAGGGUAUUCAUCUAAGAAUAUUUUUUAAAAAAAAUAAUAAAAAUUAAAAAAAAACACGUUUUUUGACUACUUAAAUCUUUUACUGAUCUGCUAAAUAGAUUCAAAAUUUUGUUCAAAAACACCCAACGUUUACGUAUUUUUUUGCUUUUAUUUGCAAGUUAUAGGGCUAUAAGUACAAGUAGGAAAUUGCUGUUUCAAAAUGUACAUUUUUCAAAUGUAUCGAUAGUGACAUUGUAACACUGUUAUGUCAUAAAUCUCCAAAAAACACCCCACAUGUGUAUAUAUUUUACUUAAACUAGAUAACCCAGGGUAUUUUUGUUUGGUUUUUUUUCACAUACAUUGCAAUUCAGGUAUAAAUUCACAGAUUCUGUUAGGUGUCCCUGCCAAACACCCCAAUAUGUGUUCAGCAACAUCUCCCGAGUACAGUGAUACCACCCACGUAUAGGUGUGUCGGGUUGUUGGGGGGGCUAAAAGGCCACAUUUGGCAGGUGCGCAUAUCCGUUUCCCAGCUUGGAAUUUUGACAUGUAGUCAACCUGCAUGCAUGUCCUAUUUGGGACAUUUUUGAAGCCAGCCAAUGUAUUUUACCCCCAUCAAACCAUAUAUUUUUGAAGAGUAGACACCCUAGGAUAUUUCACAUGGUGGUAUCUUAACACGUUUCAUGCACUGAAUUCUACCACCAGGCUUUGUCAAAGAUUGAGUUAGUAAAAUUUUUUGUUUUUGUUUUUUUCACACACAUUGUACUUUAGGCAUGAUUUAACAGAUCCUGUAAUGUGUCACUGCCAAACACACCAAUAUGUUCAGCAACAUCUCGUGAGUACAGUGAUACUACUUAUAAAAAUUAUCCACAUAAACAAACAAGGGGUUUAGUAGGUCCCAUACAAGUUUCCCACUUGUCCCCAGGGAGUCAGGACAGCCAGGAGGGUCCAGUUGACCAUCUUUCCCCUCAUAUACAUGAAAGGCAAACGUGUAUCCACUUUCGCUCUCGCACAGUUUGUACAGUUUUAUGCCAUACCUAGAGCGCUUUGGGGGGAUGUAUUGUCUGAACCCUAAUCUCCCUUUGUAUUUCAUUAGCAAUUCAUCUAUAGAUAAAUUUUGUUGUUGGGUAUAAAAUCCAAAAAUUUGUCCUGAAAAUGGUCUAGCAGUGGGCGUAUUUUAUGAAGCCUGUUGUAUUGGGGGUGAUCUUUAGGGUGACAGAAGGUAUUGUCACUGAAAUGUAAAAAUCUCAGCAGGAACGCGUAUCUGGCUCAAGGCAUGGUUUGGGAGAAUACUGGACUAGACCUUAUUGGGUUGGUGCUCCAGUACGAGUGAUUCGAUGGCUUCUUUAUAAUCCCCAUGAGCAUUGAAAGAGCCCAGAAUUUUUUAAGCUCUGGGACAUCUGUGGGAUGCCAGUCAUGCUCCCUGACUGUAUAGCUACCUGGAUUGUUAUCAAUAAAUUGGGUAGCGUACAAGUUAGUUACCCAGAUGGUAUCCCCUAAAAAUAGUUUAUAACACCCACUUUGACAGCAGCCAAUUGUGAGCAAUUGCGGAUCGCUCACAUGCCGCAAUUGGCUGUUACUAUGUGCCUGGGAUGUCUGGCAGAUAGUUAGUGUUAUACAAGCGGGAGCCAUCUUUGAUCGCUUCCCGCAGCCAGUUUUUCGCUAUGACAGUUCAGGACCGUCAGCGGUCCAAACGCACGUUUUACUGCUGACUGUCCUGAAGGGUUAAAAAUUAUGUUUUUUUUUUUUUUUUUUAAAUGUAUAAAUAUAUUUUUGUUAUUAAUGGUGCUGUGACAUAAACAGUUUGUCUGGCAACUUAGUGUCCUAGUUUAAACCAGUCCUGCUUUGCUGCCUGUGUAGCAUGUGUCUGAGGAAGCUCAGAUGAGUCAGCUUGGCAAGGGAAAGUGGGAUUGUUUAGUGACUGCAAAAUUCUGGUGACGUAGGAUUUUUUUUUUUUUUUUGUGUGAUACUCUUGAUAGGAAGGAGUCUGUGUCAUUCUGAGUAAUCUCAACAUAGUGGGUGUUUCAGGCUCUGCCCAUUUUCAUAGCAAAAACUUCCUCCUGUGCAACUUUAUUCUACACGUUCACAGGAGCCUCUUUUUACAGGAUGCUGCACCCUUUUCCUCACUUCCAAAGCUGCGUAGAAAGGGUAAUUUUUCUUAUAAAUUUUGUUUAUCCGUGAAGAUGUUCGUGUUUCAAGUUUUUACUGGGCAGAAAAUAAUAUCCUAGAAGUGGUUUCUGGGGCAGAGCCUAAUGCCUGCUGAAAGGAGGCCUUGUGUAGGGAGGAUUGGGUUAAAGGUCAGCUGUAUUUAUUUGUGUUGCAUUUAAAAAAAAAAAAUAAAUUGUGUGUUCAGAUUUUGUACAUUGUAUACUAUAAGGUACCAGUUAUCUCAAAUGGCUAGUGGACAUAUUUCUCUGUAAAUGUUAUUUAUUCAGUGUUUGUGUAAAUUGUUUUCUUUAGUUUUCAGAAGUAGAUAUAGUUUUAAUUUACCUGCAUCUGGUCAUUCCCAGUUUACUCCCUUUGGUAAAUGCUCGAUGCAGAAUCUGGCCAUAUUAAAACUUUAUUGUCCUUUGCAGGUCAUCUCUAUUUUUUAACUUUGUAAGAACAAAGGAUAAUCCGUGUUGUCCUCUCUAUAAUCUGAAAAUUAAAUCCCUUUUUUUUUUUUUUUCAUGUUUUUUUUUUUUGUUUUUUUGCUACUUUGAUACAGGCAUUAAACUGCUGCCACUAAACAUUCUUCGUUAAACAGUGGGAAAUCCCAUUGUCUUGGCAAAGGUUCCCUCCCAUCAAAUUUGUACACAUCCGUGUUUGGGUUAAUAUUACUCUUGUGUACAAACUUUAAAAAUAAUGGUAAUAAAAUGGCUGCAGGAAUUAACCAAUAUGUGUUAAAUAAUCUAAAUUGAUGAGCUUAAUAUCAGUAAGGGGGGAAAAAACACUACUGUUUUUCUUGGAACUCGUUUUUGUGGUUCGUUGAUCGCUCUCUGCUGGUGGCUAUAACUUUUUUCUAGUUGGCUUGCCACAAAUGCUUUGGCAGGCAGUGUCUAACACAUUUCCAAGUGAGUGCCACAGUAACAAGUAUAACAGGCUGGUCUGGAAUGCAUUACUUUAUCACCAGUGGAAAGUUAAUGGGUACGAUCCACAAAACCUUAAAAUAGUAUAUGCUGUACGUCAGCAAGUGUAACAAACAGAUCACAAUGUAAAUAUACCAAUCGUAGCUUUUAGUCAUGGCACCCAAAUGUGACCUUUUAAAGAGAAAAACACCUUGUUCUUAAUGUAAUAUGAGUACAUUUUUACUACUGUAACCCUAUUCUGUGUACCACAGUAUUCUGAUCUAAAUAUUUAAUUGUUUUGGGUGGGAAGAAAGAAUUCUUGUUAAUUAUGCUGUUUAGCAAAAUGUAUGUCUCUAACAUACUCUCCAUCACAGACUCAUAGAUACUCACACACUCUACUACUACAAGUACACCCACACAUUAACAAUGCUGUUAUUUUAAGCCACCUUUUUUUUACUUGCUCUUUUGCAUCAGGAGGGUGGAUUCACCGCAGCCCAGUGGGGACCAGGUUGGUCAGGUACAGGAAAAGGGCACAAGCUUUGGUAGGCUGCUCUCCUCUUGCACAACUUCUCCUUCUCAAGCACUGGAAGCAAGUGAUCUUAGAUCGCUUCCUUCUAGGUAUCGUCUGAAAUUCAGCCUGAAAUAAUGACAGACAGGAGGGGCUAACACAAGCCGCCUUACAUGUCAGGACUCUGACGUGACUUUGGUGGUCUUCAAGUCAAAGAGCGCGACAAUCAGGGAAGCGAGUCCAGCAACAAACAGUGGCACUUAGGGGAGGAGGAGGCUGCCAGAUAGGAGCAGCACAUUGUCAAUGCACAGAGAAAUUGUCUUUUAUUUUUCUUCCAAAACUGUAACUGUUACUGUACAGAAUAUUAGUACAAACUAUCGGCCUGAAAGGCCACACAUUAUCGGUAUUGGUCGAUCCCUACUUCCUUCUAAUUCACAAUUGAAUCAUUAUCGCUAGCUGCAACUGGACACAUGAAUCUGAAUUAUUCCAACUUGGAUCUCUGUUAGACCAUACUCUGCGGGGAGAUCCCCAGCCUGUUUUCUGGUCCGACAGCCUAAUGUGCCAUAGGUUCUAUAUGCUUGUUACUGAGUUUCAAACUGAACAAGUAUUAUGGAGUUAAGUUUUGGGAUGUUAAACUUUCAUUAUGAAGCUUACAUAUCUUUACUAUAUGGGUAGAUCUAGUUUUUAUGUCUUUAUUAUGAGAAAUUAGGGUUUUAAGAUUGUAUAAGCCUAACACUCUGGUGUAAUGAAUGUAAUCCUUUCUGUGUGUAUGUAAAAAAAAAAUAUAUAUAUAUAAUAUAUAUAUAUAAUAUAUAUAUUAUAUAUAAUAUAUAUAUAUAUAAUAUAUAUAUAUAUAUUAUAUAUAUAUAUAUAUAUAUAUAUAUAUAUAUAUAUAUAUAUAUAUAUAUAUAUAUAUAUAUAUAUAUAUAUAUAUAUAUUUUAUAUAUUCUAAUCUAUCCAAUACCCUCUGGAAAGCAAUCCUUCUUGCUAAUGGGCGGGUGUGCCACCUGGCAGUGUCUUUGCAAGACAUCACAUACCAGUGUUUCCAUUUCACAGUGAAUGUGAAGGCAUGCAGACCACUACAAUUGUAAUUGGAUAGUUAAUUUAAGCAUGUCUUUGGUACAGUUUAAAUCCAAUAAUUAAUUACACCCUGUUUUGUUUAAUGGACGCUUUUAUACAUGCACAGGCUCAUGCACAAUCCUAUUGCCACACUUUUUCUUUUCUUCUACUUCUCAACCUAAAGGUUUAGGUUUUGGUCUAGUGCUCAAAGACAAAAAAAAUCUUCCAGUACCUAGGUUUUUAUAGAGUUAGUCUAGCAUUUUAUAAGUAAUAAUUAUCCUGUAUAUUAGAAAAAGCAGCUGUUUCAUCUUCCUCGAUGCUUUGCCAGUAUUGUUUCUGAAAUGGUUACAGCUUGUUCCCCUGGUUACUCUUAUCCAAAUAGGACCCCUGCACAUAAGCACAGGUAGCAUUAACCCUUUAAGGAUGGAUUCAGUUGUUCUGAACCAAAACUAUCUUUGAAUUUGUGCUAUGCUCAACCAUAAUUUUCCACUUUUCAUAUUAAAGGGAUCCUACAGUGCCAGGAAAACAAAGCUGUUUUCCUGGCACUAUAGGGUUACUAGGUUCCCCCUCCCCCUGGGCCCACCUCCCCCUUAAGCCACUUACCUAAAUCCAACGCCAAUGUCCCUCAGACUUGACGUCGGCGGGGGAUACCAAAUGGCAUGUGCGGCAAUGGCGCGUGCCUUAGACCUCCCCACAGGAAAGCUUUAUUCAAUGGUUUUCUAUGGAGAAAAUCUGACGCUGGAGGUCUGUGAGGACAUCCAGCGUUAUAUAACUGAACAAAAGUCAGUUUAGAUUCUGAAAGCCCUCUAGUGGCUGUAAGACAGCCACAGAGGACAGACUUGGAGCUGCAAUGUAAACAUUGCAGUUCUCUGGAACUGCAAUGUAUUACAUUGCAGCACUAAGUGCAAAAAGGUCACAGCACCCAGACCACUUCAAUUAGCUGAAAUUGUCUGGGUGCCUACAGUGUCCCUUUUAAGUGGAGAAAAUAAAUAAAAUAAUAAAUAUAUAUAUUUUUUUAUUUUUUUUUAGGACAAAUAGGGCUUGUAUUUUGACAGAACAUAGUUUUAUAUAUGGAACCUACUUUAAUAUAAGCACAACUUUUAGUAUGAGAAAUGUCUUUGUAGAAAUAUAUGUAUGUUUUUGUUUAUACUUGUACAAAAUAUGAACAUCAAUAUUAAAACAUUCAUAUAAGUACAACAGUGCUCCAGGUUUGCUGAGCCUUUUGCCCCACUUUUUUUUUUUUUUUUAAAUCAUCCUUGUCUUUUACUGCAAUGAAACACCCCCAUAUUUCAUCCAUGUCCCAUGAGCUCAACAAUACCACCAUGUACAGGUUUUAUUGGAAUUUACAGUUCCAUAUAUAGAGCCUGCCCAUUUCACUCUUCAUACACUGAAAAUUGUCAUUGAUUUUCUAUAUCCCUUUUGAGGUGGUAUGGUUGCCUUGGAAAUAAAAUUUCCUCUGUUAUGGCAAACCAUAUAAAUAAAACCAAAAAAGUAGACUGCACAGGGUAUUCCAAAUUUUCAUUUUUUUUUUUUUUAUUUUAGCCACUUUGUAAUAGUUUUAUAAAGUCAGGGGAUCCACAAGCUUGAAUAAUAGUCUGCAUAACAAGACAAUAAUUUGACAAAGGCUGCUGACUGAGUUAUCAGGGCAAGCUGAGGUCCGGAAUCCAGAGUAACAUAGUUAUUGACUUAAUAUUUUUUAUUUUAUUUUAUUUUUCGACCAUCUUUAUUUUGAGAUUUUACAAACAUUGUAUAAACAAUUUGUUCAGUCGAGGAACAUAGCAGAGUGGUUUUGCGCCCAGCCUCCCAGCGUUCGCCGCUGCACCACACUUGUGUGGUGUAGACAGCUUCAGUGGUCAACGCUACCCCUCUUGGUAUAUGUUCUGUUAUAUGUUCCCCUUAUUAUACUACCGUACACCCUCAACCUCCCUACAAGCGUCCUUGAGUCACGGUUCCGCUGUGCCUUAGGUUUAUGGUUAGCAGGGGCACCGUAUAGGCACCCUGACUUUGACCUCAUCAUCUACGUGCCCCGGAUGCAGGAAUUGUGGGCUACUUUAUGCUUAUCCGCGGGAAGGGGCACGGAAAUCCAUGACCUGUGUGAUAUCUGCUGGGCGCGUAACCGUUUAUGGGUUGUGUGCCAAAAUUCUUCCUGCUCAGGCUAGUGCAUCCUCCGUUCCUGUCGUGGAGGGGAUAGGUGAACUUGGAAAAACUUGUAUAACUGGGAUAGGCACAAAGUGCCCUAGUUCUCAUGAAUGUGCGUGUCAUUCAGUAAGUAAGUGGGCUUAAUUGUUAAAGUAAUGUGCCCCAGAAGGUUUACCUCCCACGUCACUCCCUACCUUUCCGAUGGGACGGGUUCUCAUUCUGGGGUGGCGGUCCAAUAAGUCUGUGUCCAAGGUGGGUAGAGGAGGGGGGGGAAAAAAGAGGUGGGGGGGAGGCAAAGCCGAAAGCCCCGGGCAAGGGGAUCCAUCCCCAUCCUCCGGGCCCACCGCCACAGUGUACAUCUUACUCUGCCCCCGAGGUCCCCACACCGCGGGGUCUGCGGCCCAUGUAGUCUAUCCAGGGAGCCCAUAAUCUAGUGCAUUGAACUGUUGUCAUGUAGGUCUCCUGUCAGGCUCUCCAUUUGAUAUAUUUCCUCCACCUUCUCCAUCCAUUCUGAGAUCGUAGGGAUUGCUUGAGUCCUCCACUUAGCUGGUAUCAGGCUCUUUGCUGCAUUCAAGAAAUGUUUCGUGAGGAAUCUCUUGUAUCUCCCAAUGGGCAUCAUGGUGUGGUGGAGUAACAUUGGGAGUGGUUGCAGAGGAAUAUCGGAGUCCAGGAUCUCAUGCAGUUUGUCGUGGAUUUGUUACCAAAAGCAGGCAAUAGCUGGGCACGACCACCAUACGUGUAAAUCCGUACCUUCCGCGGUGCCGCACCACCAGCAGCUAGACGUCUGGGCGAGACCCAUGCGGAAAAGUCGUGUCUGUGUCCUGUACCAGCAGGUCAUGAGUUUAUAAUUAAGCUCCUGGAGCUUGGCGCUAAUCGUCCCUUUAUGCGACAGUAUUUGGAUCUUCUCCCAGUCGGCCUCUGACAACACGUGCCCCGUGGCCUGCUCCCAAUUCGCUUGGUAAGGUUUGACUUAAUAUUUUAACUUUGGUCCUCUUCAAAGCGGUUAAAAAUGCAUACAUCAUGUAGAGAUGGGCAGGAGGAGCAAUAGGAACUAACUCCUUGUUUUUUGUAACCGUCUACAGUUUUUCUGAGGUGACUUUUUGUGGGUGGGAUUCUCCAAGGAAAGUUCCUGUCACAAAGUCUCUAAACAUCUUUGCAUUCAAAGGUUGUAAGGAUUAGAGGUCUGGCUAAAGAAAAUAUCUGAUAAAAGCACACAUUGAUUGUGGACUCCAGUCAGGUUAUGUAUAUGGCAAGUGAUUUUCUUUAUUUUUUUUUUUUUUUUGUUCUACUCAACAAUGCACUUUAGUGUUUUUUAGUUUUCUGUAUCACUUCUACUGACUGAAAUUGCCUCUGUACAUUAAUCAUGAAGUGUGGACAGUAUGUACAUGUUAUAAUUUUUUGAUCUGUAUACCAAAUGGCCAGCGCUUUGUCAUGGCACAAAUCAAUUUUUGUGCCUUUACGGAUUUUACUACACAUCUGCUUCUGGUGGCAACUUUUUUUUUUUUUUUCUCCUACAAUCUAUGGUGUGUACAAUUUUUUUAAAUCUAUGCCAAUUCAAUAAAUGUCUACCCAUAAAUGACUUUUGUUCACCAGGAAAGGACCCACACAGUUCUGCUGUUUGUGCCCAUAUAAUCAAGGCAGUCUGGUGGAUCCUUCAUAAAUGAGAAAUUCCCCUAGAAUAGCUAGUAUCACAAUUUUGAAAAUGUAAUUACAUAGUAAGGUCCCGUAGAUGGAAUAUAUUUAUUGAAAAGCAGCCUUUCCUUGGGUUUCUUAAGGAAUCCUUUUCAUACAGGUGUUCUGGUUAGGGUGUAGUUUUCAUAAAUGUUUUCGGUGGCCUAAUUUUGAACAGCCUGUCAUGCAUGGGGACAUUUCUAGAAUGACACUGGUUGUUGGGGCCUGUGAGUGGUCUCUUAUGAUAUCCUUGAUCAUUAAAUUCUUCGACAUGCAGUCUGUUCUGAAGAAUGUGACAAAUGCGAGAAGUAACUAUUUUCAUAUUUCUUUUUUCUUCAAAUCUGUAUAAAUUUAUGAAAACGGACAGCACAAUGUAGACAGAGAAUUUGGUGCAGUUUAAAAGAGCAAAAGCACUCCCAGCAUGACCGCAUACUUCAUGUUGGUCCUCAGGACAAAAGCACUGUACAGUAUAUAACAACUUAUUUUGAAACCCGUUGACACUUUAUUAAUAAGAUUUUAAUGCACGGCUGCUUUUUGAGGAAUAUAUCUUUUAAAAAUGCGUGUAUGCUGAAAUCAGUUUAUUUUUUUACUUCAAUUGUCACAAUUUGUUUCAUUGUUUUCUUUGGGUUGGUGGGAGGGUGUGUGAGAUUUUUUUAUUAUUUAAAUUUAUUAGCAUUUUUCUAAAGAAAAAGGGUGUACCUUUUUUGGUGUACCUUUCCUGCUUGGUUGCUGUAUUUUUAUUUUAUCUUUUAUAGACAUGUUACAUAGCUGAAAAGACACUUGCAUCCAUCAAAUUCAGCCUUCCUUACAUAUGUUUUUGCUGAUGCCAGCUCAAUGGUCACAUAAAUGUGUGGGGUUGUUUUUGUUUGGUUUUUCUCUCUCCAAAUUACAUUAUACACUGUUGCAGACACCUCGUGAAAUUUUUUGAAGUGUGUGUGUGUGUAUAAAUAUACUGUGUAUCAAAAAAAUACCGGCACUCUGAGUUUUCUUCAUCCGAUUUUAAUUUAUGAAUCCAAAAGAUGUCAACGUUUCAGCUCCCGGUCGGAGCUUUCAUCAGGACACAUGAAAGCUCCGACCGGGAGCUGAAACGUUGACUUUUUUGGAUUCAUAAAUUAAAUCGGAUGAAGAAAACCUAGAGUGCCGUUUUUUUUUCCUGUAUUGUCAUUACUGAGCACCGGGUAUUUAAUAAUUUUUUUUAUUAUUUUUUUAGUUGGAGUGCAAGGGGUCUAUCCAUUUUUAUAUAUAUAUAUAUAUUGCAAAAUUGUCACUGUUGGCACGCAUUCCCAAGGCGCGUUGUGUUUUUUUUUUUUUUUUCUCUCAUUAAUUACUUGUGGGAAUAAUAGUUUCCUAUGUCUCCUCUGUGGACUGUGACUCUUUUUGUAUAUAAUUCCUGUUUUUAGAUUUAGGCAUUUGACAGUCUUUGGACCUGGUCGCCAAAAGCUCUGCAUAGCAUGCAUUUGUAGGUGUCUUGUGUGGUGGUGUUCCCCUCCCCAUAUUAUAAGUAAUCAGGCCAAUUUUAUAAUUUGAGGAGUGCAUUGUUUCUUUAAAUGAAAACUCUCUAAUCACAAAACCAACUAGUGCUUAUUCAGUUGGUCUUCAUGUAUAUAUCAAUUCCCUUGCCUUCUACCUGUUCAAUUCUCUGCCAUUUAGGAGGUAAAUCACUUUAUGUAUCCCUAGCCACACCUCCCUUGGCUGACACGCACUGACUUGCUGCACACUUCCUAAACAAAAAAUAGCCAACUUUUUUUUUUUUUUUUUUUAACUUCCCUUAUUCCACCAUGUGUUUAAUUUAGAAGUUCUCUUUUAAUAGCCCGCAUGUUUGAUUAAAGGUUAGUUUGCAGGACACACUGUGCUGGAUAUGAUUAGAAAAUUUAAAAAACAAAACAAUCAUGCAUACUGUGUGUCACAGCCAGGGGAAAUGUGGCUAGGGCUGCAUAAAAUGAAAAACAAAGUUCAGAUAAAUGACAUCAAAUUCAUAAAUGUUUCAGGUGAUGUGUAGUUCACGGUGUUUUCAAAGUUUACCUAAUUGUUAUUGCCAUGAAAUCCCCAUAUGUAGAAAACGUUUAUGAAGAUUGUAAAAAAAGUUUCCAUGGGGAACUUGUCAUUGCUCUGGGAUUUACACAAUUAACUACACCUUAAAAAUCACCUAUAACUCUUUUUAACCUGUUGUGUAUAUCUGUUUUGGGGUUUGUUUGUUUUUUGGGGUGGGGGUGGGGGGACUUGCUCCAUAUUAAAUUAUGUGCUCUUAUUAAUUACAUUUUAUAAAAAAGCUUAGAAAAUGACCUCAUAAUCCAUAUCAGGCAAAGCAAAACCGUUAGAACAAUGUUUGGGUUUCUCCACCUCAAUUCUGUCUCCUCUCAUCUUUAUUCUUUCUUUUUGACUGCUUGGUGCAAGAAGCAGAGCUUAGACUAAUAACUAAGAUGGAGGCACCUCGUUGCCAAAGAGAUAUUGACGUUCAAACUUUGUAUUACGAAGGCGUGAAAAAUAUAAAAUAAAAUUUUUCCAUUGGAGUAUAAGAAUAUAUUUUAAAAACUACUUGGUAGAUCAUUGCCACAAUAAAAAUGCAUAUGUAUUGAUUGCUAUAUUAAUUUACAUUGAGUUAUAUCUAAAUACAGUUUGCAAACACUACAGAUCUCUUGUAUGAAUCCUUUGCAAACCCUCUACUUCUUACCCUGUCCAGACUUUCUGUGGUUGUCCAAUCACAGACUUCCCACUACCGUUCAAUGAGAAGUCUUUGCAAAGCAGGUGCUCUGAGCAAUUGCUGGCUGACUAGUUUAGCUCCCCUAAAAGUGCCACUUUCUCUUGACACCGUGCACGUGAGUAAGAUAAAUUUAGUUGUUUUGAGUGUUUUUUUGGGGUAUAGAGAUAAGUAAAAGUAAUAGUAAAAAUAAUCUGGGAUGUGACCGUUCCCCCUUAAGGACACAUGACAUGUCUGACAUGUCAUGAUUCCAUUUUAUUCCAGAAGCUUGGUCCUUAAGUGGUUAAAGAAUGUUUGCGUGUAAUUGAGUGUGGGUUUUUUUUUUGUUUUGUUGGGGGCAGGGGGGCCUGGGCAAUAUCCAUCCCAAUGUGUAAUUGCAAAUGCAAACAGAUCACAUGGUCUGCUUGAAUAUCAGGCAUUGGAAAGUACUGUACCCAGUACAAAAGUGUAAAUUGUGCUAUAGUUUAUACUUUACUUUCUGUCUACUGGAGUCAGUACUAGAACAAUGGUCAUGCAUGCUGAUGUAGCUAGAAGUCUGUGUUUUUGCUGUUGGAUCCUUAACAGUGCGAUAUAUAUUUAUAUAGAAUCUAUCUCAAGGUAUAGGUAUAAUGCUGAAGGAUCCUGUCCUACAUUAAAGGAAGGGGAGAGGGUUUUUGUUUUGUUUUUUUCUCCUUCAAAGAAAAUAGAUUUUUAUAUUUAAUGAAUUAUGACGUAUUGAUGAAAAAUAUUAAAACCUAUCUUUAAUGAUGUUUCUGCACAGACUGGGUAUUUUGCCUUUCUAAAGUUUAUAGAUUGCUGGAAUUGGCAAUGUUUGGGACAAGUACAAGAAUCUGUUAAGGAGAUUUAUUUUAAUACUAGCAGUCCUACUUAAAGGACCACUAUAGUGCUCUGAGGGUGCCCCCACCCUCAGGGUCCCCCUCCCUCCCGGCUCAGGAAAGGGGUUAAAACUUACCUUUUUCCAGCGCUGGGCGGAGAGCUCUCCUCUUCUCCUCCCCGUCGGCUAAAUGCGCACACGCGGCAAGAGCUGCGCGCGCAUUCGGCUGGUAACAUAGGAAAGCAUUCAUAAUGCUUUCCUAUGGACGCUGGCGUGCUCUCACUGUGAAAAUCACAGUGAGAAGCACGCAAGCGCCUCUAGUGGCUGUCAAUGAGACAGCCACUAGAGGAAAUAGGGGAAGGCUUAACCCAUUCAUAAACAUAGCCGUUUCUCUGAAACGGCUAUGUUUAUGAAAAAAUGGGUUAACCCUAGCUGGACCAGGCACCCAGACCACUUCAUUCAGCUGAAGUGGUCUGGGUGCCUAGAGUGGUCCUUUAACCGAGCAAAUUAACACCACUUUGCAAAGUAGAGUGUAGUUUGCUUAAAUAAGUCAUAAUAAAUAGGCUACUUUUUGUCAAGCCAUUUUUUAGAAGCAAGAAUUUUCUUUGGGCUCUACAUAGCAACAUUUUAGGUUUUAUAACCGAGUAACAUUUUGUUUAGGCUAUAUAUAAAAAAAAUUUCCCAGAAAUAAUUUGAAAUCGGCAAUAUUAGAUGUUAACCCCGGCUGCCCGAAUUGUCCCACACGUGUAUUUUGUUUCCCCAAACCCCUUUUCAUGUAUUAUUUAAUCAUCUACCUCUGUGUCAGUCAUCUCAAUUGUCCUCAUCCUGGCAGUGAUGCUGCAUCUCUGCUUUUUCCUGCCCUUUCUUCUCCACACAGGUCAGAUCUUGUGCAUACUUACUGUGUGCAUGUCUGGAAAGUAAGAUUAUAUUAGGCAUGCAUAGAUACAAGAGACUCACGAUCUGUGACCUCAAGGAACACAAUGGAAAGCUAAGCAUCAUGUUGUGUUUUGGGGGGGUUGUGUUUUUUUUUUUUUGUUUUUUUUUUUUUACAAAUGAAGUAAGCUUUACUUAAGCUCCACCUUUUUUCAUGUUUUGUUAAAGUGAAUAGAAUGCAGACAAAUAAGAGGGGAAUCAAAUGAGAUGACAGAGCUACUUUUUUGUUAGGGGUGUGUCCAAGAGAAAAUUAAAGGUGGAUUCCAGUAUUCUAAUCGGCGAUGGUUGAAUAUGCUAUGUACGCACUAUAAUAUUGAUUUGGGAUUUCUUUUUCUUUUUUUUUUGAUUAACACAAAAAUGGUGGUGGUUGUCUGGUAUUGUUUAAGGACAUCGUUUUCAGUACUCUAUUAUUUCGCUUAUAUUUAAAAUCACAAAAUUAAACCAGUGUUGAUCUGUGUGGGAUCUAUAUACUAUUCUGAUUUAAGGUUACUACUAGAAAGACUUGGAGUGGGAGAACAGUUAUGGAAUGACUUGCAGAAUGUGUUAGGAGGGAUAGGCUACUUUUUGUUAAGCCAUUGUUUAGAAGCAACACUUUUGUUUGGGCUCUACAGAGCACCAUUUUAGGUUUUAUAGCAGAGCAACAUUUUAGGUUUUAUAGCAGAGCAACAUUUUAGGUUUUAUAGCAGAGCAACAUUGUAGGUUUUAACAAUUUUUUUCCCCCUUCUUUUUACAGUGAAUGGUAGUAUCUAGAAAGGGUAUGUCCCUUCAGGAGAGAGGUGCCAAUGUCCAGCCGGCUUAAUAACAAUCCAGGGGGGUCACUGCGACGUUCACAGAGGAACACUGCUGGGGCCCAGCCGCAAGAGGACACCACUGGAGGAAGGUGAGACAUCAGUUUGCUCAUUAAGAUUCUCUUCCAAGUAGUGGAACCAACAACAACGAAGUUUACCUAACUUGUCUGAAUGUUCUAUAGACAAAAAUUAGAAAUCUACACCUGUCAAGCUCACUGGCGGACCCUAAAUUCCACGUUGUGGUUCAAAAUACAGUGUAAAACAACAAACAUUUAGUUAUUAUUAUUGACAUUAACGGGACUCCAUAAACACUAUGCUCUAUUGUAGUUUUUAUAGUGUAAUGAAGACAUCGAGCAGUUGCAAAAUUUAAUACAGUAUUUUUCUAAUUUUAAAGGGACACUAUAGUCACACAGACCACUUCAGCUCAAUUAAGUGGUAUGGGUGGCAGGUCUCUCGGGUUUUAACCCUUCAGAUGCAAACCUAGCCGUUUCAGAGAAACGGCUAUGUUUACAUUUGUGGUUAAUCCAGCCUCUAGUGGCAGUCUUCCGGACAGCCACUAGAUGUGCAUCUGCGACGCUGGAUGCGAAUUUCGCAUCCAUCGCACAGAGCGUCCAUAGCAAAGCAUUGAGAAAUGCUUUCCUGUGGACUCUUUGAAUGCGCGUGCGGCACUUGUCGUGCGUGCGCAUUCCGCUCCACUAGGGGUCGGAUGGGGAGGAGAGGUCACCAGCACUGAGGGAGUCUGGCGCUGGAAUAAGGUAAGCUGCCGAAGGGGUUUUAACCCCUUCAGCGCCAUGGGAGGGGGAACCUGAGGGUGGGGGCACACUCAGUGCCCUAUGGUGUCAGGAAAACUUCUUUGUUUUCCUGACACUAUAGUGAUCCUUUAAUAAAUUCUCAGCAACCAAUCUGCACCCCUCCUCUUAUAUCAUUAUGAAGAAUUGUACCUAUCAAUAGAGGAAGCAGGAUUCUCAGUAGAUCUUGCGCAUGUUCAGAAAUACCGUAGCCUAUUUAAAGUAAUAAGUGUUGAUUUUUCUUUCUGAAAGAAUAGUUAGAAACUAUUUUCUACUUCUGCAUCAUAUAUUAUUUGACAAUUUUUAAUGGUAAUAGAGGCUGUAGUUGGAUUAAAAAUAUAUAUAUAUAUAUAUAUAUAUAUAUAUAUAUAUAUAUAUAUAUAUAUAUAUAUAUAUAUAUAUAUAUAUAUAUAUAUAUAUAUAUAUAAUUUUUUUUUCUCUACAUAAAACUUUUUUUUUCACUAAAUUUCAUUUACUAUUUAUAUAGUUUAUAGAUUAGAUGUUGUAGUUAAAACCAUCUCAUUUUGGUAUAUAGCAACUGAUCUUAUCCCAUAAGGAAUGUCGUUUGAACAAUUGGGAUAAUCUGAUGACAGCCGCAAUAUGGCUGCUUUCUGUUUAUACACAGACUGUUUCACAGUUGUGUGACCCAGUCUGGUUUUUUCUUUAGGAACGCUAUGGACGCACAUGCAGUGUGUGGACUAACAAUGUCACAGCCUUCCUUAUCAUGCAUGAGCUGCACACACAAUUGGGAAAUAAUUGAUACAAGCAACCCAUAACAUAAGUAUUCCAGACUGCCUGAUAAAAAUCCAUUGUGAUUUGACUUUUAGCAGAAAGUGCUUUUUAUGAUCGUUGCCACUACAAUCUGAAUGGACUGAGUGCUGUAAAUACCAUACAAUAAUACAUAGUGCUUAUGGUAUUUGGACUGACCCAUUAAGGCAUUAUAUGCUUGACAAAUUUGUUUGGAAUAUAGGAGCCAGCUAAAAAAGUUAGGAGCCAGUCAUUUUCAACGAGAGUGCAAUUCUUAAAGGGACACUAUAGUAACCAGAACCACUACAGCUUGAUGUAGUUUUUCUGGUGUCUAUAGCCUGUCCCUGCAGGCGUUUCUGUGUAAACACUGCCUUUUCUGUAAAAACGCAGAGUUUACAUUGCUGCUUAGUAACACCUCUAGUGACAGUCAUUCAGAUGGCCACGAGAGUCCUGGGUCACUGCUGCACCACGUGCAGCACCCAGGUUCAUUGUCUCCAAGCUCUGCAUGGAGGCACUGAAUGUUCCUCAUAGAGAUUGAUUGAUGUAAUGCAUCUCUAAAAGGAGAUGCAGAUUGGUACAUUUGCUACGCAUGCACAAAAUCCUCCCAAUGCUUUCUUAAGGGAAAGCAUUGGCUUAGCUGAGAUCAUAAAGAUUGAUCAUCUCAGCCAUGACAAAACUGGCACGGCGUGGGAAAAUGGGAAGAAAGGUGAGUAAAAACACCUUCCCCAUGCGAUCGGAGGGGAAGAUACCUAAACGCACGCACACACUCUGACAGGCUCACUUACACACACACAAACUCUUGACAGGCUCUCACACACUCUUACACUGACAACAGGCUUGUACGCACACUCUGACAGGCUCUUUCUCACACACAUUUUUGUUUUAAUUGAAACCCACUCAGCCUCCCUAGCUUUUGGGAGAGCUGAGUGGCUCUUUCCUGGGGUCCAGUGGGGCUUCUCUCUUGCUGUGUGCAAAGGAGCAGUACUCUGCCUGUAGCUCCUCUCUGCUCCUUCGCGCUCUGUAAUGAUGCCGGGGCUGGAAUGACAUCAUAUUCCGGCUCCUGACAUCAUUAGACAGCGCGAGGGAGCAGAGAGCAGCUACAGAGUACUGCUCCCUCGCACGCUGCCCAUAAUGUUCCUGCGGCCAGCCGCAUCCAAUAUUCCCCAUGACGGCCGCCGUCAAAGCUCCCUCCCACACUAACUAGAGAGCUGGCAAAUCUCAGAUGCCAGGGCAAAAUUUCUAAUCACCGUGGCGAUCUGGUGUCUAAGAUUUGUCGAAACAUGAUAUAGGCCAUAUAAAAAAAUAAAAUAAACCUGCUCACGUUUGAUAGAAGGGGAUUCCUGCUGCACAGUUCCGGAAACUCUAAGUAACAGUCCAGUCAGCGUACGCCAUCUCAGUCCAGGGUUCCCAGAUUUUUUUUCUCGAAAUUUAAGCAUAGAGUUCCUCACCAGUGCCGUCAGCUUAUCUAUAAGGUAGUUGUCUUUUUAUGUUAUCAAUUACUGUUGAGAUGGUUUGAGCCAGCCCAGAGCCAAGGCUCAUCUAGCUGCUAAGGUUAUCUUAUGUAGAAGCUUUUGUUCUGGCCUAGUCCAUCCACCAAUAGACCUAUUUACCAGGCACACCCAUGGGUUCAUAGUAGGUCUGCGGUGUAAAACCUGUUCUAAAACAUCUCCCAAUCUUUCCCAAAAGGAUAGCAUUUGAGGGCAAUCCCACCACAUAUGCAGCUAUGUGCUGCAGAGGCCAGUGCCUCUCCCACACACAUUUGUUGGGGUCAUACGGUACAGUUUCACAAUAUUUGAAGGUACUUAAAGUGACACUGUAGGCACCAAGAACACUUCAGCUAAUUUAAGUUGUCUGGGUGAAUUGUCCCUUUUGCAUUUAGAGCUGCAAUGUAAACAUUGCAGUUUCUCUGAAACUGUGUUUAACAUUGCAGCACUAAGUCUGCCCGCAGUUGCUGUCAACCAGACAGCCACUAGAGCGCUUCCUAAAAACAGACCUUUGGUACGGUGUCUGACGAUGGACGUCCUCCCGUUCUGCAUGAGGAGAUCAGUGUCAGAUUUUCCUCCCAUAGGAAAGCAUUGAUUCAAUCCUUUCCUAUGGGGAGGUAUAAUGCAACUUUUCUGGGAAAAGGUACGUAAAUAAGUAUUUAUUUUUUUAAUAACCCUUUUUAUUUACCCUGUGGGGAGGUGUGGGCGCAAGGGAGAGUUGGUGGGAGGGUGCUGUAUUGCCUGGAAUACAGCUUUGCACUCCUGGCACUUAUAGUAUCGCUUUAAAUUUGCAGUUUUUGGAGUGAACUCUACCAUGACUAGUAAGCGACUUAUCCAGUUGUUAUGCUCCUGGAUAAGCAGUGCUUUAUGACACAUCGGGGAUUCUGAACACUUGUUCAUUUAUCAGCUUUCUACUGUGGAGGAAAAAAAACAAAUACAAUUAUAAUAUUGAAGAAAGAGUGAAAACAUCAGAGGCUGGGAGGGAGGUACAGAGGGGCUGGACAUGCGGUACAAAUAAAAAAUUAAAAGCACACCGUAAAUAACUACCUACCCUUCACAAUGCAGACAUCCUGUAGGUAAUAGCACUGCUUAUCUGAUAAUAUCAAUCUUCUCUGUCCUUCUGUUUUAUGUUGGCAUUGAUAAUUUAUACUGUCUUGGUUAUCUGUCACAUAAAAGGCAAUUAUUAUUAUUUUUGGAACUAGUGAACAAGGAUCAAAAAUUCCAAUGCAUUUCUAAAACUUGUACUUAUUGCUUGUCCGGUAUUUCACUUAUGUGCAGUUUUAUUUUUGUACAUUAGUUGAUUAUUUCAUCUGCACUUUCUACCUUUGCCUGUCAAUUGUUCGUCUUGCUUAAAGUUAAAGCAAGACAUGCUGUAAGCAUCUGUUAUGAGCAUUGUAAGAUGCACACUGUUCAUCCCACUAUAAAGAGCAGGACAUAUACGUAUAAUUAACCAAGCAAAUCUUUUUAAACUAUAUGUAGAGAGGUCACCAGCAUAUAGAUACAAGUAGAAAGGUCCAGGCCCUCCAAGAAAUUGACUAGGCAAAAUUUGAUGAAACCCAACAGUCAGCAACGUUGCGAUGCAAUUAGUAUUUUUACAAGUAUAUUUUGGAGAAACACAAAAAAAAUUGAAGAUGGAGAAACCCACGUACGAUCUAAAAAUUGGAAAUGUAGAAGCAAGCGCAUGGCGCCACUGGGCCCAAGAUGGUAAUGCUCUCGGGCGGCUGCUCCGAUUUCUCUGAGGAGCUCUCGGACACAGAGGAGGAUUUUCUGCCUGCUUCAGCGCCGAAGGCUUCAACAUGUCUGGAUGCCUUCCCGGUGUCUACCACGGUCCUGAAAGCCCUCCAAGAGUAUCUGCAGAAAAAUAUACUAGCAGACAUUAUAGCGAUCCGCAGUGACCUGCGGAGUCUAACAGGGCGCGUUGGAGCUCUAGAGAGUACCGCUAACUCAAGCACCCAGCAGACAGCUGUACUCCAGCAGGAGUUGCAGGAAUUGAGGCCGCAAAACCUGUCACAUGAAUGCUGCCUUGCGGAUCAAAACACCCGGCAUAAUAACCUUAAAAUCAGGGGAGUCUCGGAGGAAGUCCCAGAGGUUGAACUACCACGCUGUCUGAGACCCUUUCUAUCUGCCCUGCUGACCUCCGACAGGCCAAAGCAAUUACCUUGGAUGGAGUCUUUCGGAUCCCCAAACCUGCCAAGGCACCGGCUGAGGCCUCCUGGGACCUAAUCACCGUCCAAAAUGGGAGAGACUAAGCGGCGGUCCUCACAGCCCUGAAGGUUAACUCUCCUUUCCAAUUCGAGAAUGUCGCUGACGAUCUAUAAAGCAACACUCGGGCCUGGAGAAGGUCACUGACCACUCACAUCCAUACUUCAAAAGCAUGAAAUCUGAUACAGCUGGCGCAUCUCCCGUUCACUCGUAGUGCAGAAAGGAAACACAGCGCAUGUCAUACAAGAUCUCCAGAGUUCAGCAGCACUACUGAAAGACCUGGGUCUACCCCAAGACUCGCUUAGCCAGCCAGAGAAUCACAUGGCACCUCAAGCACCCCAUACCGGGGACCCAGCUAGAAGUGCCCUGUUUAUUCUGUGAAGGGGCACUCUGGACUCAUACGUGGCUGUCACCACCUGAAUGGGAACUCACACAGCCCAUCGGGCACUGUUUUAAUUGUUUAGUUUGACUUGCGUUAACAUUCUGUUUACCUUACAUUACAACACCAACGACUUAAAGGACCUCUAGGUCUCAAGCCCUGCUAAUUCACCCAGGGCUGACAGCUCGCUUUAACUACCUACCGCCCCAAAGUAAAACAGGCCUAACAAAGGCCGCAAGUUAAUCUUAAUGGGAACACAUACCAAUCCACUAGCUGGGAGUUUGGCUCCUCCCUACCUUCUCACCAAGCGCUUUCCUCUUAGUGCUGAAGCCUAUCAGAUACAUAUCGCCUAAUCUUCCCAUGCCUGUGGACUGCUAUUCCUAUCUGCCCAGGCAAUAAAAGGCUUGUAACCCACCAACUAGGGGUAUGUGGACUCCAUACGGAGAGCAUAGGCACACUGACUACCUCGCCCACUUACACAUGAUAAAAGGGCCACCCUCCUGUUUAAACGGGAUUCUUCUCGCAGUUACGCACUUAUUACAUUUCAUUUUAAUCAGUAGUAUGAUGCAUGGGGCUGAAUAUUACUGGAGCCACGUGUGGCUAUCUCCCAGCCAUGCUGUUGUCUCGACCAGUCACUUAAACUGCAUGUCCACGCCACCGUGGCAGCUUACACUCCCUUGUUGUUCUAUUGUUUUAUUUAGUUUUACUUUCCUUUAAUUUUUACUGAUAUGUCUGAUAUACCUGUGACCGAACACUACUUGAGACGCCAACGGCAUACCCAACGGUCCGCUUGCCUCUCUAUUCUGUAAUCCACAGGCUCGCUGCAUACAGUCACUAGCUUGUGACAGAAUAAUUUGUGCUCACGUCUGCAGUGUUAUUGUUGGAAUUAUUGGUUUCUUAAAACAUAAAAAUCCUGUGCGGUCACAGCCAUGCUAUUGUCUUGACAUGUUGACUUACCAGUGCUUGUUCAUGCCGUCCUGGCUGCGCAAGCUUAUUUGUUAUGCCUUGCACAACAAAAAAUAAAGAAUUAAAAAAUAAAACAUCGGAAACUAUUACUUUACGGAGAGGGUAGUGGAUGUAUGGAAUAGCCUUUCUGCUGAAAUGGUAGAGGUUAAGCAUGCGUGGGAUAUGCAUAAGGCUAUCCUAACUAUAAGAUAAGGCCAGAGACUAAUGAAAGUAUUUAGAAAAUUGGGCAGACUAGAUGGGCCAAAUGGUUCUUAUCUGUCGUCACAUUCUAUGUAUAAUAGCAGUGUUCCCUAUUUUUGUUUACAUUUUAUGUAGCUGUGAAAAUUGCAAACUGUAUGCUUGCCAGUAGUUUGAAAAGGGAUUUGUUCUAGAAAUGUAUAUACCUGUAUUCAUAUAUAUUUUUUUUUUUCUGACUGGGUUCUCUCUUGGUUUUUCAGCAACAGAUCUCAGUUAGAGCAGGCAGAACAUAAGGCCCCUAGCCUUCCUCAGAGCAGAAAAUCUCUUUCUAAGACCCCUAAAGUGCAGUCUAAAACAGCUUCUGGCCAGUCCAGAGGAUACAGCUCUAAAAGGUAAUUUUGUUAACCGUUUUUUUUUUACUUUCUGUUUUUCCUUUUUUUAUUUAUAUAUAAAAUUUCAAUCUGUAUCCUACAUGCCAGCCCAAAUCUACUUGUUGCUGGGCUCAAAGCUGUCUCUUAAUGACUGAUGGGGUUUUAUGAAAAAUUGCAUGCAUAUCUUCAAAUGAAUGUUAUUAAAUAAAAUAAAAAAAAGAACCAUGAAUGCAAUUUCAGGUUUAAUUUUACAUACUACAUUAAAAAAAAAUCACUUUUUUUUUAUUUUUAUUUUUUUUAAUUAAGGGGAAAGUUCUGUUUUGCUUAUCCUGUGACACAUUACACGUCACAUAUUAAUUUUUUUUUUUUUUAAUUUUCUUUUUGACAUGGCCCUCUCUAUAAUGUUUGCAAAUAGGUUCUUUGGUAAACCAAGAUUUCACUGUAUACUUUGCACCUUUUGCGUUAAGCUGAUGAAUAAAUAAAUGGCUUAUGUUUUCAAUUGGCAAUGACUGCAAAACAUACACAGAGUUGAUGACUAGUAUCAUCUUGGGUAGGUAUGUUUGUAAUUUGCAGAUUGUGCUGAUACAGAUGAUUAUUGCUUCUUUGUUCAUAAGAUUGCUAUUGCAAUGGAUACUGUGCAAACAGCCAUCUUUGUUCAUUGGGAGGAAUAUAUCCCAUAAUGUUCGGAGUUUUGGAAUGUUAGAAGGGUCAUUUAAGGCCUAGUGACAGCAUGUUGGCAUGGCUAUAAAGGCACAAAAGUUCAUGGAAAAUUUAGGCAUAACUUUGAAUGUAUUUGUUAGCAGUUUGGCUUGCACAAUAUAUAGAUGAUAUCUUGCCUGUACAGUGGCAUAAGACCAUAGUGUGCAACCGAUCAUGUCCGGUUUAUCUUCACUUAAAAUCAUUACUAAGCAAUGAUUAUAUCACUUGAAGGAACACUCUAACACUAUUAAUCAUAUUAUAGUGUUGGUGUAAUUUUCAGCCUCUAGAUUCAGGGCCCAUCCUUUAGAAACAUGGGGGAAAAAAAUAUUUUAUCCAGACCAUCCUGAUCUUGUCACCAAAGCUGCUUCAUCCGUAUUAACAAUCUUUUUCCAAUCAGAGAUUUCUUAUAGUGAAGCAUUGAGGACCUGCAGCACAUGUGCACAUUCUCAUAGAAAAGCAUUAUUACAAUGCUUCUCUGAGACACCUUUUCGAAUGGCUUAAUGAGGAAUACCUCUAGCACUAGUAACUUGUUCUUACAAAUGUAAACAUUGCCGUUUCUAAGAAGGUACAGGGUCACUAAACCAAAACCACUACAUUAAAAUGUAAUGCUUUUAGUGCUUAAAGUGUCACUUUAAAGCUAUUCAAUAUUUUCAAAGUCAUCAAAACAACUUUAGCCUAAUGAAGCAGUUUUGGUGUGUAGAUCAUGCCUUUGCAGUCCCACUGCUCAAUUCUCUGCCAUUUAGGAGUUUAAACACUUUAUGAACCCUAGUCACACAUCCCUCAUGUGAUUUGCACAGCCUUCCUAAACACUUCCUGUAAAGAGUCAUCUGAAGUGUAUCCUUCCUUUAUUGCAAGUUCUGUUUAAUUUAGGUUUUCUUAUCCCCUGCUAUGUUAAUAACUUGCUAGACCCUGCAAGAGCCUCCUGUAUGUGAUUAAAGUUCAAUUUACAGAGAAAGUGAUACAAUUGUUUAAGGUAAAUUACAUCUGAUUGAAAGUAAAACAAUUUUUUUUUAUUUUUCACACAGGCUGUCAGUCAGAGCCGGGGGAGGUUUGACAAGGGCUGCAUAAACAAAGUGAUUUAACUCCUAAAUGGCAGUGAAUUGAGCAGUGAAACCUGGGAGGCAUGAUCUAUACUCUAAAACUGCUUAAUUAAGCUAAAAUUGUUUAGGUGACUAUAGUGUUCUUUUAAGAGCUGCUAUGAUCUUUCUUUACCUACUUACCAGUGUUCUAUAGGCUGCUGGGUGAAACACUAAUGUAACACUCAAAAAUACAAAAUUAGCCCUGGCACUCAAACUCCCACCGCUCCUGGACUGCAGCGACGGCUAUAGUAUGAUCAGCCCAAAUGCAUAGAACAAAAGCAAAGUUAUCCCAAUUUCCUACGCAUAUUUUUAAGAGGAGGUUUUGGUACUACUCCAUUAGCCAUUAAAGUGCAAGCUCGCCUACCCCACCAAUGAGAGUUCUACACAACAAUGCACUUUGCUGCUGUCCUGUUUAUUUAUUAGUGGUAUCUAUAAAGAGUCAACAGAUUCCGCAGCGCUGUACAAUUGGUGGAGAACAUACAAUAUACACAGACAAAUACAAAAGGUAGAGAGGGCUCUGCCUGUAAGCUGAGAUCUAGCCAUUUAAGCUCUUUUAUACAAAGAGCAUAGCUAGAUAGCCAGUGAGCUUACAAUCUAAAGGAUACCAUGGGGAUUUGAGACAAGAGGUAGCAGGGGAAAUCUGGAAGUGAUGGCUAAAAAAGUAAACAGAGUUGCAGCUAUUGGUUGAAUAUAGAGGGAAUGAAGAGGUGUAUGAGUGAGAAUUUUAAACAGCUGGAGGAGCACGCUAUAAAUUUAAAUUAGGGGGCGUGUGGGUGGGUUAAACCGAGUAGAAUUGAAGAGGCUUGAGCAAAGAUGGUAUGGGACAUGGGCCUAGGGAGAGAGUAGAGAAAAAACGUUAUAUCAAGGUAUUUAUAGCUCGGAGUAGCAAGCAUGGGGGGAGCAGAGGUAGAGGACACAGUUGUGAUCUAAAAUUUAGAAUUUUACCAAUCAAAUCCUAACGGCCAGAUUAUUACUUAAUAUAUGUAGCUGCAAGUACAAGAUACUACAGUAGUACACUAUAGAUAACAAUGAAAACUAUAUUCUAAGUAAUCUAGUGGCAAAGGUGAUGGAAAUCCUGUGGAGCAUCUUCUGAAUUUCAAUGUGUACCUUAAAGAUGUAAAAGGCAAACGUCUGGGAGAGAAAGGGUCUAUUCCUAAUUAGGGAUCGACCGAUAUUUAUUUUUUAGAGCCGAUACCGAUAUUUGAACUUUCAGGGCGAUAGCUGAUAACUUGCCGAUAUUCUGUACAUUUACAAUUUAGAAAAAAAUAAACCUUUCUACAGGUAAAGGCACAAAAUAUACAUGCCACAUGCAGUGCGUUUAGACAGGGGAGCUGCGUGUGUUUGUGUAGUGGAUUCAGUGUGUAUUUGUGUAGUGUGUAUAUAAUGAAUGCAGUGGGUGUUUGUGUUGUGUGUGUGUGUGGUGUGCGUAUAGUGAAUGCAGUGUGUGUGUUUCUGAAGUGAUGUAUUUCUGUAAAAUGGGGGCAUUUUAUUUUUAAUAUUUGUUUUAAUUUUAUUUAUUUUUGUCCCCCCUCCCUGCUUGUUACCUGGCCAGGGAGGGGGGCUAUGGCAUUCCCUGGUGGUCCAGUGGCGUGUACUUAGCAGUGGGGGUCACAACAAGCGAUUACUUACCUUCCCUUCAGCUCCCUGUGUGCAGCACAGAGCGUUGCCAUGGUAACCAGAUGCAACGCUAUGACGGCCGCGGGACUCGCGAGAUUUACACAGGGAGCUGCUGGGAAGGUAACGGCUUGCUGCGGGCCCCCAGGACCGCCGGGCUUGUAAUGGGCCUGGCGGUCCUGUUCUGUAUUAUCGGCAAUAUCAGUAUCUUCAUUGGCCGAUACCGAUCUGGCCGAAAAUACAUAUCGGUAAAACCGAUAAUCGGUCGAUCCCUAUUCUUAAUGAACUCCCCUACACACAUCCCUUGGUAAUAUGAGACAUAUGGGUAUGCAUUUCCCCUUACUGUAACACCAACCCUCUAGACCAGUGGUUCCCCAACCAGUUCUCAUGGGGUAAAAACACAAAUUCUGGAUAGUUGGUGGGCUGUUUUAUUCCAAUGGAGAUCCUGACAAAACCUGGACUGGUUGAUUUGUCUUGAGGAAUGGUUUGAAACACUGCUUUAGACCCAACUCCCCAGGAGAACCACCUGUAGGAGAUUCUCCUCUCAUCUGUCAGAUGGCUGUUAGACUAUUGACAUGUGAGUUGAGAACCUGAUUUUCUUAGAUUUUAACGGAAACCAUAACGUUUGCUGACUAAGGAGGUUUUGAUGUAUAGAUCAGACACCUGCAGUCUCUCUGCCAUUUAGGAGUUAAAUACAUUUUGUUUUGUUUAUGCAUCCAUAGCCACACCUUCCCCGGCUGUGACUCGCUCAAUGAGCAUGAAAACAAAAUGGCUUUUUUUUUUUUUCUUCUUCUUCUUACAGGUAUUAUCAUUUCAGAGGUACAGUGAUUGGCUCAUUCAAUUAUUCUUUAUUUCCUCGUAUUUUACACACACGCACAUGUAAAAAAAAAAAAAAUAAUAAUCUCUGGACAAUAUAACCCAUGGUUAGAUGGGGUAACUGAAUAAAAUGUGUGGGGAUACAAUUUUUUUUGUGUAAGAACUACAGAUAAAAAAAAAGCAUGUAUAACACGCGAAUAACAGUUUUAUACAUAAGAAAAAGGUACAUGUACACAAAACUGAGGCAAAUGUUACUAGACAGCCACUAGAGGGCACUUCCGUGUCCAUAGCACAGGUUUUCGCUGUGUGAGGACCUCAAGCGUUGCUCAAUUUUCAAUUCUUUCCUAUGGAGAGCUCUAAUGAAUGCCACGCACGCGCAUUAGGUCUCCUCAGCCGCCGGGCGGGAUCAGUCUCGCCCACCUGCUGACGUAAUGACUGGGAGGAGCGUCGGCGACCCGAAACCACCACCGAGGGAAAUCGGCAGGGGGCUCAGGUAAGUGACCUGAAGGGGUUUUCACCCCUUCAGCAACCGGAGAUUGGGAGGUGGGAGGGAGAGGGGACCUGCAGUGCCAGGAAAACUGAUUGUUUUCCUGGCCCUGGAGUGUCCCCUUAAGUAUAAAAUUGGAAACGCUUGUUUUGAAAGUCACUGUCCAGCUCCUAAAACAUCUUUAAAGAUGCCAUGUAGCUUUUUAGUUUGCCCAGAUUAUUCUGUACCACCUAUAUAAAAGAUCGCUAAUUACAUUUUUAGAUUUAACCUUGCUCCACUCAUGAUGAAUGUGUGUUAAUAAGUUGUGUAUUUAUAACUUUUUUUUUUUUUUUUUUCUUCUUCUUCUUUUCCCUCUCCCCACCUACUCUACAGGGGUUGUAGCUCUUCUUCUGUUGUAUUACCACAAUCAGAGGAUCCUGAUCGGACAAACACGUCAGAAAGUGAAAGGCCUAAGAAAGAAAACCCGCGUGGUGUGAAACGUAGUGCUAGCCCUGAUUAUAGCCGGACCAACUCCCCCAGCUCUGCUAAGAAAUCCAAAGCACUUCAGCACACUGAGCCCUCUGGAGGGACAAAGCGACCAAAUAAACUCAAGAAAAGACAAGCCAGCCAGGAGCAACCUACUCCACUCACAUCAUUGCCGUCUACAAGCAAAGCCCACGGCAGGAAGGGUGGAGCCCCCGGCACCUCCCCGCUCCACAAAAGAAAAAGGACGGAUAGCUCGUCUUGUGUGACUAUCAGUAGCGCGGCCGUUUUAUCGACCGGUGCAGAACACAGACCUCCAAAACCCUCCAAGCUGGCUUCAAAAUCAGCCACCUCAGCCAAAGCUGGGUGUAGCACCAUUACAGAUUCUUCUUCUUCUGCCUCCACCUCUUCUUCCUCUUCCUCCGCUGUUGCCUCUGUCUCUUCUGCUGCAGGUGCCCGUGUGAAACAAGGAAAGGAUCAGAAUAAAGCCAGGCGCUCUCGCUCUGCUUCUAGCCCAAGCCCCAGGAGAAGUAGCCGGGAGAAGGAGCAGGCAAAAGCCAGCAGCUCCUCCAAGUUUGAUUGGGCAGCUCGUUUCAGCCCUAAAGUCAGCUUCCCAAAAACAAAACUAUCCCUUCCUGGGUCUUCCAAAGCUGAGACAUCAAAACCUGGACCUUCAGGAUUACAGGCUAAGCUCGCAAGUAAGUUAAAUGCAAAAUAAACACUCCUUUAAAUAACCUAGCCAUAAAGGGGGAUUUUAAGCACCAUAGCCACUACAGCUGAAAGGUUGACAAAAUAAAAGCACACAGUCCAGCCUCUUAUUCAGAAAAUGCAGCCAUUUUAAUUCUGUGUUCUCUCCAAAGAUGUCCACCCUUCAGUGCCAGUGGUUGGCUGCAAGCAAUGGCCUUGCAUGCACAAAGCCUAUAAUUGCUGUGUAACGUUUGACAGUUAAUGGGAAUGAAACUUCUAUAUUAUGAGUAACAAGCAAAGAAUCGGGCUUUGGGUUUCCUGAAGACCCUAUUUUUGUUAAACGUCUCAAAUAGUAUAAGAGGCAAGUUGUGAUAUGACAUCAGUAAGGUGACCAAGGCAAAUGAAGGCCUGUGUGAACUCCUAUCGCCAAAAAUACACCUACACAAAAUGUGUGCAGAUGGCCCAUGUAACCUUCUGCCUGACUAAACACACGUGCAGAUAUCAGACUUUGGGAUCUACGGCCUGCGUGCAUGCACACUGUGUUGUGUGCCGAUGGCCUUGUUUGUCUGUGUAACCAACUGUUAAGUUUUCUCACCUAGGCACAAAAUGUUAUGGAAAACGUAGAUGGAGUAGCACAAAAGUAACGGACAACUUUUUAUUUGCCGUAAGAGUGUGGUUCAUCUUUAAAUUGCUUUAGGUGACAUGUACUAGAAUGAGGCCAUGUGGCUGUUCAACUUUAAGAAUAAUUUAUUGAGAUAAGUAAUGCUACGGGGCAGGGGGGGUGUUUCUGUUUUUUGGGCCACUUUGUGGCACAUCUAUGUUCAGGGCACACUGUCAUCUUUUCAAGAAAUGCUGUAUGAAUACAUGCUUGCUCUAGCAUUCCUUCAAUAGUACAGUCAGGGCCCAUGCACAGCAGGGAUUCAUUUAGUUGUCUGUGUCAAAUCCAUUAUAAUUUUUUAAAUAGCUCUUACCCUGUGUAAAUUCUCAUGGAAUUAUUUACAAAACACUGAAUUUUGUCCAGAAGGACAAAUUACAGUGAAAACGACAGAAUGCCGACCGCAGUGACAAUUCUCAUUAUUAUUUCUGGCAUUUAUAUAGCACCAACAUAUUCCGCAGUGCAUUACAAUAUUCUAAAAGGGGGAAAUUUAACAAUAAAUGAGUCAAACACAAUGUGUCAGGAACAGUAGUUUGAGGGCACUCUCAUAUUUACUAAUGCCAAAUACGGUUGGAAUUCGGUCAGCCAGAGUGAAUCUGCAGCAAUCGAAUGAAUGCAUUCAGUGUUCAGAUUAAAAUAUGUGCCUUCACUGUCCUAUAAAAAGUAUAAGAAUUGGAAAAUUCACAAAGCGCCAAUUUUGGAACUGAAUUCAUCCAGCAUGCAAAUAACCAAAUUAUCAUUCACUUUCAUCCAAACUAACAAUUUUAGGUACUGUAAUUAUGUGGUGGCAUGUCAGUGCUUCCCAACAUCCACAUUAAAUAGUUUAAAAUAAGUCUUAUAUGGCUCAGUAAGACACCCAUACUGCACUAAUGAAGGUUUAACUCUUCCCUAUGCACCUUCCUGCCAAGUGGCAGGUGCGGGCUUGUCUACCAUUAGGAGCCUGCCCAGCCUUUAGAAAUGCGCCAUGGGUAAAAUGACAGGAGGGGUAUAGUGUUGUUCCCCCACCUGGCCUUUUCAAAAUAAGCAAGGGGAGUAGACCCAUCCUCCCCCACUUGCAGCAGGUGGGGGCCCUAAAUAUAAUAUUCAGUAGAAGCACCUAAGGUUCUCCAACACAGUCAAGAGAUAUGCCAAGACCGUGUAAGGACUACUUAUCGUAGCUUCACCUUUUGUCAAGCAUAGGAGAUGUACUACUGCCAUAAAGUCCCUUUUCUUCUCAGCUGUCACUUGUGACAACUGUAGGGAGAAAGGCACGAUCUAUGGAGGAUCCCACGUUCCUACAGGAUCCUCCAUAGACCUCUGUGUUGUAAUUUGUGUGUGAGCUGUUUUGACAGGAGCUGAAGAGUACCUGCUAGAAGACCAUGGCAUCAGCUGUGAGGGGCAGGUUUAGGUAAGUAAAUCGCACCCUGCAGCCACCUGACCGCCGUGGAUCUUUUUAAUUAAGAGCCGCUUUAAUGAAAAUAGAGAUUACUUUGAUCCAUAAAAAGACAUGGUUUAUAUAGUGUUCAUUCUGUUACUUUGUUGUUUUAGUUUUUUUGUUUUUUUUAUGAUCUAUUUCUGUAAUAGUCUAUAUGUUGUGCUUCUUUUGUAGCUGGAGUUCAGCAAAUAACCAAAUACAUUUACUUGGCUUCACAUCCUAAUGGUUACUUAGGCAUGUAAAGGCUAAGAAUGUAAAGAUGGAAAUUGAAACUGGUUUUAUAUUGUAGUUUAUUUAGUUUGUAUGAAUUUGUAGUGGACAGACAACUAUUCAUAUUGCAAUAGAGAUCUUUGGACCUCAUGAUCAUCUCUCAUGAUCCUCUCUUGAAUGGAGCUUAAAUAGAAGUUUAGUUCAGCAUUAGUUAAAGGGACACUAUAGUCACCCAGACCACUUCAUCUCAUCGAAAUGUUCUGAGUGCAAUGCCCCUGUCACUUGUAGUCCUGCUAUAUAAAUCAUUUUUUAUUUUUUUGCGACACUGCAAUAAUUACCUUGCAGGACUAAGACUUCCUCCAGUGGCUGUCAAUUAGACACUGCAUGAGGACAUCCAACUUCAGUAAAAUCCCCAUGGGAAAGCAAUGAAGCAGUGCUUUCCUAUGGGUUUGGCCUGAAGCUCUCGCCGUGCAUGGGAUAAUGUUUGAGGCUGAGUGAUGACGCAGCGCCAAGGGACAUCUGGUGAGUAAAUAUGUGGCUUUUGUUUUUUUUUUUUUUGUUUUAUAUACCCAGAUUUGUUUUUCUCACACCAAAGUAUCCCUUUAAAUGUUAACUGUUAAAUGUAAAAUCUCUUAAGUUUGGAAAAAUAGCACCUCAGAGGUAAUAAAACAUUAUACAAAUAUAUUCGGGCCCACUACAAACCAUUAUCUGGAAAUCUAUUCAUAAACAGCUGGAAGAAAGAUUUAAUCUAAGGCAAAGAAAAGGGUUUUUAUUUUAUUUUUAUUUUUUUACAGUAAGAGCAAUAAUGAAUUCUCUGCCUGAAGAGGUGGUUUUAUCCAUACAGAUGUUUAAACUGCAAUUGGAUAAAUACUUGCAAAAACAUAACAUACAGGGAUAUAAUUUCUAAUUAGUGGGGUAAUAGCUGCUUGAUCCAAGGAGACAUCUGGCUGCUAUUUUGGGGUCAAGAAGGAAUUUUUUCCUAGUUUGUUGCAAAAUUGGUGCUUCAGACUAGGUUUUAUUUGUGCUUUCUUUUGGAUCAACAGCAAAAACAUAUAUGUGAGGAAGGCUGAACUUGAUGGACGCAAGUCUUUUUUCAGCUAUGUAACUAUGUAACUGGAUGGAAAUUGGUUUCCUUAUUCCAUUGAUAACUGAUCAAUAACCAUUAAUGUAAAUUUUGGAUUGCAAUUUUAUUUCAGAUUUGAGGAAGUCCACUAAAAAGCGAAGUGAGUCACCACCUGCUGAGCUCCCCAGCCUGAGGCGGAGCACACGCCAAAAGACCACGGGCUCCUGUGCUAGUACCAGGUACAAAUAUUGAUGACUGGCCUCGAUGCUCUUUUAUUAGCCUGUAUGUACCAGUGGCAGACUAUUCCUGUUUGUGUAUCUGUGCAUAACGAUACAGGAAUUUAGGCCUUGUGUGGGAAUCACUGGCUACAAAUUUUACAAAAUCUAUCUUCUCCAAGCCAGGAUCUUUUGAGUGAAAUCCUUACUAUUGGAUUUUCUGGGGAAAUCGUCUGUCUGGAUUUUAAACCUGUUCAUUUUUUCUCCUUGCAGUCGGCGAGGCUCUGGCCUGGGCAAGCGAGCAGCAGCUGAAGCUCGCCGACAGGAGAAGAUGGCAGAUCCUGAUAACCAGGAGGGUGCAAAUUCUUCUGCUGCUCGCACAGAUGAAACUGCUCAGGGAGCUGCAGGUGAGUUCUAGUGGCAAUAGCUGGCAAAUCAUGGAAAUGGUUUACAUUUUAAAUCUUUGUGUUUCAAUGUGGGGCAAUUGUUGUGGUGUGUUUUUUUUUUUUUUUUUUUUUUUUUUAUCUGUCUUAAGAUGAUUUCCACUUCAUUGUUCUGCAGCAGAAGACAUUUAUAUUUGUAAAACGACUUUUCCUGCAAAUAUAUAAAAUAGACAAUCUAGUCCAAAGGUCAUUUCACAAGCAAUUGCAUUUGUUACUGAGCUAGUUUUGAUGUUGACCUGAUAAGUAUUAGGUUUUCUUUACACAAAUUAACAACCUAAGGUGUGAGUUUACCUGUGCCUGCACUCUCCUAUUUAUUCUAGGGAAGUAUUCCUUGCUGUAUAGGGAUCCACCACUAAAAUAGCAUGUUGUUUGGAGGGCAGCCGUUGCUACACUUUCAAUGUAUGCAUGGCAUAGUCUUCUUGCUAUGGCAUCACCGGCACUUCCUCUGCACUGGUUUAUUUUAAAGUGCUUUUUAUCUUUUUGCUUUUUAAAACUACAUGUAAGUGAUCAUCUUGAUUGUGUCUAAGGGUGUUAAGGUAAUUUUUUCCUCCUCGACAAAUGUUAUUUCAGCACACAAUAAAGGAGAAAAUUUUAUGUUAAGGAUUUCAAAUGUCAUUAUUCCAGUAAUAACAAUGAAGCAUGGAUUUCAGGUUUAACGAGAACACCUGGAGAAAGAUUUGCAUCUCUUCUCUUCCCUUCAGCUUCUAGCUCUGUGGCAGGUGCUGUGGGAAUGACCACGUCUGGGGAAAGCGAGAGUGAUGACUCUGAAAUGGGACGUCUUCAAGGUAAAUAUAUUGUUUCUGUAAAUAUAUUGUGUUGCCUUCACCUGUGAAGGAAGGCAAUGCUAAAGUUACAGUUGUCUAGAUAAAGAAUUAUCGAAUAUCAAGACUGUGUAAGGUCUUGAUACACAGCAUGUUGUUUUCUGAAUUUCUGGUAAGCCAAACAGGUAAUUUGCUAUUUUUACAAUUAUGUGGGUGUCUGAACCACCUAUAGCCCUCAUUGUAUCAUCUGCAUGAUCAACACAUGUAGCAUUUCUUACAACCUAUACUGAACCAAUCAUCGUAUGGUAGUGGUACAAUUGUACAAGUGUUCUAGCAGUUGAGACUCCUCCUGUACUUUCUGAUUUCAUGUCCUCUGGUAUCUAAUAGGUAUCUGGCACCUUUAGGAAAGCUUGACUUUUGGGCCAAUCAUUCUUGAGCUGGGGGUGCAGUAGGUGUGUAAAAUAGAUUCUUUGCCAUUCUAUAGCAAUCCAUUAUGGGAUUGUCCAGCAACAUGGGUGUGAAUUUGACUCCCAUCCCUGUUUUUUUUUUUUUGUUUGUUUUUUAAAUCUAUAAUUUAGAGGGCUAUUCCUGCAAAUAAAGCCAAGAUGGGUCUGUCCCUAGACACUAAAAUGUUUUUAUUUUUUAUGUAAUUGAACAAGGCAGUUUAUCAAUUAUUCAUUAUUUUACUUGUUUUUCAAAAUUCCCCCAAGGUUUUAAAAUUGUACGUCUUCUGAAACUGAGUAACCCCCAUUUUGUUAUGUACUCCCUUCCUUAUUCAUGCUGGGCAGUGACAAAUCAAAUGCUUUUUGUAGAGAAGCAUUGUUAACUUAUUUGGAAACUAUGAAAAUAGAUAUUGGUAAUAAAUAAUUAAAUACUUUUUCAAACUAUAUAAAUAAAACGCUUGUUUUGUAAUUCUGUUCCAAAUUGUACUGAACUGUAAGGUGUUUUUUUUAUUUUUUUUAUUUCUUCUUGCUUAGUCUGACUUCAUCUGACCUCAUACAUGAUGCAACUUUGCACUAGCAGGCAGUUAACAGGGCCUGUGUCCCACAUCCCCUUCUCUCCAGGAAGUGUAAAGGGAGACUGUGUGAUGUGUGGCUGGGACUACAUAACAGUGUUUUAAUUCCUAAACAGCUGAGAAUUGAGGAGUGAGACUUUAGGGUCAUGAUCUAUACACUCAAACCACUUCAGCUAAAGUUGUUUUGGUGCUUAGACAGUUACUUUAAUGAAACACUUAAAGCACGUUGACCCCUUUUCUCUCUACUAAAGUGUUUUUGCAUUUUUUUUAAAUUUUUUUUUUCUAGUUAAUUUUUUAAAAAUGUUGUAUGCAUAGCCACUUUUACAUUUGAGCGCCAAACCUUUUUAUUUUUUAUUUUUUUUAUUUUUUUGGUCUGUCUGGUCGGGGCACAUAUACAUGUAUUUUGAAAUCUUGGCUAACCUCACAUAAUUGUGUUAAAACCAGUGAAGGUGUGUGCUAAAAUUGAUGAAUGUUAAGACAAAUUCAAGUAUUAAGGGGUCACCAUUUAUUUAUUUUUUCCAGUAAAUACCAGCCCAUCCACCCAGUUUGUAAUCUUGCUUUAUAGCAUGACUCUUCACACGCAUGAAGUUCCCUCUAACAACAUUCUUAAAUACUUCAGAACAUUUUUCAUAUCCGCAGCCAUCUUAAAGUGCUAUGCACAAAUGUCUUGUAAACUCUAGAUUUUAAUAUUGCAAGCAUGUGUUCCCAAGUUGUUGAGAUCUGUCAAAUUAAUGUGUAUUAAGAUGAUGUGGCGAUCAACUCGAGUACCUUUGUCAAAGUCGACUAUUGCCAUUCUAUUUAAAAAUCUAAGCAAACUGAAUCUUUGUCAAAAAGAACCGAUAUGGUGGAAUUUAUUAUUGUGCAUUCCUAAACAUGUUUACUUUUAAAGUAAUCCAGUACUUUAUUGGUGGCUUAAGACGUGGAAUUGGACCUAUUCCAGGGUCUUGUAUAUAUAUUACACAUUGACCCAAUAUUGUGUCCUACUUUAUGUAUUGCAAGAAAAUAACUUGUAAUAAAGACUGCCUUCAUACAAAACUCACCCAAGACUUGUGUUUACUCAUUUUACCCAGAACAAUCUAAUUUGUUUUGGCACACUUUAAUUUCUCACUAAAAAGAUUUGGGAAAUAUCAGUGUUCUUGACUUGUAAAGUGUGGUGGACAAAAUUUCUUCUAUAAUUUUCUUUGAUCACCUAUAGGUAAAUUUAAAAAAAAAAAAAAAUAUAUAAAUAUAUAUAUAUAUAUAUAUAUAUAUAUAUAUAUAUAUAUAUAUAUAUAUAUAUAUAUAUAUAUAAUUUUUUUUCAAAAUGCAAUGUAAAAUUGUGUUUUUUUGUUGUUUUUUUUUUUGUUUUUUUUUUUCUGUAUUAUCAAAUGGUGCAAUUUUUAAGUUUAUGGUUCUCAUGCAUAAGCUCAUAUUCCUUACCCACAGCAUUACUGGAGGCACGUGGUCUUCCUCCUCACCUCUUUGGUCCCCUAGGACCUCGUAUGUCCCAGCUGUUUCAUAGAACCAUCGGAAGUGGGGCAAGUAAGUAUGACUAACCAUGUGGUUCCCUAUUCUUUUUAUUAUUUAUAAAGCGCCAACAAAUUCCACCGUGCUCUACCAAAAACCUAUAUGACGCACAAGAUCAGAGGAUGUUGAGGGACAUGCUCAUUCUUGAAACUUGAUUGGUAAAAAGGUGUACUAAUCUAUGUAUGUGCAAGAUCUUUAUAAAUAUUAAGUUGUGUACAAACAGAGUAUUUUUCAUCCGUAUAUUCCAUAGAGCUACAUUGCAUUAAAGAAUAUAAAUAUAUUGGUGCAGAUUUGUUCUUGUGUACUGGUAUACAUGUAUCUAAUCUAUGCGGGGUAUACUAUUUUCACUCUCCUGCUUGCAGCUGGCAAGUGGGAACCAUGUUGCGUUUAUAAUGAUACUCCGUAUAUUGGUGUAACUGGGUUUUCGGCAAUAAAAUGUACGCAUAUAUUUUAAAUUGAAGAAAUGUAAGGAGAAUCCGUGUCCAUGUGGUUUGUUUUAACGAAGUACCAUCUUCUACAGGCUCCAAGGCCCAGCAGCUCCUGCAGGGUCUCCAAGCCACAGAUGAAAGUCAGCAACUCCAGGCUGUAAUAGAAAUGUGCCAGCUGCUAGUGAUGGGAAAUGAGGAGACUCUGGGAGGGUUCCCAGUAAAGAGCGUGGUGCCUGCUUUGGUAAGUAAUUACCUUUCUCUGCCAUUUGCACCUCUGAUUUUCAAGUGAUAACAUACUUGUUUUGUUCAGGUAAUUAAACAAGCUGCAAAUUCUAUCUUUGCAGAUAACAUUGUUGCAGAUGGAGCACAACUUUGACAUUGUAAGUUGUUUGUGGUUUUUUUUAUAAUUUAGGAAUCUCAGAUUAUGGUUAUUUUUCAUAUCUACUAGAGCAUGGAUAGGCAACCUUAGGCACUCCAGAUGUUGUGGACUACAUGCCCCAUAAUGAUCGUACACCCGUAAUGCUGGCAAGCAUCAUGGGAGGUGUAGUCGAAAACAUCUGCAGUGCCGACGGUUGGCUAUGCCUGUACCAGGGUAUAAUUUAUGGCACCCUGUUGGAUGGUUGCAGUUUUCUGUGAUCUUGUUAAUAUGUUCAUUAGGGAGACUAAUGAACUCUAAUCUUUUGAGCACUGACCUUAAUCACCUUGGAAUUUCCAGACUUUUUGCCAUGAAUUAGAGAAGUCACAGGUGCACUCAUGUGCACCCCCCAAAAAAUAAUAAUCACGGUUUAGUAAACUUAAUACACAUUAAAACUAUACAUACAUACAUGUAGCUGGUCACUAAACUAGCAAUUAACACCUGGUGUUUGCUGUUCUUUACAGAUGAACCAUGCCUGUCGAGCCUUAACUUAUAUGAUGGAGGCACUUCCUCGUUCCUCUGCUGUCGUCGUAGAUGCCAUCCCUGUAUUUUUGGAGAAGGUAAGUGGCAAAUUAAAUAUGUCCUAGAGGACACAUUAACCAUUCACUCCCAUUAGAAAUUUAUAUAUUUUGACCUCUGUACACAUCUCUUCCAGCUGCAAGUCAUUCAGUGCAUUGAUGUAGCUGAACAGGCUCUCACUGCUCUGGAAAUGCUAUCGCGUAGACACAGCAAAGCCAUUCUACAAGCUGUAAGUGCAAUUCAUAAACUGCUUUCCUCUAGUGUCUUUUUAUUUUUUUUUAUUUAUUUUUUUCUUGUAUAUGGUGCCUUGCAUUUUCUAAUGUAAACGUUGGAAAAAUCUGUAACUUUUUUUUUUUCCGCUCUUUCCUCCAGGGAGGGCUUGCCGAUUGCCUCUUGUAUCUAGAGUUCUUCAGUAUCAAUGCUCAGAGGAACGCAUUAGCCAUAGCAGCCAAUUGCUGCCAGAGCAUCAGUCCUGAUGAGUUUCACUUUGUUGCUGAUUCUCUACCAUUGCUGACACAGAGGUUAACCCAUCAGGUGAGCUUCACUCCCCAUCCAGAUUUUGACUGAUCACUAUACAUGUUGAGUGUUCUCUCAUCAUCCGAAAUGGUUAAGUACAGAUUCAGGUAUCAUUUGGCGACUCAUCAGAUUGCUUAUUACUCACCUAAUCACUUGUUUUAAUAACGCUCCACUGCAAGCAGAGCACAUGUCCUCGAGAAACGGUCACUGGCUUUCAUAGACUUUACUCCUAUACAUUUGUAACUGUGACAUCUUCCACCUGUCUCCACUUAUGCAUCGGUCAUGGCAGAAAAUUGCAUUGAUAUAUUUAGUGUAUAUAAUAUGCAAAUGUAUUUAUAUGAAUGUUAUGAAUUACAUUGUGAUUGUUAACUGUUUAUGCUGUGGAUAAUAAGUUUGUGUUGAAAAAUCUAAAUUUAUCCUAUAAUGGAAAUAGUUCACCUGUCCCUCAGUAAGCCUUUUAGUUUACUAUGCAAUUGCGUAUUUGCAGUGAUUUUAUUUUUUUAAAUGGGUAUUGACAGUAACAAAUCUGUGCUUUCAUUUUUUACAUUUGGUUUUUGAUAUUCUUUCUCCAUCAUUGCACCAGGCUCUUUGUAGAACUGUUUAUUUACUGAUCAUGUUGGUUUCACAUCCUGUAGGUAGAGCAGUGGUUCUGUUACAUAGUUGGAUUUUUUUUAAAAGCAACAUUACAUUUUAUAAUCCCAUUAGUUGAAGAUCCUGUUUACUGCGUGACUGCUUUUGUUUAUUUUGUGUAUAUUUGUCAGUUGGAUAUGUACAAAGUUCCAUUAAUUACAGAAGACUAAGCAAAUAUUCUAUUUUACAGGAUAAGAAGUCUGUGGAGAGCACUUGCCUUUGUUUUGCACGACUGGUGGAUAAUUUUCAGCAUGAAGAGGUAAUGCUUCAUUAAUGCUGUUUUUGUUUCUCCUAAUUUUAAGUUGAUUAAAAGCAAGUCUUCAGUUUGAGGGUAUGGAAUCUUGCUUCUUUACACGACUCACUGAAAUAAGGUGUAAACAUUUUGCAGUACCUACCGCCUCUUAUUGAAAAUAAAAUACAGCGUAUUCUCAGUAUAUUCUCUCUCCCUCGCUUGCUCGCUCCCUAUUUUGGCCUAAAAUUUGCCAUUUCCCUGUGAAUUCUUGGUAUAGUGAAUAACCCUGUAUGUGUUUUAUAUAAAACUCUAGCUUGUUAUAAGACAUUCCUUAAUCUUCCCAGGUUUUAGUAUAUGAUUUACAUAAUGUCUACAAAGAUGAAAAUCUCACAUUGUUGGUACUGCAUUUUCUUUAUACACUUUUGAUAUUCUGGGGAAAGGAGAUACGUAUAUUCUCAUGCAACCACAGUUUGUAGAAGGCCAUGUUAUGUUCCUCCUAUAUCUUUUUUAGUGAUUUAUUUAUUUUUAAUACUGCAAUCGAUUUUUGUCUCCAGAAUCUACUGCAGCAAGUGGCUUCACGGGAUCUGCUCACCAACAUCCAGCAACUUUUGGUCGUGACACCACCUAUCCUAAGCUCGGGCAUGUUCAUUAUGGUGGUCCGCAUGUUUUCUUUGAUGUGUUCAAAUUGCCCCAUGUUGGCUGUGCAGCUCAUGAAACAGAGUAAGUUCACGUCACUUGCUUUUAAAGAGAAUGUUAUUGAAUAGCUUAUAUUUUCAAACUAUUCUGUGUGACUUAUUUUUUAUAAUACUCUGUAAAGAUAACGUACACAAUCCUAUUGUGGCGUAUCAAAGCAGUCAGGAAAUUAACUCUCAAAGAGGUUACUCCGAGCACUAUAACAACUUCAUCUAAAGGUUCCAGGGGUUCUCUUACCUUAAGGGGUAAGUUUAACGAAAAAGUGUGCCUCAAACGCCAAUCAUCAGGUCUCCCAGCCGGCAUCAGCUUUUGCAUCUAAAUUUCAUAAAGCGCUGAGUGGCGCCCAGCAGGAUUGCAACUGAUUGGCUUAGAGAGGUCAACUGACUCUCUCAGCCAGUCCGUAACUCCCCAUUUAUAAAACUGGCUUGGAAGAACCGUACGGUUUCCUUUUAGAUGAAGUUGUUAUGGUGCCUAAACUAUCUCUUUAUUGACAAGGAAAUUGGUUUGUUUGCCACUGUCAAAUAAAACCGGCUUUUCUUAAAUUAAUUUUGUGUAGUUGUGCAGAUUUUAUGAUAUAGGUUUCACAACAAACACAAAAGUCGUUGGGAUGUUGGAACACCAUUCAGUAGGGCCAUCUUUGGUUCAGGUUUUAACCACUGCAAGUUGGUGAGGGCUGCUACUCAUUCAUGGAACCAUAUCAAGGUCAGGAUGAUCUUGCGAACGGGAGUUCUUCCAUUUGACAGAGAAUGUGUAUUGGUCAGUGAAAGCUAGACUUGGUUAGAAUGGUUUAUGGGCUAAACAACAAUUACUAUGACAAUUAGAGUUGGAAUAUCAUUAUGGGUUUAAAGGGACUAAGCAGGCAUGGGCUUGUUUAUGGGUCCAUGUCUCCUGGUGUUUCAGGAAAAUUAGAUCAAACACAUGACUGUAAUUUGGUAGUUAUACCAGAAUUGGAAAAUCUGUAGAGCGUCGGCUAAAAUAACCAGAUUGUCAAACGGAUUUCACAUCGUUGCAUAGUUAAUUAACUAGGCUGUUUCCAUAAAUUGAGGAGUUAAAAUGGAGUCUUUAAGUUUAAUUUUGAAAUUGGGAAAAACCACGUGAGCAAAUUCAAUGGCUUAUUUGCAGUUUAAUAUACAACUCUCUUAAUAAUAAAUUACAGAACCUUUGUGUUACAUGACUCCUUUGCUCAGGCUUUUCUCUGCCCAAUGGUUUUUGGGCAUUAUAAAUCCGAACAAAAAAAAUUCAAGACAAAGUUGUGCGAAUUCAUAACUUAGGGGCACUCCAGUUCCCUAACGCACUCUCCCCCGGCUGUCAGAUAAGUGGUCCUGUUACUUCCUGGUUUGCUUCCUGGUGGAGCUAAGCUCAAGAGCAUCUGCCUACAAAAACUUCUCAUUGAGCUGCAUUAUGAAGUCUGAUUAGUCAGAUACAGAACCACUUGGCAGGGUUAGAAGGGGACAACUUGCAAGAGAUCUGUAGCUUAAAGAUGUUUAUACAUACACUGUCAACGAGGAAAAAAAUGCAUAAUUAAAUGCAUGCAUGUUUUCAUUGGGUGGGGGGACACUAUGGGAGAGGGGAGGAGGGGAAAGGACAUGAAGGGACAGGGGAGGAGGAGGGGAAAGGACACGAAGGGAAGUUUUUUCAUAUUAGAUUAAAUUCAUUAAAAAGUCUAAUUAAAUUAUAGGAAAACUUUUUUUUUUUUUUUCCUGUGAGCAGUGUGAUCUUGUUGAAACUUAAGCAAAGUUCAGUUUUUGUUGCGAAGUAAACUUGCCAUUUGUCCAUUGAUGGAGUACAAUGGAUACAGUGAACAUUAGGAGAGAGAAACUUAAAGAAAAAGACUGUGCCACUUUAACUAAAAUUAAAUUUUCACUUUCCUUGUUUUUAACGUUUUACUCUUUUUGCCUUCAAGGUCUUUUUGGGUAUUUUAUUUAUUUUUACCAUGAGAAUGAAAGCAAAACUAGGUCUUAUUCAGUAGCAUUACGUUUCAAACAUUUUUGUACUUAACACAUUGGUUGUUCUUGUUUUUAGAUAUUGCGGAGACCUUGCAUUUCCUUUUAUGUGGGGCUUCUAAUGGCAGCUGCCUGGAGCAAAUUGAUCUGGUCCCUCGAAGUCCACAAGAGCUAUACGAGUUAACAUCACUUAUAUGGUAUGUAUAGUACAGCCAGUAUUGCAAAUACUUAUAUUAAACUGUCUGGUUUUUGAGCGUGUUUGGAUGUGACAUUCUCACUAGUAUAAUUUUAAAUGGCCACCACUAGACUAUAUGAUAGUCAGAAUGUUGCAAUGACACCUAGUUAUAGAUGGGGAAAAAGACGCUAUAAGUUAUUAAACCUAUAGCUUGCACAAUGGCAAUCAAAAUUCACGGUCUCGUUCAUUAUAAAACAGGACUAUUUUCUUAUUGUUCAUUAAUAUUUCCCAAAAAUACCUUGUUUCUUGGAGGUCACCGAUACCUAUGGAAAGUAUUUCUACAUUUGGUAGGGUACCCCAGCAUACUCUCCAGCAAUAAAUGCUUUCAGAUCAGUUAUUGUACAUUUUCAACCCUAUACCCUCUUUACGGGUGAUAAAUGGAAGACUUGUAGAGGCAUGGAUUCUUCGUUCUUAAGACUCCAACCUAAUGGCUCCAUUAUCAAUGUCAGUCAUCCUUGGAAAGAAUGAAAGAUGUUUUGGAUUUUAGAUCCAUUAAUCUUAAAGUAUCUUUAAGAAAAAAAUGUAAGCUUUCUUCAUAUUCCCCUCGUUGAUUUAUUCCAUAUUGCGUUACAUGGUGUAUAUUUAAAUACCGUUGUACUUUUUUACAAUGGUGAAUUCUUUGUGAAUUUUUUUUCAAUUGAUUAAGGAAGAAAUUGUUGUGCUGCAUGUGCCAUUGUGUGUGUUUUGGUCUCACUGUCCCUGUGCUGUUGUUGGAAUGACUGUGUCCUCCCAUUGCUGGCUGUGCUAUAUUUUAUGCAAGGACGAUAGACUACAGUUUUGUGCUAUUAUGAUGGGAUGAGGUUGCAAUGCUACCUGAUGCUGCGGUCUGUCCUGCCUUGCAUUGGUCCUUGUGUGGUUUUGCUGAACUGUGCUCUCUUGCAAUGUUUAGGGCUUUAUACAGCUGCCUGUGAUGUCUUGCAAUAUUUGUGACCAGAGGUUGCUGUUAUUUGGCUGGUGGAUUUUAUAAAGGAACACUAAAUGCAGCCAUACCAUUUCAUCGCAUUGAAUUUGUCUUGAUGCAGUGUUCCUGUCCCCUUAACCCUGCAAUGUAAAAUCUUGCAGUUUCAGAGAAGCUGUAAUGUUUAUAUUGCAGGGUUAAGACUGCCUUUAGUUGCUGUCUACCAUACAGCCACUAGAGGCGCUUCCUGCAGUUUCUUGGAGUUUAACUCUGUGAAACACUGAAUGUCCUUGUGCUUUAUAGGCAACUUAUGGGGAAAGCUUAAAGUAGCACUAUAGGGUCAUUAGAAAAAUAGAAACAUGGAAUGUGACGGCAGAUAAGAACCAUUUGGCCUAUCUAGUCUGCCCAAUUUUCUAAAUACUUUCAUUAGUCCCUGGCCUUAUCUUAAGUUUAGGAUAGCCUUAUGCCUAUCCCACGCAUGCUUAAACUCAUUUACUGUGUUAACCUCUACCACUUCAGCUGGAAGGCUAUUCCAUGCAUCCACUACCCUCUCAGUAAAGUAAUACUUCCUGAUAUUAUUUUUAAACCUUUGUCCUUCUAAUUUAAGACUGUCCUCUUGUUGUGGUUUUUCUUCUUUUAAAUAUAGUCUCCUCCUUUACUGUGUUGAUUUCCUUUAUAUAUUUAAAUGUUUCUAUCAUUUCCCCCGUCUCAUCUUUCCUCCAAGCUAUACAUGUUAAGAUCCUUUAACCUUUCCUGGUAAGUUUUAUCCCGCAAUCCAUGAACCGGUUUAGUAGCCCUUCUCUGAACCCUCUCUACAGUAUCAAUAUCCUUCUGAAGAUACGGUCUCCAGUACUGUGUAAAAUACUCCAAGUGAGGUCUCACCAGUGUUCUGUACAAUGGCAUGAACACUUCCCUCUUUCUACUGCUAAUACCUCUCCCUAUACAACCAAGCAUUCUGAAAAAGGUCCCUCCCCUCCAUCAGGGCCCCUCCUGCUGAGCUGAAGGGGUUAAAACCGCUUCAGCCACUUACCUUAAUCCAGCACCGGGCUCCCUUGGUGCUGCUGACAUCUCCUCUCCGUGCCGACGUCCGCUCUGAAUGCGCAUACGCGGCCAUAGCCACGCGUGCAUUACUCAGUGCUUUUCCUAUGGAAGUCGGCGUCAUCUCACUGUGAUUUUCACACUGAGAAUCGUGGAAGCGGCCUCUAGUGGCUGUCAGGGAGAUGGCCACUAGCAGCUGGAUUAACCCUCAAUGUAAACCUAGCUGUUUACAAGGGGGACCUGGCACCCAGACUACUUCGUUGAGCUGAAGUGGUCUGGGUGCAUAUAGUGAUCCUUUAAUGUGCGCAUUACUUCCCCCUGUUGCUUUUUAUAUCAAGUAUUUUUGGAUCUCUUAGCUUGGUUUAUUUGCAACUGAAAGACUCUGCUGUUUGGAAUAUUUAGAACAGAAUCUAACUGCUGCUUUUGCCAUUUCAGUGAACUGAUGCCGUGCUUACCGAAAGAAGGAAUAUUUGCUGUUGAUACAAUGUUAAAGAAGGGUAAUGCUCAAAACACUGAUGGAGCUAUCUGGCAAUGGAGAGAUGAUCGUGGUCUUUGGCACCCAUACAGCCGAAUAGAUAGCCGCAUUAUCGAGGUAGCAGUUUUAUCAUCAGUGAUUUAAUGUCCUUUGUACUCUACAUCUUUCAGAAUUGAACUUAACCUAGCGAUUUAGUGUGUGUGUGUUUUAUAAUUGUACAUGUUAUACACCUUUAUCGCUAUUGUAGAAAUAUUUAAGGUGGUUUCUAUAUUCAUUCUCAUUUAGAUUAUAAUUUUACUAAAGCUACUUGAAUGAAAGAGAAAACAGGAAAAAAAUUGCGAAUAAUGUAUAUAAUUUUAAUAACUGACAUAAGAUUUCAACAUUUAUAGUACAGCAUGUACAUUUACUGAACCACACCUUGUUAACUUGUCUGUCUACUGAAUGAUGCAUUACAUCAUGUUUAGGUAUGCUGUUAUGUAGUUUGUUUUUGUAGUUUUGUUAUUUUUAGCUUUUGCACGUCUAUGUAAUUUGCUGUAUCUGUUUGCCUUGGUUGCCCCCUCCCCUUCAAUCCCACCUGUUGGCUGUCUAUGGGUAGAUGCAUAUAUGCAUUGUAUAGCUUUGUAUACAUUUCUUCCUACAUACCUUGCUGUCAUGUUCUUCAAACAUCUUGGAGAUUUGUCAAAGCAUAAUUAAAAACGAAUUAGUGCAACACCCUUAAAGUGAAGAUAUUACUAUGGAAUUUGUAGUAAUGUUUUCAUGUUGAUUUCUUCAUCUUUAGAACUUUGCCGCUUUUUAUCUUUACAACAGAGAUCUCCCCCUAUCUUACCCAAACAGCUGUAUUUUAACAUCUGUGUAGAUUAGCAUUACUUAUGACCGUUAGGCAAUGUGUUGUCCUAUAUGGGUGCCAAUUACCAGAGCCUAGAUUAUAAAAAUGAGUUUAUCACUUUCAUGCCUGAGAUUAUCCUAUUUUGUAUGUAUUUUUUUUUAUAUAUAUAUAGUAAACAUUAAUAUGGUAAGUUUUCUAAGAAAAAGGCCCUGUGUUAUGGUGCUUGCCAAGUCUCUAGAAGUGGCCUGACUCUUGCCCAUUGAGAAAUGUCUCCCACUGUUCAGUAGCCCCAAUUUAUUAGGGCAGCUAAGGCAUAUUGUGCUGGGCUACUGAAACACUAUGGAGACCAGCACAGCAGAUAUGAAAGCAUGUCAUAAGUGUUGCCAUUUCUCUUUUGCCUGUGUCGCCAUGGAAUUUUAUUAACUUUUUGUGUCUCAUGGCCAUUUAAUUUAAUUUAAUCUACCAAUUAAUUUAAUCAACCAUUCAAGUUGAGAAUUCUAUUGCGGUUAUUUUACCAGGAAUUAUUUUAAAGCAUCUUAGAGCUGCUUGUGCCAUUAUUUCCUCCAUAAUAUUGCUUUUUUUUUUUUUUUAGAAUUGUAUAAUAUGGUUGCUAACCUGAAUUCACAGGCACAGAAUUUCUUAAUUUGAUUUCACAUAAUAAAAUCACAAAACACUUUAAUGGUAUGACCCAUUGGAUAGAUUGGCAUGUAUAUAGCAUUGGUAACCCAGAGAGGACAAAACACAGUCUAACAUUCUGCGUGACAAAGUCUUGGUGUUUCUAUUCAAGGAUUAUCUCUCUGUUUUAUAUCUGUGUUCUCAGGCAGCCCAUCAGGUUGGUGAGGAUGAAAUAAGUUUGUCUACACUGGGGCGUGUUUAUACUAUUGAUUUUAAUUCUAUGCAGCAAAUCAACGAGGAUACCGGAACUGCACGCGCCAUUCAGAGAAAACCUAAUCCUUUAGCCAAUGCUAACACUAGUAAGUAUUCCACUUUUGCAUUUAAUCUCUUACUAUGAUAUAUAUUAUUUUUCAUUUUGUAGGGUGAAAAUCAUCCAGUAGAUAUAUUUAUUUCUUUAGGGGUUUAAUUUGAUUAGAUAUUUAUUUAUUCCAAUGUGUGUGUUUUGUAUGUGUAUAUGCAGUUGAUAACCACGUUCACUUAUAUCUGUUUUUGAUGAGUUGCUUGACCCACUAGCAUCAGUUUGGAAGUUUUGCAAGGCAGAGGAAAACCGAAAAUGUGUUGGUGCUCAUGGAUUUUUAAACCUAAUAUUUCCCCUUAAUUUUUUUCAGGCCAAUACCCAAAACACUUUAAGCCUUUUGCAUUAUUAAUUGUGCUUGUAAUGUAUACAUUUUUAUUAUGAUGCUUAUCAAUAAUAAGUUGCAAAAAAAAAAUCUGGACCAAACCAUGUCAAAUCUAUCUAGUUGACACCUGGUAUCGUCAGUUAUUUAAAAAGGAAAUUGGUUAAACCAUAUUCAUUCACAAGCUCUUUUUAUAAAGUAGGUUGCAUUGAAUUAAUUAAUGUAUUCAUUUUUUUUAAAUGAUGCAGAUAACAUUAAAAAAACUACUUUUAGUACAUGAAUAAGGUGAGUGGUGCAAAUGUAUGGUAGGGGAAUGAAUACAACAAACUAAUCUUGAUUGUAUAUUAAAAAUCUAUUCCCUGUGCACUUGGUCUUCUAUGGAAAUAAAGGAAGCUGUAAUAUAAGCAAUGGCACGCAGCCCAGUGAUCUCUCAUAAUAUUGCGAUGUCCCUCUUCUUAACAAGUGGUGUUCUCUGCAAGUAUUUGGUUUCGACAGGUUUACUCUACAGCUGUUUUGCUGAUGUGCAGAAAUUCAGAGGAUUCUGUGAAUCUCUUAAAAGAAGUAAUCCAUAAUCUUUUCUUUUGCCUCCUAUAGGUGGACAUUCUGAACUAAAAAGGGAUGAUGCCAGAGCGCAGCUGAUGAAAGAGGACCCUGAGCUUGCCAAGUCUUUUAUUAAGACCUUAUUUGGUGUGCUGUAUGAGGUGUACAGCUCUUCCGCCGGGCCUGCCGUUAGACACAAGUGCCUUAGAGCAAUUCUUAGGAUAAUUUAUUUUGCGGAUGCUGAGCUCCUGAAAGAUGUGUUGAAGAACCACGCAGUGUCCAGGUAUUGUUUGGGCUGAUAUUUGUAAGACUGCCAUUGUUAGGCGGCAGCUGUGUGGAUGGGGAAUCAUCAUUGUAUGUAGGAGCGAUGCAUUUUGCUUGGUCUACCAGCCAUUUUUUGAGUACUGUUAAGUGCAUAGAGUUCCAGAAAAUAUCAAGCACAAAUGUUUUAGCCUAAUUAUUUAUUUAUUUUAUAUUUUCUAGUCACAUUGCGUCAAUGCUGUCAAGUCAGGAUCUCAAAAUUGUAGUAGGAGCUCUUCAAAUGGCAGAGAUUUUAAUGCAGAAGCUACCUGAUAUUUUCAGUGUGUACUUCAGAAGGGAAGGUACGUGAUUUUACUUAUUUAUUGUUGAUAACCCAAUAUUUGUUUUAUGUAUGUCUUAACAUUGACGUUGAUGAAAUAGUUGCACGGUUCGUCUCAUUAGCCAUAUAUUUAUAUAAAUUACUAUAUAUGUAUGUUUGCCAUACAUAUAUAGUACCCUUUCUGCAUGAAUUUUGCACAUUUAUUUGUUUGCCAUCUGUUGAGGUGAUUAGCCUCUUGUCUAUCAGUCAGGUAAACAGGACACAUUUUGUUUUCUCCCUGCCACAGGUGUAAUGCACCAAGUAAAAAAUUUGGCUGAGUCAGAAACUCUGUUAACAAGUCCACCAAAGGUUUGCACAAAUGGCUCUGGCUCUCUGAGCAGCACAACGACCAUAAGCACUGUAGCUGGAAGUGCAGCUGCUGACCUUGGGUCACCCAGCCUACAACACCGGGAUGAUUCACUUGACCUUAGUCCACAAGGGUGAGUGAAAAUCUUUUUGAUAGAGUUGGAAAAUACCCACUGGUGCGCUUACUGCACCAACACUGUACAAAUGUUAUAAACAACAUUAAUUUAGCACCUCAUUGACCAAAUUAGCACAAUAUAUUUUUCACUGUAAUUCUUUUUAACAUGUAAGCCAAAGAAAUCCAUGGCAAUAGUACAAUGACUGCUCCCACCAAUCAGGAGGGUUUUAUUUUAACACUUUGCUUUCACGACUUUAGACGGCUGAGUGAUGUUUUGAAGAGGAAAAGACUGCCAAAACGUGGUCCGAGGAGGCCAAAGUGUUCCCCACCUCGUGAUGAAGACAAAGUAGACAAUCAAGGUGAUAUUUCUGUUCACUUAUGACCAACUUUUAUUUUUUAUUUUAUUUUUUCUAAACUGUUAUGGACACAUUUGUAGAAUGUAAAACAGUCAAAUGUGUUGAAUCUUUACAAGACAUACUAAUAAAAUUUGCUUAAACUUUUAUUAUAUUAAUGUGGCAACCUGAAACAAUUUAAAUCCACACUCAAGACAGGAUUUCACUCUUCCUUCUUUGAAUAUUAUGCAAGAAUGCGUAAAAAAUGAAAUGAAAUAAAGUAUAAUUUUCCUUUUAUAUCCUGUACAACAAUCCCAUGCUGUGCAGAAUGUGCAAGGAGCGGUCGCCAAAGAAGUGACCAAUGCCUCCUUUAAUUUCUGUAAAACUCCUGCCCUAAAUCCCAUACGUUCGAUAAAGAGCAACUCCAAGAAACCUUACUAGGUCCACAAACUCUGUUACUAUUCUGCAGUUGAAAGCCCGCUACUUAACUAUGAGCGAAAGGAAUUGCAUCAUAUAAAACAGUACUUUCAGAGCAGAAAAGAAAAUUUCAAUGUGGUAGUGAGCGUAAAGAAAGGAGUUUCUUUUUUUUUUUUUUCUUUUUUUUUUUUAUCAAUAACAAAGGAACAUUAACAUAACUAUAAUCUUUAACACCAGUUGUUCUAUUUUUAUAUAGGUAUUUUUUUUCACUGUAAAUAUUGUUUAGCUACGUAUUAAACAUAGGGUGCAAUUUGCUAAAUAUACCUUUUCCGAAAUGUAUUAUAUUCAGCCCACUUAAUUUUCAUUGGGUUUUGGGGAAUAAACUAUUUCGAUCUCAAGUCGGGAAAUGAAAGUUGUGCAACCAGUCUAAUAACAAAUGUUUUGUCCAUCCUCUUUGCUCUGAUCGCUGUAAAUAUCAAUGUUCAAAGGAACAUUCCAGGCACCAUAACAACUUUGGCUUAAUGUGUAUAGAUCAUGCCCCUGCUCUUUGUUUAUGUUUAUAUAGCCCUAGCCACACCUCUCUUGCCUGUAACUGACACAGCCUGCAUGAAAACAAAAUGGUUUCAUUUUCACUCAGAUGCAACUUACUUUAAAAGUUUUUAUUUCCUGCUCUGUAAAAGGAACUUUAACACAGGAGGCUCCUGCAUGGUCUAGCAAUCUAUUAACAGAGCUGGAGAUAAAGUGUAAUUAAUUAAAUAGAAUUUGCCAUAAAGGAAAUGUAAACAUUGGUUGACUCAAUACAGAAGUGUUUAGGAAGCCACAGGGACUACAUAAACAAAGGGGUUAACUCCUAAAUGGCAGAGAAUUGUGCAGUGAGACUGCGGGGGCAUGAUCUGUGCACUAAAACUAAUUAAGCUAAAGUGGUUUUGGUGACUAUAGUCUCAUUUUAAAUAACCAUUUACUGAAAAAUAUCUACUUCAGCUAGACUUUUUAUAGUUUGGCCAUAGCACAAAGUUUAAUUCUGUAUUUGUACACAUGUUUGAAUGUUAAUGUCACAUAUAUUAUGACUUCUGUGCAUAUGAACUAUUGCUUUAAGACUUUCUGGAAUUACAGAAUCUUUAACUUUUACUAGUCAGUUGCAAGCCUGUAUGUGAGAAUGCUUUCAAUUAUAGGUUAUUUCUUCCUUUUUUUUGUAUUUAGCCACUGACUUCUUUCCCCCUCCCUCCUGCUGUUCAGCAAAAAGUCCCACAACCACACAGUCCCCAAAAUCCUCAUUCCUGUCCAGCUUAAAUCCAAAGACCUGGGGCAGGCUAAGCACGCAAUCUAACAGCAACAAUAUUGAGCCUGCACGUACAGCAGGGGUCAGUGGAUUGGCAAGGACAGCUUCCAAGGAUACCAUCUCCAACAACAGGUAAGAUCGUUUUAGGUAUUGGUCAUUUCCUCUUUUUCUUUAAACUUUACAUGUUGACAAUGCGAGAUAUAAAGGGUAUUGCCUAUACAAGUCUCUCACUGUGGUCUUGGUAUAUUUUCUUUACAUCUAGCAAGUAUGGAAGAUAGUUGCACUUUCAAAUCCAUUUUUGAAAUGAUUUCCACUUGUAUGUAUUCUCUGAUACAACUAGAUUUUUUUAUUUUUGUUCUUGUUUUCAUUUUAAAGAGAGAGAAUCCGUGGAUGGAUAAAGGAGCAGGCUCACAAGUUUGUGGAACGAUAUUUUAACUCUGAGAACAUGGAUGGGAGUAACCCUGCUCUUAAUGUGCUACAAAGACUUUGCAAUGCCACCGAACAGCUCAAUCUCCAGGUAUGUUUUGCAUACUAUAGGAACAAACAAGUUGCUAAUCUACCUCAGAAAAUCAUUAACCCCUUCAGGACCGGACUGAUUUUGCGAUGUUUGUACAUUAAGGACCAGAGUUAUUUAACACUUUGGUGUUUGUGUUUAGCUGUAAUUUUCCGCUCUCUCAUUUACUGUUCCGAUACAAAUUAUAUAUUGUUGUACUUACUAUUAUUUUUAUCAUGUCAUAUAAUUUAAUUUUAAAGCAAAUAAUAAAAUAUGGUGAAAAAUUAAAAAAAAAAAAAAAAAUUUUUUGACUUCUACUUAAAAAAUCUUUUACUGAUCUACAAAAUCGAAUGAAACAAACGGCUAAAUAGAUAAAAAAAUGUGUCCUGAGUUUAAAAACACCCAAUGUUUACGUGUUUUUUUGCUUUUAUUUGCAAGUUAUAGGGCUAUAAGUACAAGUAGGAUAUUGCUGUUUCAAAAUGUACUUUUUUCAAAUGUAUCAAUAGUGACAUUGUAACACUGUUAUGUCAUAAAUCUCAAAAAAACACCCCACAUGUAUAUAUUUUACUUAAACUAGAUAACCCAGGGUAUUCAUCUAAGAAUAUAUUGAUACUUUCUAUGCAGUCAUUUUACCACAAACCUUUGCCAAACUUUGGAUAGGUAGUUUAUUUUUUUUAUUUUUUUCACAUACAUUGCAUUUCAGGUAUAAAUUCAGAUUCUGUUAGGUGUCCCUGCCAAACACCCCAAUAUGUGUUCAGCAACAUCUCCCGAGUACAGUGAUACCACCCACGUAUAGGUGUGUCGGCUUGCUGGGGGGCUAAAAGGACACAUUUGGCAGGUGCUCAUAUCCAUUUCCCAGCUUGGAAUUUUGACAUGUAGUCAACCUGCAUGCAUGUCCUAUUUGGGACAUUUUUGAAGCCAGCCAAUGUAUUUUACCCCCAUCAAACCAUAUAUUUUUGAAGAGUAGACACCCUAGGAUAUUUCACAUGGUGGUAUCUUAACACGUUUCAUGCACUGAAUUCUACCACCAGGCUUUGUCAAAGAUUGAGUUAGUACAUUUUUUUUUUUUUUUUUCACACACGUACUUUAGGCAUGAAUUAACAGAUCCUGUUAUGUGUUACUGCCAAACAACCCAAUAUGUUCAGCAACAUCUCCCGAGUACAGUGAUACCCCCUGUGUAUAGGGUUGCUGGGUUGUUUGGGGGCCAAAAGGCAACAAUCAGAAUGUGUACAUGUCAGUUUUUCAACUUGAUAUACAGGGAGUGCAGAAUUAUUAGGCAAGUUGUAUUUUUGAGGAUUAAUUUUAUUAUUGAACAACAACCAUGUUCUCAAUGAACCCAAAAAACUCAUUAAUAUCAAAGCUGAAUAUUUUUGGAAGUAGUUUUUAGUUUGUUUUUAGUUUUAGCUAUGUUAGGGGGAUAUCUGUGUGUGCAGGUGACUAUUACUGUGCAUAAUUAUUAGGCAACUUAACAAAAAACAAAUAUAUACCCAUUUCAAUUAUUUAUUAUUACCAGUGAAACCAAUAUAACAUCUCAACAUUCACAAAUAUACAUUUCUGAAAUUCAAAAACAAAACAAAAACAAAUCAGUGACCAAUAUAGCCACCUUUCUUUGCAAGGACACUCAAAAGCCUGCCAUCCAUGGAUUCUGUCAGUGUUUUGAUCUGUUCACCAUCAACAUUGCGUGCAGCAGCAACCACAGCCUCCCAGACACUGUUCAGAGAGGUGUACUGUUUUCCCUCCUUGUAAAUCUCACAUUUGAUGAUGGACCACAGGUUCUCAAUGGGGUUCAGAUCAGGUGAACAAGGAGGCCAUGUCAUUAGAUUUUCUUCUUUUAUACCCUUUCUUGCCAGCCACGCUGUGGAGUACUUGGACGCGUGUGAUGGAGCAUUGUCCUGCAUGAAAAUCAUGUUUUUCUUGAAGGAUGCAGACUUCUUCCUGUACCACUGCUUGAAGAAGGUGUCUUCCAGGAACUGGCAGUAGGACUGGGAGUUGAGCUUGACUCCAUCCUCAACCCGAAAAGGCCCCACAAGCUCAUCUUUGAUGAUACCAGCCCAAACCAGUACUCCACCUCCACCUUGCUGGCGUCUGAGUCGGACUGGAGCUCUCUGCCCUUUACCAAUCCAGCCACGGGCCCGCUGGUUAUGUGUUACUGCCAGAAAACUUGUUAGAGCAAAUGUGGAGGUAGCAAAUGUACAUUUAGCAGCAAUCUUUAAACUGACUCCUGCAAAUAGAAUCUAACUGGAGAUUUGGGGGAAGGAAACUGACUAUCAAAAAAACGGCUGCUUUCCAAAGAGACAAAAAAUAAAAUUAAAAAUUCAUGAACACUCUUACAACUGUUCUGUGUGGUACAGCUUGAAACCUGUUCCUACACACAGUCCUGGUUUCGAAGGGCUGUCUGUCCUUUCCCGUUUUUAAAACAGACCCGGCAAUGUUUCGUGGGGGGGAUUUCUAGCAGUUGGCGGUAGCUUAAAAAUAAAAUGCCUGUACUCAGCUUGCACCGUUGUUGGAAUUUGUCCAUCUCCAUAAAUUGUUAAAGAAAUUUUCAACUGAAAUUGAAGAAAGGUGGUUUUCCCUGGAUUAUUUUUUUAAAAAGCAAAAAUGAGUUGUGGGUUGCUAUUUGCAUCAGAUGGCCACCUUUUUAUACCAUGCUUUUGGUUUUUCGUAAAAUAAGAUAUGGCUGCAUCAGCUGAUCAGCCAAAUCAACACCCCCAUGUACUUAUUAUACGCCCUGAUGCAAACCGGUUUGGACUCUUCUCUGCCCCGGACAGAGACGUCUGACAUGCGUUCGUCAUGGAUGGUGGUUAGCAUGUUGACAUCCUUUCUGUCCCUAAAUUUUAUUGCAAGCACUUCAGCUUUGCGAAGUGCUUUACAUUCGCCUUUUUUUAAUUUUGCAUCUAUGAGAGAUCGUGGAAAGUCUUUGGAAUUUUUUCUGGCAGACGGACACUGCUAUAAAAAUUAUCCACAUAAACAAACAAGGGGUUUAGUAAGUCCCAUACAAGUUUCCCACUUGUCCCCAGGGAGUCAGGACAGCCAGGAGGGUCCAGUUGACCAUCUUUCCCCUCAUAUACAUGAAAGGCAAACGUGUAUCCACUUUCACUUUCGCACAGUUUGUACAGUUUUAUGCCAUACCUAGAGCGCUUUGAGGGGAUGUAUUGUCUGAACCCUAAUCUCCCUUUGUAUUUCUUUAGAGAUUCAUCUAUGGAUACAUUUUGUUGGGGGGUAUAAACAUCUGAAAAUGGUCUAGCAGUGGGCGUAUUUUAUGAAGCCUAUUGUAUUGGGGGUUAUCUCUAGGGUGACAGAGGGUAUUGUCACUGAAAUGUAAAAAUCUCAGCAGUAAUUCGUAUCUGGCUCAAGGCAUGGUUUGGGAGAAUACUGGACUAGACAUUAUUGGGUUGGUGCUCCAGUAUGAGCGAAUCGAUGGCUUCUUUAUAAUCCCCAUGAGCAUUGAAAGAGCACAGAAUUUUUUAAGCUCUGGGACAUCUGUGGGAUGCCAGUCAUGCUCCCUGACUGUAUAGCUACCUGGAUUGUUAUCAAUAAAUUGGGUAGCGUACAAGUUAGUCUGGGAAGCAAUCUCCUCCCAUAUGGUAUCUCCUAAAAAUUGUUCUACAUACUGCAUUGGGAAAAGCCAUCCACUUUAACAUUAAUGCCUGCGUUGGCACUAAAAGGGGGGACGUUGGGCUAGGCUAACUGUGGAGGUACCCAGUCCUCCUCCACAUUCGGCUUAGCAGAGGAAGCCCAGCUUCUUUCUUCAGCCGGCUCACGCACAGAUGACAUCUUGACUAGACGGGUCAGAUAACUGACCUGGGUCAAAGUCUGACGUCAAGAAGGCAUAUGCCUCCUGCAAGUUAUACAUACGCUGCAUGUUUUACACACGACUAAAACAAAUUACAAACACACACUUUUUUUUCUUUCUUCUUUUUUUAUUUUUUAUUUUUUACUAAAACAGACUAACUCCUGUCACAAAAAUCUAAUGGAGAUUUGGGGAAAGAAAACUGACUGACCAAGACACAGAUUUUUAAAACAAAUAUAACCUUUUAAGGACAAAAAAAAUAGACAGUACAAAUGCACUGCUGUAACAGAUCUGGCAGGGAAGGGGUUAAAAGGUGAUUUAUUUAAAAAAAAAAAAAUACUGAUACUUUCUGAUGGUCACUGAGCAUUGCUGCAACAAACUAUCUCGGUCUCUCUCGCCUCACAAAUAGCUACAGAGGAGAGAGGAGCAGAGAUCACUGUCAAAGUCACAGAUCGCUCACACGCCGCUAUUGGCUGUUACUAUCUGCCAGGGAUGUCUGGCAGAUAGUUAGUGUUACACCGGCGGGAGAGAACUUUUGAUCGCUUCCCGCAGCCCGUUUUUCGCUAUGACGGUCCUGAACCAUCAGCGGUCCUGAAGGGGUUAACCUAAUUCUUCAGAAUGAUGAGUAAACAAAAUGGAGCACUGUGGGGAUUUUUGGUUUUGUUUUUUUUUUUCCUCUUUCUCUUUUCUCUCACCCUUAUUCUUUAAACUGAAAAAUUUGGCUCCAUUGUAGAUCAAAAGACAAAUUGGACAUUAUUUUAAUCUCCGAUAUUUUGGUUGACUCUUUUCAGUUCUAUUGUCUGUGUCAAAUAAACCUUAAACUUUAGAAAUAUAUAAUUUUUUUUAUAUAUAUUUUUUUUAAAUGUUUCACUUCUGACUAACCGAUGAGCUGUGUUUAACACUCAAAUCUAAAAGACCCUGAUCGUUUCUCCCUACAUUGGUCUUUGCGUGCUGAUAAGAGUCAAUGCUCUUUGUUAAAUGCCAUGGGGGGCAUCUUCAACAUUUGAAUUCUGUGACUGCUAUUAAAGUUGGUGUCAUCCCAUUUUAUUUUUUGUAUUUUCUUUUACACGUAAUUUUAAAUGGUUUAUUUAUACUUAAUGAUGUUAUUUAUACAUAUAUGGUGUCAAAGGAAAGCUUUAUCUGUUCCUUAAUUUUUUUUUAUUUUUUUUUUAAAGUAUACAAGUGUGGGUGGAUUUAAUGAGAGGAAAAUUACUUUUGAACAUAAACAUUCACAAGUACUUGCAGGGUACACGUUUCUAUGAACCAAAUCUGAUGGAAAAACAGAUAAAAUAGUUGAUCUUUAAAAGAUUCUUGAACCCCACUAUAGUCACAGCUUGGCUAUUUUGCCUCCAUUUUCCCCGUUUGGGAUUAAUUGGUGGAAAUUCUAUGCUUUAUUGAAUAACCCUGUAGGUAUUGACUUAGUCCUUAACGCAACAGCAAUAAUGCGAGAUUGUGAAAAUUUAGUUAUGAGGCCUGCACACUCAACACUCAAAAGUGGAACACUUUGGUUACCAGAAGCAAGCACAUGUAUGACAUUAAAUCAAAAUCUCCUAGAAAGUCAGUAAAUGUGUAGCAAUUGCUUUGAAUUUUUUUCACUAGGUCUCCUUUUAACUGCAGCUCCCCCAUAAACAAUGAACAUAUAAUUAUCCUAGAUCUCUUGCAUUAAACAUGUUUAGUUUGUGUGUUUGCAAUCUUGGCAGAGCAUUUGAGUCUGCGGAUUCCUAAUGUUUUAGAAGUUUUUAUUUAAAAAAAACAAAAAAAUUCUUCCCCUUCCCCAGCUUCUAUUAUUCCACCUGCUCCUCCUUUCUUGCUUCUGUUUGUUUCACAUUCUCACUUUUCACAAUGUUUGCAUUCUUCUCUUAGGUGGAUGGUGGAGUUGAAUGCCUUGUAGAAAUACGAAGCAUAGUGUCAGAGUCUGAUGUGUCUUCAUUUGAAAUCCAGCACAGUGGGUUUGUGAAACAGCUGCUAUUGUAUCUCACAUCAAAAAGUGAAAAAGACAUAGUAAGCCGUGACAUUCGUCUCAAGAGGUUCCUGCACGUUUUUUAUGGUUCUCCUGUAAGUGUCUCAAUACUGUGAUGAAAAAAACAAAAAUGAUGCUGAUCAUUCACUGUCUGCAUGGAAAUAGAUAAUCUAAAUGUUCAAUGUUGAAGACCAUUGAGUGGAAUGGCAUCCCAAAUUUAAAAAAAUAAAUUCUGCACAGUUCUUUUAAAGGGACACUAUAGUCACCUGAACAAUCGCAGCUUAAUGUAGUUGUUUUGGUGAGUAUAGUAUGUCCCUGCAGGCAUUAAUAGGGACAUCUCCAGUGACAGUCACUUAGACUGCCACUAGAUGUGCCUCCUGGGUCAGCGCUGCACAGUGAUCUACAUGGAGGCGUUGAACAGUCCCAAUAGAGAUGCAUUGAUUCAAAGCAUCUCUAUUCGGAGAUGCCGAUUGGCCAGCAUGUCUUUCGUCUCUGCUUCUUGAUCUGCCUCCGUGCUGAGAUCAUCACAAUUGGCUAUCUCAGCCAAUACAAUACCUUCCUAUAGGAAAAAAGGCGGUUGGAGCCCGCACAGUAGACCUGCAUGGCGCUGGAAUAAAGGUGUUUUUAACCUAUUUAAUGGGGGGGUUUAACAUUAUAGGGUUACUGGUUACAACAUUAUAGGGUUAGGAAUACAUGUUUGUAUUCCUGACCCUAUAGUGCACCUGUAACAUUUUCUACAAAAAUAUCAUGUGUGUAUAUUUACUUGGAAUUGCUUUGCAUUUUAUUCACACACAUGCACACAACGUACGUUUUUUUUUUUUUGUUGUUUUUUUUUUAUAUUCUUUAUUUUUUUCAUUGCUUAGAUUUAACAUACACGCUUGUAACGCCACGAUAGUGGGUACAAGCCAAUGGAAUAAAACAUUGUACAGCAUCAUGGCAAUCAAUUUAACAGCACUUUUUUUUUUUUUUUUUUUUUGGCGAUAGAUUAAGGAACAAUACGUUGAGACUAGAUGUUAGGUUACAGUUAACAGUUGGUGCACUUUGCAAUGGCAUUUGGAGAGUUAAUGUUGCUGACGUCUGAUAGAUUAUCUUUAGCUUUAAAGUGAAUCUGGGCUAACACAUGAAGUCCCUUUUUUAAGCAUUAAUCUGGUACAUGAAAUAUGACAGUGUUCUUUAUGAGAGGAGUGAUAGCAGGUCAUGGAAGAUAAGGAGAGAAGGCUUAUACAGUAUAGACAUUAUAGACCUAUCGCUCUGACCUCCUAGAUGCCAUCAGCACCGCAUAGGUAGAUAAGUGCCUAACAAUCCAGGCAGGGGUUAAUGCAUGUCAGUCACAUAUAAUAGAAUGCUUGAAAUAAAUGCAAGGCAGUAACUGAAAUGGUGAAUAACUAGUGAAAGUCCCAGUGAUCCAUAGUUUGCCACUCCUGCUGCUCCGGGCUUGAGUGGGAAUACGGUUCACGCUUGUCCGGCUGUGUGUGUCUCUCCGAUACUGGUAUGCUGGUGCGGUUUAGUGUUUGCUGGGUCUUGAGGUUUCUCCCUCUGGAGGUGCAUGUGCAUCGGGGAGCUCCCCCUUGUGGCUCUCUGCCCGGUGUUGCGGUGAUGAGCGUUGGUAGUCUUGUGUCUCAGGUAAGUGCCAGAGGGCCGGUCGGGACUCCGCCGCAGGUGCAAGCAGUGCGGUUUGGAGAUUGCACGCGAGGUCAGGCCUGGGGUGGUAAGUAUCAGGAGAUGAGCCUUGCAGUGGGCUGUCGCCCUGCUCCUCUUUCACACGAUUCUUGUGCCUGUCAGCAAGUUUGAGCCAAAAGUUGGCGAAGAUUUCAUCCAGGCGCCUCAUUGAUGUCUCCAGACUGCCAUCACAUGGCGUGUCCGCCAUUUUAGUGGUGACUGUACGGGCUGUUGCAGCUGUCCCUUUAGUUUGAUGAGUCGAAGAGUGAGUACCGGGAUGUCCCUCACCUGCAGGGGGGGGGGGGAGGCCCCUUCACCUCUCCUUGCCCUGGCAAGAUGCUCAGCAGGGAAAUCGUCUGUUUCUCCUUAGCUGCCCCCACAGGUAGGCCUCAGAGCUGCAACGGGGUAAAACCACCACUCGAGCGGCUAAAUGUGUCGCUGAUUGUUUACAACCGGAGUUGUCUCGAUUGCUUAAGGGAUGAGUUGCUUUAUUUUGCUCGGUUCUCUAAUUUUGCAGGGAGCUCACACUAAGUGCGUCCGUCUAGCAUGGCGGUCAAGCCCCGCCCCCCCCACAACGUACAUUUCUAAUGGAAUAAUAUUGGGGUAUUCAGCUAACAGAAUUUUAGUGCUGUAAACUUUAUUUUUCACAAAAAAUAAAUAAAAAUUUCAGAUGCUUAUUGGAAUUUUCCUAGAAAAGGAAUGAUCUAUAAAAGUCAUAAACUAAUUUUUCAUCACAGUUGCCUGGAGAAGAGCCACUUGGAAGACUGGAACCAACAGAAAAUGGCAACUUACUGUCACUGAUCCAUAAGAUGAACAACUGUCUAAGUCAGAUGGAGCAGUUCCCAGUCAAAGUGCAUGAUUUUCCAAGCGGAAAUGGGACAGGAAGCCGGUAAGAAUAUUGGAGAAGUAAAAUGCUUUGAGUGGAAUAACUUUGCUCUUGUAUUUUAAAUUUUUUGUUUUAAUUUUGAAUUCCUUUUAUUUUAAACUGCCCAACUUUGACAGAGCCAUCCGGCCAGAGCAGAGCACAAUUUCCAUUUCAAAUAUCCAAAGUCUCCAAAUCCCUCAUCCAUCUGCGCAGCAUAUUAAAGUGCUCUUAAAUAUAAAUGAUAUUUAUAAUAAUGAAAAUUAGGUUUUGCUUGAAAGAAAGCUGCAUUCUCUGCACAUUAUACAAGUCUUUGAGUUCUCCUUUGAUAUGAUCAGAGGAACAUCUUUGUAUCCUUGGUAGUUCAAAUGUUGUGGCUGCAUGUUUUUUUUUUUUCCUUUCUUUCGCUUGAAUAUAAAUGGCAUACUUGCUACAGUACUUGUUUGAGCCAAUGCUUAUUAGCACAUUAAACUUUAUGUAAAUAGAGGCCACGUGCUGGGUGCAGUUUUUAAUCUCAAAAAACAAUCCAUAUUUGAGUAGUAUGUCUUAUAAUAUACAUUCCUAUGAAUCCAUUCAAAAUGACCACUUCUACUUUGGAAAAGAACUGCCUGAUUGUAUUUCUGAUAAAACUACUACUUUUGCAAUUGUUUAAAAAUGCCAGGUGAACUUUAGUGAUUAACAAUGAAAGUACAUUGGCACUGGCAAGUUUGGAUUUCCUGAAAUGUAUAAUUUUAGUGCAAAAUUGGUGCUCUGAUUUGGCUAUUUUCAGGCUGGCUGUUGUGGCCUUAAAUUUCAAAAUCAUUUUGGAUUUUUUUUUUUGACCACUCUCGUGAAUGACCUUUUGAUCGUAAUCUUGCAGAACAAAGUUCAAAGGUUUCUUAUCCAAAAGGUUCUGCACAAUAUAGAGAAAUUUUCUCUUAAGCUCCACCAUGCCAAGUUUAAGGGCACAUUAACCCCUUAAGGACUGUCAAAUGUACAUGUUUUGAUCAAAAUAAAACGUAAACAAAACUUGGAAUUUGAUUAGGUCUGUUCAACCGUAAUGUGAUAAAUUAAGAUUAUUUUUUGUUUGUUUUUGCAUGACAUUUUAACUGUGAAUGUCAUAAUACUGUUUGCUUUUACUGCAAUAAAAUACACAUUUUGUAUUCCGCGAUGUCACAUGUAAAACAGUACCCUCUAUGUACAGGUUUUAUGGUGUUUUGGGAGAUGUUACAAGGUCAAAUAUAGCAUGUUAAAUUUUUCAGUUUUUCACAUUGAAAUUCGUCAGAUUGGUUACGUUGCCUUUGAGACCGUAUGGUAGCCCAGAAAUGAGAAUUACCCCCAUGCUGGCAUUCCAUUAUAUACUUUUCUAUAACUUAUUACAGGUUGCAAGGGGACUACCUGUCAUUCCAGGCACUCCCUCUGCUGGCACUGCUAUGGACGGCUAUUCUGUCCAUGUAUUCGUGAGGUCCUCGCAAGGACCUCAUGAUCACAUGGCCCAGGAGGGCCGGAUCGGCAGCAGGGGUACUCCCUGGGAUGCCAGGUAAGUUCUUCCCCACCCCCAUCGCCGGUGAGCAGGUAAGUCCCCUAGACAGCGGGGACAUACUAUGCUGCCCGCUGGCCUUUAGAGCGGGGUCCCCAAGGAUGGCAUAGCACGCAUACCAUCCCUAAGCGGGUUAAAGGAACAGUGGUUUCCAAACAUUCUCUUUAAGUGUUCCACAGACUGGAGCACACACUUAUCCAACUGACAAUGACUCUGUUUUAUCUGGCAGCACACUCGCAGUACAAUUAUUUUGGGACAGGUUUCUGGCAGAGCAAAAACAUUUAGGGAUAUGACAGGGUCUCUUCUAUCUUUUUUUUUUUUUUUUUUGCUUGGUGUUCUGCUUCAUUUUAUAUAACUUCUAAAUUGUGUGCAGUGUUAACAUUCGAAUGAACAAAUUAACCUGGUCUCUUUCUGCUGUUCUCCAGAGGAUCCCAAGCACUGAAGUUUUUUAAUACUCAUCAGCUGAAGUGCCAGCUACAGAGACACCCAGAUUGUACGAAUGUUAAGCAGUGGAAAGGAGGACCUGUUAAAAUAGACCCCUUGGCCCUUGUACAAGCAAUUGAGAGAUAUUUAGUGGUCAGAGGUAAAUAUGAUACAAAAUUACCAAUGCAACAAACCGUUAAUUCAUACACUGUUGGUAUAGCUUUCUUUUGUGCGUGUUUUUUUUUUUUUUUUCUUUGUGGGUGGGAUGUCUUAUUUGUUUUGCGGUCACAGAGUAAACCAUUGUUUUUCAAAUGCUUUCAUUUGCCAUGUUCUUACUGAGAGCUUGUUUUUAUUUUAUUUUUUUGCUUUCCAGGUUAUGGCAGAGUGAGAGAAGAUGAUGAGGAUAGUGAUGAUGAUGGCUCAGAUGAAGAGAUUGACGAGUCACUGGUAUGAGGAUUAUAUAUGUGUCUUUAAAUGUUUUCCAUUUUUGAGAUGUGACACAUAAGGCAAUUAAAAAUAAAUUAAUAAAAAUAAAAGCUUUUGCUCGGCAGGUAUGAAAGAUCCUAUUUUCACAUCACUCCUAAAAGCUAGAUGUUUCUUCUGUCUCUGUUGAAUUUGAAUUUCACAUAUUUAGCAUAUUUAGCAUAUUUGGUGAAAUGGCACAGUCAGCACAGUUUUCAUUGCAUUUGUCUGUAGACCAUAUUGAGAAUGUAGUUUAACCACACUACAAUUUUUGGCUGCAAAUACCAGGCAGUAUAUGUAAAUUGCCAUUGCUGCUGAACACUUGUGCCUAUAUUACAUGAGCUGAUGUUUUGUACCAUUUUACUUUAAUGCAUAUUAUAAAGUAUUCUUAAAAGCUUGUGAAAUUUGCAGCUAAUCGUCUUGUGUGAUCUGCUUGCUUUCUCCCAGCAUUCCACUGUGCAUUGGUAACCGAUGAUUUCAACUGUUUCUUGAAUGCCCACUGUUCCACAUGAAGCCAAUGUUCAUUGUAAAAUGAACAGGUUUUAAAAUGAUCAGAACUAAAUCAAGGGUUGUCUAUUUUUUUUAUAUUUUUUUUUUGUCCCCGUCCCCCCCAAGGGCUCUAUGAGCUGUGUGAAUAUGCGUGGCCUUUCAUGUUUCUAUUCGCACUAUAAAGUGGUUUAAUUCUGAUUAUAGCAAAUGUUGUCUUAGUGACUUAACCGUUACAUACCUUUCAUUUUUCACCAGAUGACUGACUCUGUAAUUUCCUGUCUAUGUUGUUUAAAAUCCAUGUCUGUAAAGUUGAGGCUUAUAAAUUCCACUCCUCUCAGUAAGUAGAGACUGGAAUAUGUAUGCCUCUUCUAACUCCUGUACUUUCUAAUCCCGUCCUUAAGGCUGCUCAGUUCUUAAAUUCAGGAAACGUACGGCACCGGCUUCAGUUCUACAUUGGAGAUCACUUGCUUCCUUACAAUAUGACUGUGUAUCAGGCUGUUCGGCAAUACAGUAUACAGACAGAAGAGGAGCGAGAGUCCACAGACGAUGAGAGUAACCCCCUUGGCAGGGCUGGCAUCUGGACAAAGACCCACACAAUAUGGUGAAUGUCUAUAUUUUAUGAUUUGGAGUAACUGUUAUAAAACAGACUUAUUCACGAGAUACUUUAAACUUGUGCUAAAAUGUGGAUGUUGUUAGGUACAAGCCUGUAAGAGAAGAAGAGGAGAGCACAAAGGACACAGUGGGGGGAAAGCGUGGUCGAGCCCAAACUGCACCAACUAAAACGUCUCCAAGGAAUUCUAAGAAGCACGAUGAGCUGUGGCACGGUAUGUAUGUGCUUUGAGAGGUCUACGAUAAAAUUCUUUCUCAUUUGGUUUAUUCUUUGUUAGAUUUUCUAGUAGAAAUGUCACAUUAAAUUAUUUUAGUAUUUUUUUAACAUUAAUUACUGGUCACCUUGACGGGUGGAGGAUGGGUAAGGAUUACAUUUUGGAUUAGAAGGUUCAGUCUUGUUUUAAACCAAUUUUGUUAGUCUGACAAACUACCUACUGCUCUUGUGUUAAACAGUUUGCUAAAAAUCUGUAUGGUUUACCUUCAUUAAAGGUAUUUUUUUUUUCCCCUGCCCUGUAAACAUGUCAUUAUUAGUAUGUAUAUAUGGGGAUAUAGUCUGAACUUACUGUGGUUACAUUAACACAGGACCUCCGGUACUUGAGCUGUGAAUCAGUAUUAACCUUGUUUCUGAUCUAUUUUUGCAGAUGGAAUAUGUCCGAAAGUUACAAACCCCUUAGAAAUGUACCUCAUCUCAGUACCUCCUGAUAAUAUCACAUUUGAUGACCCAUCCUUAGAUGUGGUGAUCUUGCUGCGGGUUCUGCACGCCAUCAGUAGAUAUUGGUAUUACUUGUAUGAUGUAAGUCCUGGUAAUGAACUUGAUACCACCAGCAUGUUUUGUAUUCUUCUGUGACUUCUCGUUGAGUAACGUUUUCUUAUAAGACUCUCACAUAAUUACUUCUUUUUGUGUGCAUAUUUGCAAGGCAAGGAAUAUUGAAAACCAUCUCAAUAGGUCUUUCCAUAUUGAUUACAUGUCCCUGACCCCAAUUCAUCUAGAGGACACUGUCAAUGUGUGUAGACAGUUACUUGGGAUAGGACCAUUAUGCCAUGCACUCCCUAUUUGCACACUCUUUAUGCAUGUACAUAAUUGCUUUCUCAUAAGUGCUUAUGCACAGUCAUCCUACACAUUCACCCCUGCAUGCACGAUCUCUGCACAAAUACACCCUGACAUUCACACAGGCUAACAUCGAGCAUCCUUGCAUGCGUGCAGUUACUCACUCCAUGCUUGGGGGGAGGAAGGGGGGGGAGCCUUAACUUUGUCAUGCUUGGUUUUUUUAUGGUUUCGUUGCAGGUAACUUUGAGGACUGGCGGGUUGUUUAGAACUUGCAAAUUUAAAACAUGCUACCAUAAUCUGCACAAUGACCAUUCACCAGAAACUAAACUUUCAUUUUGGAUUUUCCUUCUAGAAUGCAGUUUGCAAAGAGAUAGUUCCCACGAGUGAGUUUAUCAACAGCAAGUUAACUGCAAAGGCCAACAGGCAGCUGCAGGACCCUUUGGUCAUAAUGACAGGAAACAUUCCUACCUGGUUAACAGAACUUGGUAAAACCUGGUAAGUUUAUAAAGUAUAUUUUUUCCUGCUGAGAUAGCCUAGUAUGACUUAUUACAGACGCGAUGCUUCCAUAUGUAUAGUUUCCAUUAAUUUUAUAUUGAAGAAUCAAUAUUUGUGUUAAAUACAUAACUUAAUUUGUACUUUUAGAGAAAAAAAAUAAAAUUAUCUGAUUUGGCUUUCACAAUAUUCAUUUUGCUCCUGUAAUUUAACAAUAGGUGGAAUAAAGCUUUUUGGGUGAACAUUAAUCUGGUAGCAUUAGUGAUUUUUUUUUAUAUAUUUUUUUUAAUUUAUAUAUUUUUUGCUCUUGGUGUCGACCUACUAUUUCAUUUCUCCCAAAAUGUAAUAAUUUCAACAUAAUUUAUGCUCUUUUUUUUUUUUUUUUUCAGUCCAUUUUUCUUCCCAUUUGACACUCGGCAAAUGUUGUUCUAUGUAACCGCAUUUGAUAGAGACAGGGCUAUGCAGAGACUGCUGGACACUAACCCAGAGAUCAACCAGUCUGACUCUCAGGACAGCAGAGUUGCCCCAAGACUGGACAGGAAAAAGGUAGAGUUUACUAGUAAAGCUAAGAUAUACUCUUUUAUGGAUAUUCCGGGUUCUUUCUAGCCAGUUAGUAAUCGGUGUAGUUUUGGUCAUUGUUCUAAGAACAUUCCUUUUUUGUUCUGACGGAAUAUAGUGAAUUGUUGGAGUGGCUUUAUAUUAGGGAAGACAAAUUUAAAGGACAUUAGGAAGGAUUAUACACCUAUAAAAGGAACACUCCAAACACUAUAACAAAUUGACAUUAAGUUAUUUUGGUGUUAGGUCCCUGGUGCUGGCUCAUAUGUAUUUAUGUAUGUAUGAGCUUGCUGGUUGGCUUACAUUGUCAACUAAGCCAAGCAGUGACAUCCCUACCUGAUGCUAUCCAAGCCUUCCAUUAUCUAAGGUUUAGUAUAGUGGGAGGGCAAAACUAUACUGCUCAGGAACACAGCCUUGAGUGUUAAAACCUUUCUGAUUGUUGAACCGGUAAAAGUGAGCCAGCAUCAUUGACAUUCUGCCACCAUAACAACCUAAUUUCAAUUAGGUUGAUAUGGUGCCCAAACUUGUUCUUUAAGUAUUCUUUCUUUACCCUUUUUUUGGGUCUUCCUCCAUCUAUGUUCUAAAGGGGUUCUGUUAUUUUCCCUACUUAGAUUAUAUAGUACUUUUAAGCUACUCUUCCCUCUUAACACUUAAAGGGAAACUCCAGUGCCAGGAAAACAAUCCGUUUUUCCUGGCACUGCAAGUCCCCUCUCCCUCCCACCCCCCAAUCCCCGGUUGCUGAAGGGGUGAAAACCCCUUCAGUCACUUACCACAGGCAGCGACUAUGUCCCACGUCGCUGCUUCUUCCGCCGCUGCCACUCCUCCCAGUGAUUGUGUCGGCCGGUGGGCGAGACUGAUCCUGCCCACCGGCCGGGGAGACCUAAUGCGCAUGCACAUUAGAACUCCCCAUAGGAAAGCAUUGAAAAUGCUUUUCAAUGCUUUCCUAUGGGGAAAUGAGCGACGCUGGAGGUCCUUACCCAGCAUGAGGACUCCCAGCGACGCUGUAGCACAGGUUUCCUGUGCUAGGGACACGGAAGUGCCCUCUAGUGAACAGCCACUAGAGGUGGAGUUAACACUGCAAGGUUUUUAAAAAAAACUGCAAUAAUUACACUUGCAGGGCUAAGAGUAGUGGGAGUUGGCACCCAGACCACUCCAAUGGUGUAGAAGUGGUCUGGGUGCCUGGAGUGUCCCUUUUAAGGAAGGACAAUAAUGCCCUCCAAUAGUUAUUAAAUGGCAUUAAGAUCCCUUGAUUAUUCCAGGAAUUAUGACAUUAGCCACAUCUAAUAUUUAGAGAAACAACAAAGCCUCCUGAAAAUGAAAGAAGAAAAAAAAUCACACAGUUUUCACAGGAGAAAAAGGAAAUAAUGCAAUUGUGUAUACAACCUAUUAUUUAGCACUUUAACCCCUUAAGGGCACAUGACAUGUGUGGCAUGUCAUGAUUCCCUUUUAUUCCAGAAGUUUGGUCCUUAAGGCGUUAAACGUAUUACUAGUAUGUUGAGCAAGUGAAAGAUCUGUUAAACCUAGGAAAGGACAGAAAACACAUAUGUAUUAGGAUGGUUUACAUUGAUUGUGUUUAUAAACGAAUCUCCUUUGGUUUCCUCAGCGCACUGUGAACAGAGAUGAGCUUCUAAAGCAGGCAGAGUCUGUGAUGCAAGAUCUAGGGAGCUCCCGGGCCAUGUUGGAGAUCCAGUAUGAAAAUGAAGUGAGUGUUUUAUUUUACCUUUUAUUAUGGAAUUUAUCAGAUUUACACAGGGAGCCUUACAUGUGUAUAUUUAAGUGUCUUUUUUACCAUAAUUUGCAAAGACCCCAGAUGGCUAUUGCUCUGCUGGGUGUCCGGUGGUCGCAGAGGAAGGGGAGUUAUACUUACCUGUGCCUCGCAGUAUUUGUUUUUUAAUGAAACGUGGCACUUUUUUUUUUUUUAAUUUAUUUGUAUUUCAUAAGAUUUUCUGUUCUGUAGUACUAAUGAUGGUGGGAGGUUUACUGUUCUGCUUUAAGCUAUUAAGGCACAAUGAGUCGAAAUCGAACUGUGUUGAUUGUGUUAUGGUGUGAUGUGUUAUUACAAUUCCCUUUCUUCAUCCAUCUCAGGUUGGGACAGGAUUAGGGCCCACUUUGGAGUUUUAUGCACUUGUAUCUCAGGAAUUACAAAAAGCUGACCUCGGCUUGUGGAGAGGUGAAGAAAUAACACUUCCUAAUCCAAAAGGUAUCCCAUCUUUCUUGAUGGUUUAAUUUUUUUUUUAAAUUAAGGCAGAUUGACAAAAUACUUUACGGUGUUGCUGCUGAUUACUAUAUAUUACUGUGGUGAUAAGUGCUUUUAUAUAUAAAUUGUAAUAAGAUGUAUAAACCCUACGAUCUUGCAGUGUUUAAAAGUGUGCUUUACAGAGCCUUCAGAAAACUCUACCUUCUUUGGAACAAGAACUGCACACACAAUUCUUAGAAUUAAAGUAACUGCUUUCACAAAAAAGACCAGUUGUAGACCUAUAACUGGAGCCUGUUAUAGUCCAACAAGUUGAAGUUCUUUGUUGGCUUAAUGGUCGGUGUUAUGUAUUAUACAGCUACAGCAAUGUUCCGGUACAUGUUUGUUGGCAGGAGACUGUGAAAUCUGCACCUCCUGAAGUACAGAUAUUUUUGCUACAUUGCCUGUCACCAGUAACCACCAAUGCUGGACAAGAUAAUGCAAGGUGGAGGGCACAUCUCACUGCCCCAUUCUUGCUUUUACCCAAUCCAAAUAUCUUCUUGAACAUUUCCUAAAAACAUUGUGAGCUGUGUGUCAGGGGAGCUGUGGUUCGGCUGCAUCAACCGAAACAAGUUAUUUAAAGGACCACUAUAACUUUAGGAAUAUUUCUAAUGCUAUAUAGUGUCCCUAUUGCUGGGUUUAAAAUAAACUUGCAGUGAGCUGGUCUUCAUGCUGCCUUUUCACAUCCCUGACUUAUUAUUAUUUUAUUAUUUGUAUAGCGCUGUACAAUGGGUGGACUAACAGACAUGUAAUUGUAACCAGACAACUGGACGUACAGGAACAGAGGGGUGGAGGGCCCUGCUCCAUUAUACUUGAUCUCCGCUAAUUCAAAGCUUCCGUGUAGGAAACCAUUCGGAGGCUGAUGUGCAUGCCCGCCAAAAUAGCAGGCCAUUUCAAGGAUUUAAAAGACUUUGAGAUUAGGUGGGCUGGGUGCCUGUAGUGUUCCCUUAACUCUUAAAUGGUAGGUAAUAGAGCAGUGAGACUGCAGGGGCAUGAUCGGUACACAAAAGCCACUUAAUUAAGCUGAAGUUUUUUUGGUGCUUAGUGUCCCUUUAAUUAGGAAAUCCAAGAAGUAUGUACUGUAAGCUGAGCCAUCUGCUGCGGUAUAAUGCACAUUUGUGAUGUACAGAUUCAUGUGUGUAAUUAUUUUUAAUCAUUUUUAGGAAACCAAGAAGGGACCAAGUAUAUUCACAGUCUGCAAGGUCUGUUCGCUCUUCCUUUUGGCAGGACAGCAAAGCCAGCACAUAUUGCUAAGGUCAAGAUGAAGUUUCGGUUCCUUGGCAAACUUAUGGCUAAAGCAAUCAUGGACUUCAGACUGGUGAGACCUGUAUUUAUAUGUAAAAACAUAAGUAAUUACUUGAACUUUAUUUUUUGUGAGAACUUGUUCUAUGGUAAUGCUGGCGCAAGAUAAUUUAGGCAUUCAAAUUUCAGAAGCCUUUCAGGAAACCAUAUUAGUGGGAAAACAACAUUGUCAGGAUUUCCAGUAGUUCGAACUACAGAUUUGUUUACUCAUUUAAGACUAUUUUACAGCAAACCUAAAAAGAGACAGUGUACACAUACAAUCAAGAAAUAUUACUAGCGGUGUUAAAAAAUGCUUGCACAGAUUAGGAUAUAAUUUCUUUUUAAUGCAGAUCUGAAAGCAUAAACCUACCUUCUAUAAAAUGUGUUAAUUAUCCCGAUCAUUCAAACCUCUGUAAGCAUUUGUUAAACUACUCUAUUACACAUGGACACGUUUGCUUUUUGGAUUUUCCUUAAAUUAACUUUUUAAAUUACACAAAGUAGGUUAAAAAGUGUUUUAAUUAUUCCCUGUAACUUUGUUUUUAUUGUACUAUAUUCUUUACUGAAAGUGUGAAAUCGUCAUAAGCACUUUUAUUACCUUUAUUUUAUUGCCAAGUAAUGGACUAACACUGAGCUGUUGUCAUUCAGCAAGUGUUCACAAUGGAGGAAUCAGAGUUUGUUCUUAUUUACAAUUAUAUUGCAUUUGACUUUUUUUUUAAUGAAUAAAAGCAUUUCAUCAACCUGAUUUUCAUAUUAACAGCUCAUAACUAUAGACCAUGAUCAAUCGGUUUUUAGUACUUUGUGGAGAUGACUUUUUUUUUAUAAUUUUUUUUUUUUAUAUAUAUAUAUAUAAUUAUUUUUUGCAACAUUGUAUCUUGGUCUCGAAUUGGAAUGUAUUUGAGUGAAAACAUUCAGAGAACUAGCAAAUAUUUAAGCUCUCCAUCUGUAUGCAAAGAGACCAUAAAGAUGCUACAUUUAUGGAGGCAUGAGAGAUCCUGGGGGGCUAGAUGGUGGUUUUAACACUAUAAGAUAAGGAAUACAUGUUUGUGUUCCUGACCCUAUACGAUCCUUUAAGUAUCUUUACUUGUCACUCCUUUUGUGUAUCUGUAUAUAUUGUGAGUUACAUGCUCUAGCAUUUCAUAAAUCUUCCCUGUGAUCUUCAAGUACAAUAAAACUGCAGUGUGAUCCUUGUUGUUUCACCAAAUAACUUCUUUGGAGCAAUGGGGAAUAAGAAUGUCUGGAUGAAGAGCUUGCUUAUAUGCCUUAAAACCUUCAAUUAUUAGGAAGUAAGACAUGCUUAAAUUGCAGAAAAUUAAACCCCAUGGUUUUCCACUGGUGUUCCGUUAGUACAUUGUGUAUCAAUGUAAUGUUUUGUGGACCCAGGACAUACUUGAAAACGAGAGAAAUCUCAGUGUAUCUUUCCUGAAAUGUAUCUUUGCAGAAAAUGAAACCCCAUGCUUUUACACUGGUGUUCAGUUAGUACGUUGUGAUAAAUACUAGCACUGCCUUUCUUUUCUAAUGAAAAGGAAUCAACAGAAGUUAAGAGAAACAAAACAAACUUAAAAACUGCACAUAGAUCUUUAAUUUCAAAAAAGAAAACCAAAGAAAGUGGGUUUAAAAACUGGAAGAACGCGUUUUUUAAAUUUUUUUUAAUUUUUUUUUUUUUUUUUUUUUUUGUCUUGUUAAAUCACAAACAUGUUAGAAUUAUGUGCUCCCUACAUUUUGAUAUUACAAUCUUGACUGUGUACAACCUUUUAGAAAUGUAUUAUCCCCACAGGUGGACAUUCCUCUUGGGCUCCCUUUCUAUAAGUGGAUGUUACGGCAGGAAAGCUCCCUUGCUUCGCACGACUUACUUAACAUUGAUCCUGUUGUGGCCAAGUCUGUUUAUCACCUGGAGGAUAUUGUGAGGCAGAAAAGGAGGCUAGAACAGGAUAAAGCACAGGUUAGAGAGUUUGACUUUUUAUUUUACACGUUUGCAUGAAGAAUGGUUUGUUCUAAAGGUAAAUGCAACCUUUCACUAUGUAUUUAGUUGAUCUGAACUCGUAAAUACAAAUGGCAGUUUAUGGAAAGAAGGUAAAUAAUAUAAACAUGUGUGGUUGCAUAAAGCCUGCUCAUUCCAGGGUUUAAAUAUAAAGCUCCAAUCAAUUGGCUGAUCAACACACUGUAAAUUACUCUCCUCUGAUUACUUUUGUCCUUUAUAUAGCGCCAACAGAUUCCAUAGCGCUUUACAAUAUAAUAAGAGGUGGGGAUUUAACUAUAAAUAGGACAAUCUUGUGCAGCUCUGCAUAUACACGCAAAAAUUGUAUAUACUUUGUCACAUUGCUUCGCAUUGGCAGCAGUGCCUGGACCACAACGGUCAUUUGGGGGGGAGGGGAGGGAGGGAAAAUCAUAUCUGUACAUCUGUGUAUACAUUUGAUUUAAGACACACUAUAUUUGUAUGUGAUCGUAUUUUUUUGUUUUUGUUCCACGAACACCCAUUAAACUACUCUAAUUUAUCAUUGUAACAUUAUUGUGGUUUAUUAGUGAUACAAAUCUUAACUCUUCACAGACCAAAGAGAGUCUGCAAUUUGCACUUGAGAGUCUGAAUAUGAACGGCUGCUCUGUUGAAGAUCUGGGAUUGGAUUUUACAUUGCCUGGCUUCCCAAAUAUUGAGUUAAAAAAAGGAGGAAAGGAUGUUCCUGUCACCAUUCACAACCUGGACGAGUAUGUACGGGUAAGAAAUACAUACAGCUGUUUUCAUACAUGUGAGCACAAUGGCAAAUCCAACAGUUAACCAUCAUCUUAUCUUUGGAAGCUAACUUGGAUUAUUGGGAUUCUGUUUCAAUGUAGAAAUAUGAACGUGCACCAUCAUUUAGAGGCAGGGUUGGGAUACGGAAGAUAAUACAGAGCUCAUCUCCAAGUUAAUUGGGAUUUGGGAUAUAUGCAAAUCUAACUCCUCCAGAAAAUCUUGGAUUUGUCAGGACAGUUUUGAUUUUGGGCACCUGUUGUUCUGUCCUGUUUGCAUUUUGGUCCUCUGCUUCAGGGGUCAGCAGAGACUAGGUCCACAAAAAGUGCAAUGUGUGCAUCACUAGCCACACAAAGCAAGAGUUUUAAAGUUGCUCUGUACAAACCUGGCCAGUACAUAUGCUGCUAAGCAUUGCAAGGAUGCACGUUAGUCUAAGUCCUAUUCCCAAUUGAUUUCUGGAUGGGUUUUCCCCCUCAUGGACAUGUGUCCCACAUUUAUACCUCCUGGUUUUUGGAUGCUAUGCAUUUGUGACAUGGCUGAGGUGGACUAAAGACCUUUUAUGUUUAGUAUUUAUAUAGCAUAAUUGUACAGAGCUGUACAAUUUGAGGAAUACAGACCGUACAAUGUAAACAUACCAGUACCAAGGGUACAGCGGACCCUGUCUUGGGAGCUAAAACUUUGCAUUCCAUAUUUGAGUACAGUGCAAAGUGGAUAUUGAACUUGAAAUAUUGUGGUUAAAAUUGAGAAUUGAGACAAGAAGUUGAAAUGUUAAAGCAACACCUCUAAAACACUUUAGUUUGCUGUAGUUCUUUGAGCUAAGAGUUUCCCCUUUGUCACUUCAUACGUUUAAAUUUCAAUAGAAACUGGAUUUUUUUUAGAUUAAAAUUACAUGGCUGCACUCAUCCAGUUAUUUUACUUCAUGCUAGGACCAUUUUUUUUGUUUUGUUUUUUCCAAACAAUCUCAGCCUGGGGAGGUGUGGCUAGGGCUGCAUGGAGAGAAGCAAGCCUAUUUUAACUCCUAAAUGACAGAUAAUUGAGCAGUGAGACUGCAGAGGCAUUAUGUAUACACACAAACUGCUUCAUUAAUCUUAAGUUGUUUUGGUGACUAUGGUGUCCCUUUUAAAGGCAGUUAACCAAUCAUGCUAUAAAGCAGACUAAAGAGAGGAUGGGUCAGAGACUGAGGAUGUGGUUAGUUCUUGCAGAGUUUGGCAUCAGUUGCAUGAGAGGUGGGGGUUCAGGAGGACUAGGAAUAAAUACUGAGGGUAAAUGCUGAUCCCUGAAAUCUGUUGCAUUAGAGGUGAGGUUUGCAGAUACAAAGCCCAAAGAAAUGAAUGAAAUGGUGACGUUGGCUAUUCAGUGGAAGGUGUAGGACUAGCACUUGAACCCCAGAGCCAUUCUGAUUACAGACAUUGCCUAUUGGAAGCUGGAUUGAACACAGCCAAGCUCUGCUACUGAGCGUACACUAAAGCUAUUGAAUAUAAUUGGAGGCAAGUUACUAUGAAAUGGAUUUUCGACACCUAUCUGAGCUGCUGUGAAAUAGUCUGUAGAUAAAAUCUUAACAUUGUCAUAAAUGGCUGUUACAAGUUACAUUUUAUAUAGCAUAUGGAAACAUGUUAUGUUGUCAAGCAUAUAAACAUAUUCUGCUGCUCUGGUUUAAUGUAUUCUGGUUUUCUUCUUCUCCAAAACUAUUGGCUUUGGAUGUAUGUAUCACUGACAAGUUUGUCUUUCUUGCAGCUUGUAAUAUUUUGGGCCCUGAAUGAAGGUGUUUCCAGGCAGUUUGACUCAUUCAGAGAUGGCUUUGAAUCAGUCUUCCCACUUAAUCACCUGCAGUAUUUUUAUCCGGAGGAGGUUUGUAUUACUUUAAUUUUAUAUGCAUAUUGUUUACAGCAUGUCAUGCUCACAUUCAAUAUUAUUUUCAUUUAAAACAGGAGUUUAGUACUUUAACAACUAUACAUUUUAAAGGAUCCAUAUCUGUAUAAAAUACAUGGCAAAUAAAAGCCAUAUGCUUUAUCAUUUUGCACAAACAGCAAUGUGUUUCUCUUAUUGUAAAUGGCAUGUUGUGGUUUUAAUGAUGCACCUAUCCACAAAUGUUUCUAUAAUGAGUUGUUUUGUUUUUCUUUUGCCUUGUAUAUUAAAGGAAUAUGCCAACCCGAAAUGUGGCCAAAAUUAGAAAUCACGGUUUAGUAGAUAUAUCCUCAAUGGAUAUAUACAAAAACUGCUGUACUUAUGAACUGCAGCCUUUGCAAGCCCUCCCCUUUUAGUCUCUCCUUUUAGUACAGGUUUCUCAUUGAGAGGUGUCUCGUUUUUAUGUGCUGAUUUCUAUGAGAAACUGUCCUACUAGGAUACGGCUUUUAUGGGUUUGGAUCGGUCCUUUAAGAGCAUUAAAAAGGACCCUGCCGUGCAUCUAGAAAUACUGUCUAGCUAUCUGUGUUGACAAAAUAAAUUGCUUCCCCAUAUGCCUUACUUGUACUAUAAAAUUUUAACACACUUCUAAAAACACAUCUUAUUGUAGAGGAUACGGUGCAAGAAAGCUAUGCUAGGAGUCCCUGUCCUCCUCCUUCCUCCCUGAUAAUAAAAUCUUAGGUGGGGAAAAAAGUAAUGGCACUUUGUUUGCCUUCUCUGCCACGAACAAGCCCAUCUAAUUUUUUUAUUUUUUUUCCUGCAAGGUCUGAGACUCUUAAGCAUGUCUGACAUGAAAUGUAAUUUGGUCAUGGCAGUAGUAUUUGGAGUAACCAGAAAGAACAAGAUAGGUCUGUCUUUCCACAUAUGGUGCCUCAAUGUGUCUGUGAGCUUGGAUUUUUGUUUCACAGUAGUCUAGCACCAAGGUUUAACUGGCAGCAUCCAAAAAUUCGAUUUCUUGACUUUUUUCCCCCUGACAAUAGCCCAUGGAGCAUCAUCCUUUAUUACUUAUUGAUUAUUUUUGUGACGUUUUGUGGAGAGGGGGUUUUCCGCUUUUGUAAUCCUUUCUUUCACUCAAUCCGUAUGUUGAUCUGCGUUUAUGUGCAAGGUAGGGACUGAAUGAGAAUAGCAAGUCUCUUCACAUUCUGCAUCUCUAGAUUGGAAGCAUCUAGUUUCCCAGUAUACUUGAUGUUCCAUAUAUUGUCAUCAUCAUACAGGUAUUCUUUAUGUCAAGAGUAUUCCUAAUAUUUCAUGCAGUUCAUUGUAGAUCAGUUAAGUAUUUUUGGAGGCAGAUUUAAAUAUUUUAACAGAUUUAUAGGUCCUGCUGCAAAGAAAGUGUAUUCUGAAUAGCCUAACAGGCCUUGGUAUAUAAAUAAAGCGACACUGCUCCUUUUCGUAAAUGCACUGCAUAUCUGAUAUUUUAGGUAAAUUUAUUUUGUUUUGCAGCUGGAUCAGCUGUUGUGUGGAAGUAAAGGUGAUCCUUGGGAUGUGAAGACUCUGAUGGAGUGCUGCAGACCAGACCAUGGAUACACGCAUGACAGGUAUAUGGUAUAGAGAUAUUGAUAUAGCUUAUUUAUUCAUCAAUACAAUGACUGAGAAUAAGGAGGCUGUAAUCCUACAUUUCCCUCCCAGUAUAUGUCCGUGAAAUUGUAUCCAAUAAAACCACCCCAAUUAUCCCACCAUUUUUCUUUCGCACUCAUAGAUGCUUCAUUCUUUUGUACUUGAUGUAGAUUUUAUGUAUUUGUUUUCAAUUUAUUUUAUUUUUUGCAUUUUUGACCUUAAUUAUUGUAUAUUUUCAUUCAGUAUAAGGAUCAGUAUGUCCCUGCAUACAGUUGUACAUAUAAACUAGUAAACCAAAUAACUUGCGUCAUUCUUGUUCUUUCAGCCGUGCUGUGAAAUCUCUUUUUGAAAUCCUUAGCAGUUUUGACAGUGAGCAGCAGAGACUUUUCCUGCAGUUUGUCACUGGCAGCCCCAGACUCCCAGUUGGAGGUAAGGAAUUGGCAACUCUGCCACAUGCAUAUCGUUUAGGAUCAGCAACAUCAGUGUUCUGUUCAUAAUUAGAUGAUUUGAGACUUUGUACUACAAAUAUUAGUUCUAGAUUUGACCAUGUAUAGUUUGGGGGACAAUGUAAGGAGACUAUACCUGGACUUUAUUUUGUAAUGUUUGCAAUAUUCUGUGUAAUUGAUGGUCAUAUUUAUAUAUAAUCUACCAUAAACCGAAUCAACAAAGUUUAAGUAGUGAAAAUCUUCUGGCUUGUGGACAUUUUAGUCCUCGCAGGGACUGUGAAAUUUUCACAUUGGGUUUGGAACCUAGAGUCCAUGACACACUAGGGCUGAAUUUUCACUCAACCUGUAUAGCUGGACCAGAUAGCAGCAGAGUACAGUAGUAUUUUAACUAUUUACAUAAAUAGCUUGACUUUACUUGGGUGUUAUAAAUGUUUAACCCCUUAAGGACCAAACUUCUGGAAUAAAAGGGAAUCACAUGUCAUGUGUCCUUAAGGGGUUAAAGGAGUAAAAGUACAUUUGUGUAAUGAUCAAAUCACAUCAAUAUAAGCAGGUGCCUAUUGUAAUUUCUCUGUAAUAAUCUGUAUGCUAGGUAUUAUGCAUUUAAUAAUAUUUACAUUUUGUUUUUGCUUUUUGUUUUAUUUUUCUCAUGGGAACAUAGGCUUUCGGAGCCUGAACCCUCCACUGACGAUAGUCCGCAAGACUUUUGAAUCCACCGAAAACCCGGAUGAAUUUCUCCCUUCCGUUAUGACCUGCGUAAACUACCUUAAACUGCCAGACUAUUCUAGCAUUGACAUUAUGCGUCAGAAACUGUUAAUAGCUGCACGUGAAGGACAACAGUCAUUCCACCUUUCCUGAUCCUGAGGAUCUUACCACGGAGCCCAUCUGAAGGAUUAAUAAAUCAUGAUUUCUUUUCUAAAUGUAUCACCAGAGUCAAGGCAACAUGUCCUGCCUUACUGUAGAAAAACCCGAUGCAGAUUAUUACAUAUAAACAGAAAAAAAACAAAGACGCAAGAUCCAUUAAACAGCCUCCUGGACGUUUAAAACUGAUCAGACUCAAGAGUUGUGAUAUAAGUUUGUUUAGAUUUUUUUUUUCUUUGCUUAAAUUAUCCUUUAUUUCAAGAGUGUUGUUUUUAACAUGCUUUGCUGUGUGACUUUAAAUGAGGAGGUGUGUAAAAACAAACCACAAAUCCAACAUGGAGACAAUUUUAAGCUGGAAUAAAAAAAGUAUUGCCAUGCAAAUUAAGAAUAAAACAAAGUGUGUAUCCAUCUAAAUACACACCUCCCUCAGCUUCUUGCCCCCAUCCCUUCUUCUGCCCUCAUGCAAAGUCAGAUUCUGGUUCAGACGUGAAGAAAACACAAAAAAAUCACCAGUUAUUUGAAAAGUUAAACUAGAUAAGCAUUUUUUUUUUCCCCCUCUCUCUCUCGAUACACUGUCCUUGCCCUGAAAUUUGUAAUGUGCAAUUUAUUUUUCUUCCGUGUGCAGACUGACGGCAAGCCCCUCAUUCUUACUUUUGUUUUACCAAAUACCCUUAUCUGGCCUCCAAUCAGUGGCUAUGUUUUUUUGGGGGGGGAGGGGAGGGUGGGUUGGUUUGAUUUGAGCCACAGUCUCCCAUUCUAACUCUUAUCCUGAUGUUAAGGCCAGAGAAGGCAGUCCUUCUAAUAAAUAAGGGCUUGAUUGUUUCUUUAUACUGGCCUUUUCACAGGAAACUUAAAACUGUUUAGACAGUAUAUAAAGAACUGAGUGGCGGGUCUCUCUAUUUUUAUUAUUUUUGGUUUUUUUGCUUAUUUGAUAUUGUAAAAGGAAAAAAAAAACUAUUGGCUGGCUUGUAUUCAUUCAAAUAGAGCCAUAGACUUUCAAAUUAAUGUAAAUUUUUAAAUCCUAUCCAGUUAAAUUCCCUGUUCAAAAGUAAUUUUCUUUCUUCAGUUAUAUUUUUUAAGUAUUGUUCCCUGGUUUUCUUUGGGGGAUUUAAAGAGUUGGAAACGUUUUCACACAGAUGAGAGCAACUGUUCUACAUGUCCUGUUCUAUGUGCUGAUUUCUCAGAUCUGCAAUAAUCUACUUCAUCAGGUUCAUGUUUUUACCUGAAUAUAAAUAAAACCGAAAAAAAGUUUG
This is a messenger RNA of Pelobates cultripes (western spadefoot toad), 95638 nucleotides long. NCBI's taxonomy places the organism in Eukaryota, Metazoa, Chordata, Amphibia, Anura, Pelobatidae. The record is from the annotation of a GenBank genome assembly.